AUGCUCUGCAGAGACAAAAAGAGUGGUGAGGCGCUGAUUAACUCCGGUCGGAUGUCGCCGGCAGCACAUUGGUUAGACCUCGCCUGCGGACCAUCUGCACAGUGCCGAGGCGUCGAAACGAGUGCCAUCGAAGACAAGGGGUACUGGGAUGACCGUUUCUUGUUUAUUAGCCGUCGCCAGUCAACCUUACUCAAGCCCGGGUUUCCCACACCCGAGGCUCUAAUCUGCGUUCCUAGGCCAUCCAUCUACACUGAGUCCAACGUCCUGCCACUUAUCCACGGACCUGUUGGUUGCGAUUGGGGAUGUUAAGUUUUGACCGGUAUAAACGAAAAGGCGAGUCCUAGGAGGCAGUUCAGAAGAGAAUGAUGUAGUUGAUGGGACAGGUUAAUUCACCUGAUGUUUCGAGCACACACACUCGAACCCAUCCUCAUAGGUAGUCACCAAGCACAAGAACUGCAGAAUUUAUAGGAAGUGGUCGCCAUGCAACCACAUGCGCAGCUCGUACUCAUCGCUGUGGCUCAUACUUGAUGCGAUGAUUGCCUGACAGUCCGCAUAAGAGUCUUUAAUUGCCGUAAUUUCAUUACCGUUGUGGAUUCUUGGCAUGACGACCACUCGGCGACUCGAUCUCCUGUCGCUCGAGCUGUUGGUCGCCCGCGCCCUCCCGCGUGAGUAACUACUCCAUCCAGGAGGUGAGAGGUUGUUAAUCGACUGCGAGCCGAGAAAAACCGCUAAAGUUGCCCUCGACUUAUGCGUUGCCAUCUCUCGAGUGAAUUCCAGCCUUAUCAGACCUGAAGGUGCGCCCGGGUCCUGUCAAAUGGACCGCGGCCUGAGAACCAGCGUCCUUUCUCCGCUAAGUCUGCAUGUUCGGCAACCUGCAUCGAGAGUAAUCUCCCAGUUUCUUUGACGUGAUUACCUUGUCCACAAGUGCAACAGAUCUGGUAGAUUAUUUCAAGCGUUUCAUACUAUGGCUGUGGGUCUUUGGUCUCAUUGCUCGGCGCCUGACAGUCGCUUCUGGUUUGUGUGUAGUUCCAACGUCAAGCGGUGUAAGGAGGCGACUUAUGGUUUCCGAGACGUUCAUCGCGUACAGGAGCGCUCGCCAAGAUUCUGGAUGGGUGCAGAUCGGUCUCCUGUCUCGUAUGCCUAUGCACGUGUUGGCAAGGUUGCGUGGUUUGUCAUUUUUUUCUGAGCACAUUUCGAAACUAUUGUUAUUCGGCAUCCUAGUCUUCUGGUUCACUGCAGCACGUCUCAACACGCUGUUUAUGGCUGAUUGGGUGGUUGCUGUUGAAGCCGUUAGUUAUGUCAUAUUUGUCGCUUUCCUGAACACUAAUUUUAGGCAACCACAAUCUCUGCGGCGGACGGAGACAUCAAGGAAGAUCGGUUGGUUGUCUUCUUUCUCGUCCAUCGUGAAUUAUACAGUUCGACAUUUACGAAUGAUUACUAAUCACUCGUAAACCGGCAUCUAUAUCAAUGGAUAACAGAUUUAUGGGGACUGAAAGCCUAGAAGGAAUAUUAGAGAUAAUAUUACGUUGGUUAGAAACGCCAAUCUUUUCAGAAAGAAAAUUUGCAGCAGUAAUUCGAAGUAAAGAAGGACUCGACACCAAAAGGUGCCAUAGUGUCUUCGCAAGAGCUGCCGGUUAUAGUAUGCAACUGCAUCCUCUGUUAUCCUUAUCUGCAACGGCUUUUGAUGACGGUUUAGAUUGAUAAUCCGAAAGGUCAGGCGUAUAAACUUGUUUUGACGAUUGCGUCUUCUACUGGGUAUUAACUUGUGUUGGAAGUACGUCCACCGAUCCGGUUAGGGGACAUACUCGUCCUAUUGUACUUUGGGGUUCAGUGCGGAGCCAGAGCUAGUAGCCGCAGAGCUACCAGGAGACGAGUCUCGAAAAGGUGACUAGGAUGGAAAUUUUUUGGUUUAUUGGCUGUCAGGUUUGUCUCAACUGAGCCCAAAGUUGAUCCCUUUUCUCGAUCUAGAAAUCUGUCAGCUGAGAGCUGUGUCUUUGAGAACUCUCGUCUCUGCGUAAGCUCGCAGAUUUUGAUUUGUGCCCCUAUGGGGGAUAGGGGGGGAUGAGGCUAAUACAGCACAUCGGAUUCCUCAGGCUCAUUAUACAUUUCACUAUGCACUCGCGUCCUUAAAGAAGGCGGGUAUUUGCAUAGAGUUGCCUCAUGGAUGCCUGGUCUGUUCGCUCUUCUUAUCGCUCUUAGGAAUGAAAAAAGUGAAGUCGAAUGGUGACUGACUCUUCAUUUUCACAAGCCAGAGGAAAUUUGCAUGAUGGGGCACUAUAAACGCGUCUCCUGUUAUGCAAAAACUGUGGAAUUCCAGCAUUCACCCAGGCAACUCAGGUAUAGUCGAAACCUCGGGUUAAAAAGACGCUCUGAUUGACUGAAUUUUGCAUUCUUUGGCUUAGAGUAAUUAAAUUCACCAAAGAUCUCACGACCGGGGUAAACGCUUUGCCCUCCUGUUCACAGUCAGAUACACACCUAGUUACUUCCAAAACACCAGAUUGACAACCUGAACAAACCGGUUCAAAGGCUCAGAAACCAAACUUAGCCAAGAUGCAACCUUCUGUUAAGAUAUUGUCCAAAAUAAAGCUUUUUGAAACAUUUUAUUCCCGUCAAAAGUUAGUAGGAAGAAUUUAUGAGUUAGACAGUACGUUGAACUAAAUGUGGGGAGGCACUCGUCUGUAAACCAGUAUUCUUUUUGCUGUUAUAAACGCGCCCAAGUAGUCCUUCACGUUCAGCGAACGCAAUCAAUUAUUUUAAUACGUGAUGUUUCAUUCCAGGCACGUACUGGAUACGUGUCCCAAGCUGUCCCACUGAAUUUCGUCCAUUCUUAUGCGACCCACCCAGAAGACAAGAGACGUCGUAUCGAGGAUGUGUCCAAUUAUUUUUGGAUUUAAAAACUGAGCACGUUCUUCUAAUCACAUGCUUGUUUGGAGAAACCCCGGCGAACUGUUAAUUAAAUACUACCGAAAUUGCAGUUGGUCCCCAAAAAGUCAGAAAUUACUAAAUUCAUCCGUCCAUAGACAACCAUCAUGAAUGACAACUUGUAGUAAUCGCAGUCGGCAAGGACGCGUUUUUAACUAUCCACCAUUGGAUCUCUUCAUUGUGCGCUACGGUAGGAUAGUGGACGGUGAAAAAUAAUCAGUGAGUUGGGUGAUGUGAACAGAGUUAAGGGCUGUUCUGACACUCUAAUUUGGAUGGAGGAAUUGUGCUCUAGUGCUGUUAAAUAGGAUUUUUCCAGUUGGUAUGACGGUUUGCACGUUGUUGAAGUCAGUCUACUCCCGGGGAUCUGUAGCCAACCACCAAAAUUGCAUCUACGUAUGUUACCUAGAUUACUUUAGGGCGCUAACAGCUCACAGUCUCUAAACUCGCUAACAAAGGCCUCCGCUGCGGUGCGACCUCAGCCCGAUAAAACCUAUUUUCAGUGCCACCAAGUAGACGUAAACCACUUCAUUCGUGUCAUUUGCAAUGUACAGGAAUCAAUUUCAAAAUGUGACGUUAGCCCCUUCUCGCAAAGACAGAAAUCCUCGGCAUAAAUUCAGUCAACCCGGCCUUGUGUUCGCAGACGACAUUCAUUCGAGACCUUGAAUUUCCCUCGCCCAAACUGUGCCCCACACGGUCCCACUCGCAUAAUCCCAGAUCGCGUCACAGUGGAGAAGUGCGAACACAAUCCGCAGCCACCCUGCCCCGAUAGGUCGAGAAUAUUUUAUCCCCGUUCACUAGUUACUUCUCGACUUUCGCUAUCCCACUGUGGUUUCUAUCUUUGGUAAAGCCUUAUUAUGGACAGUCAAGGGCAUGCGUUUGCCUUUCACACAGACAAAACAUUCUGGGUGGGACAACCAUUCAAAUUUUUUCUCGACUUCGCGGAGAUCUCUAAGCUCGUCUUGCAUGUGACAGUUUGCGCCACGAAAUAUAUCCAUUUGCAAAGAGACGACGGGAGGCUACAGUGUAAGCGCUGCUAAAGUUACUCUCAGCAACGUCAAAACACAAAACUGUUGAUAAGACCUCGCUAUCGGUGAUUAGAACUUAGUCGAUCUAAAUGAAUCGUUCGGCUCAUUUGGCAUCAAACAAACUGUCAAGGCUAGAGACUUAUAGCGUUCGUAAGAAUGGUUGAGUGUUUUAAGAGCAGUUUUUCCUCCCUACGUCUACUCCUUAGACCUCCGGCUUCUUUAAACCCACCCUACGGAAGUAGUUUUUCUUAAAAGACCACAAUUUCGACCCAGGUGACCAACCUAAUGAGAGUUCAUACGCAAAAGUGUAUCGACCGAGGACGUCAAGGGAAGCACAUAACCACGUAACGGAAUACCGGAAAGAGAUCCUGGCUUGCGUUGAUCUGAAUACGAUUGUCAGUUGUUCACGAUACUCAUCCGUACAUAUAGGAAGAAGAAACGACCAGUGGAUGAGAAGAUACAAUGAACAGAAAUGUGAAUUGGAAGGUGUAUAAUGAUACAGACAGGACGAGUUACAACCAUUGACUGACCUGUCUGGGUGGAGAGGCGAUACCACCAUGCCAGCUAGUAAACCGGUGGGGAACGCAGCGCUGUGGGCAACUGCAGGGAGGGGCCGAGGGGGGCGCGGACGUGGAGAGGAGGAUAACGGUGCGAACGUCACGAUACGAUACGGGGAAGGGGUCGGCGGAAGUGAGGAGAAAGGGCACCGGUCAUCUUCACCAGCACGCGGUUACGCCAUCUCCAUCCUAGGUUCGCGCGCCAAAAUGUGUCACAGCACUCAAACAACCCUGCUCAGAUUAGGGGACGUCACAAAAGGGAUCGUCCUAUCCCUGUAUUUUUAAACAGUGGAGUAAAUAAAAAGUGAGCAUACAGGCUUAACAUGCCAUACUUAACGCUCCUACACUGAACGCUGAGUCCACAUCCCACGACCCUCGAUGCGAUAGGUAUGAGUGCGUGUGGGGGCGGUCAGUAGGACAUUACGUCAAACGCUUGGACAAAUGAGCCCUAUAUCGUGUCGCGAGACUUUCCAGCCUCGGCUUAGGUCAUGUCCGACUGACAGCAAAAAGAAGAGAAUUGUAGACACACGCCUCCCAAGCCUGUACAUCUGGAGAAACUGAGAGGUCACACGUCCGCAGAAUCGCUUGCUGGGAUCUGAGUUCCAGUUCGCUGCAGUCAUAGUCUUCCUUUCUGGGGGAGACUUUAUAUUGCGUUUUUCCAGACAUGUAAGGAGAGCGUAUCCUAGGUUAAGAGAUAAAGCAUCUAGGUCGAACGUGGUGCGAAACAUCUGUGUCCGGAAUCUUCACAGACCGACUGUUCUCUCAGCCACCACGGCAAGCUUGCUUGGCAUCCGAAUUAAUCGGCAGUCAGCUUUGCCUCUCCCGCCAACUGAAUCUCUCGCUGCGUAAAAGAUCAUAAGAAUUUCAUGUUGACAUUAGAAAAUGCACUGGUGCUUCAGCAAACUUACAAUAUCCAAGGGAUACAUGGCCAAGUUUUCAAGCAGACGUCAGAAAUCUAUGAACGAUGGUCUAUGAAAAUAUUCAGACAAUUGCGCAAGAAUUUAGAAGUUGCCAUUGAUUUUAGAAGGUUAAAUUCCAAACGGCAAAACGCUUGCGAAGACAUACUUCUCUGCCAUCGAGCCACUCACUCUGGUUCUGUCAGCCGUGGCAGGAAGUACUCCACGUCACUCUUGCAACGUUCGGCGAACUAUCCUGAAUACAGGGCAGGAAGUGGAAUUAAGAUUUUUGUCCUAACGCUUCGUUAGACAACCUACUCAGUCCAUAGUGAGGUAAAAAUAUAUAUAUAUAGGAUGGAAAUAUGAUAUGUUCCACACUUCGGGCUUGGGUAUGGCUGGCUGACGACGGCUAAUAAGCCAGAAGUGGCCAUUCCAGUCUCCCUUGUCUUUGUCGGUAAUAGAAUUCUGCCUAUAUAUAUAUAUUCUACUCACAUUCCAAAAUUAUUUAAAGUCAACUACCCUACCAAUAGAGGACUGUCAUAAAGUAUGCUUACUCUCGCCCCUUUGCUGGAAAUUAGGUCAGCAAAAUUUUAAAACUCGCUGCAGAUCCCGACUUCUAAAGAUUUUAGAACAGCACAUUUUUGUACGGCCUCCUCAUGCUGUUGCAAAUACGAAUCCAGACAUCCAUAAGCUACUGAAUCGUAUCUGAAGUAUGCAGUAAUUCCCUUCAGACCCGUCGUGAAAACCUCGGAAGUUCAAAUUAAAGGCAAAGUCGAACAAACCUAUUAAAAGCCUUCUAAAUCAUAUAAUUUUAUUAAAUCGAACAACUAGCCUUCGUUCCUACGCUACAUUUUACCAAGACACAAUAGGCCAAUAGUCAGUCUUUUCCAGUGGAAGGGAUAAAUACUGCCUACUUAAGGCCUUUCCUCCAAUAGAAUCUAAAAAAAAGAACCGAAAAAGUUCCCGGCGAAAGGCCAGUUUGUCACUUAAUUUAGGCUUCCAUUACUAGAAGCCUCCCCUCUAACAUGAUAGAUUUUCGAAUGUCCUGUGAAUGGUUUUGAUGUUAACUAAGGAUCUCAACUAUGAUAUGAAAACGGAACUGUCGAAAACAGUUGAUUCAGACAGGUUUACGUCUCAUGCGAUAAUAUCACUCGGUUUAAUCUUUUCAGUUUUGUAAACUUCUCAAGAGCUGAUGCGCUAAUUUGAUGCCAACUCUUCGAAGUAAGGACAUUUAAGCUCAGUCCAGAAACUUAUAUGAAUUUGUGAGACAAAAUGCAUCAGCUUCUGUGGGAGAAGCGCAUUCUUUAUGCACUGCCAUUAAGAGCUCAGUAGUACACAUACUUUACAUUGGUUUCUAAUACACUUAAAAACCGAAACUUUCAGAACCGAUACAUUUACCAGUAGAUACACGGGAACCAUGAAAAACCCAUCGACGAGCCGAGCCUCUGCAAAUGUGUUAUUUUGCGGCAACUAAACGCGUGUGGACAAAUUAACCUAGUACCUGAGGAAUUGUACAAGAUUUAGUAUGUUCACCCAUCAUCUGGACUCCUGAAACUAGAGAUAACCUGCGGGUUUCGACCGUUUCGUGACCAAUUGUAACUCUUCCUUUCUCCUUUCUAAACAACAAUAGUUUUGAUCAUAAUCAGAAGCAACGAGUGGUUUAAUGUGACAAGAAGUGCCCCGAAUUACACGCCUGACCGCCUUUUCCCGUUUCACUGCACAUUCAACAGGAGAUUAGAGACAUCUGUCGCUGAUUUAUUCUAUAACUUGUUCGCUUGCAAAUCCUCAUUAACGCCAUUUGCGCUCUGCUUUCCGAUUAAUGAUAUGCCCUUCUGGGACCAUCGGAUUUUGUCGGCGCCGGGGUUGUUUUCGUUGGCACAACUGACUUUCCGCCAGGGUGUGUUUUUCUGCACAAAGCGACACUUCUGCACCCAAAUUACCUUGCCUUGGUUAAUUCAGCUUGGCGCCAAAGGCUGCUUUGUAAGUGGACUUAAAUCUCACUUGUUUGGCUCGAAAGGAGGUCUCUUCCACCUCCUGGGCAGUUCGACGUGACUAAACUGGAAAGAGGUUUUGAGUGAACGAGCGCCGAAAAUUCGUUUCGUGAUAUCACUGGAAAAAUCCCUGGCCGCUGACCAAAGUGAGCAAACGGGGUUCGGUGCAAAAAUACCGUCUGCACUGAGCUGUAUUAGUAAUUAGUAUAGACCAAACGCUCCGGUCAAUUGAGCUAUAAUUAGAAGGAUUUGUACAUCCCCUUGUAACAAUUUUGUCCAAAACCACUACAGAAUAUGAAUUCCCUAUGAUCGUAAUGCAAAAAAAGAUGAGAAGUUAUUCAUGGAAGUAAAGGUAAGAAGACUUUUACCUCUUUAGCACGAAUGUUUUGAAAUACGAGAUAUCAGAGAUAUCAAGGGGGGGAAUUAGAGCUUUUGAAACAUUUCUCUGGGAAUUAGUGCAGUCAAGUAUUGUCUAGUUUCCUGCAUGUUAUGCUGGCCUAAGCUCAUUCAGCCACAGCCAAUUAUUUCAUGCACUGCAAAGUUUAGCUCAACAGAUGCCGAAAUAAUAAUAAAGGUAUCGAAUUUCGAAAGAUCUUUUGAGCGACCUACCUGCAAAAUCGUCGGAAAGUCACAAUAAUGCCUUAAAGAUGAUAAUUUGCCUGCAAAAUGUGGGGUGCCUGAUGUGCCAUAGUAACUCGAAAAACCUGUAAAAUAAACGCAACCUCUCCACUCAUGGCAGAAGAAAAUAAUACAAGGUUCGAUCUAAUAAAUCAUAGUAGGAACCAUUAACCCAUCAUUGGCGAAAAGUAUCAGAUUUGGUGGAUUCAAGACGUUGCAGUAGGUUGGGCGGGUAACUUGACCCAAAUGCGAUUAAACUCGCGUCGUCCGGUGGGGCCUCGUAGCUCAAGUGGUUAGAGCGUUGGCUGUACUAAAGCCAUCCCUUUACUGCGUGGGUUUAAAUCCCUCCGGGGCGCCGAGUUUUUCACAUUUGGGUCAAUAUGAGAAGUAAGAACAUAAGUACUGUCGAUAUUAGUAUUUCCUAAUAAGACAGACAGUGAAAGAUCAAUCUGAGGACUGGACAGGAAUUUUUAAAGGGCGAAGACUUGCCUGUUUGCAGGAACAGGCAUUUGGGGGCCCGAUGUGCUUUCGAUUAUGAAAGUAAAAGUGCACAAAAAAGUACUACAGAACACACCCGUUUCUCCGGCGUUUUAACUAUUUACUUGAGGUUGCUGGGUGGGUUCGCUCGAUCCAUUAGGUUAUUGUGUAGAUAUUGCCAAAAGGUCUCAUAAUAUCUUUGCUUCAGCACGCAGAAAAAACUUUAUGUCAUGCAUUCUUGUCGUUCAUCGAACCAUCCUACCUGCAGGACAGAAAUGGCCGUCUCCGUCCGCCUUCGGAUUCCACGGGGGUGAUGGCUAAUUAGAAGCAAUUAAUAGUCGAGUGAUGGGCUAUUAUGACAAAUAAGAUGGAAAUAGAAGAAAAAGAAGAAGAUGCGAUCACGGGAACAAGAAAUUUAUUGGCCUUGCGUCUGGGAUUCUUACUCGAAGCCAUACAAAUAACUGCCUUUGUCGGUAACGCUUCUGGAAUUCUCCCCAGAUUGAAUAGGGGGGCAUUUUGCCGGAAGGAAAACACCAAGAGGUCACUUUCACUCAUGAGUAUUAUUAAUUAGGAGGAAGUAAAGUCUGUGGAAGAUGCGUCUUCCUACAAAAAGAUAAAGCACCGAAGCUGAAUCUGGACCAGUGGCUUUAAGAAACUGCAGGGUUCUGCCGCCACAAGUCUUUUUAAAUGAAAUCUUGAAUAUGGCUGAUAGAAACGAGCAGGCGAGUUCCAGGAAGCAGUUUUUAUGACGCUACCCCCAUUUUUUAUCUCCGAUCAACAGGACCUGCCAAUAGAGAUCGCCGAGUUACUCCUGCGAGACAAAUACGAUGGAAUGGAGAAUUGUUUCGGACACGCCCAAAUCCUCCAACCUCUGAAAUUCUGUCUUAAGGCGUACUUUACUUUUGAUGGAACAAUUUACGGGUAGAUGAAAGGUACGCCAACGGAUUCACAGACUCCGGGACGCGUUGCUAAGGUGGUCCUGCAACGUUUGGAGUUGCUGGUCUUCCGACACCGCUGACCGAAAUUCUGGGCUCGGCAUUUGGAUGCUACCAUCAUCGUCAUCGAACGGAAUUCAACGAACAUCUCAACGCCGUCUUCCCAGACAUCUAAUUCACGAUGGAGGGGAAAAAGUAAGCAGUUAGCUUUGCUCAACGUCCUCUUCUGCCGCAAAUAUUGUGGUGGACUGAAAACUAAAUUGUUCAGGAAAACAACUAAUACGACACAGGUACCUAGCUUCAACAGCAACCACCAAAUUAACCGCGGGCGGAGUUGCUUAAGAGUACUGUACCGGUGUGUCGAGGUGCACCGCAGUGAACCGGAAGACAAGGUCGCUAAACUACAGCAUCUUGGACGGGUGCUUAGAGGCAAUGUGUGCCUGUGCAGUUUUGUCAGCCGCUGCAUGUAUAAACGCAACGAAGAACAAACUUCAGCGGGCGAUUUCUAACGCGAAGAACAUCUCCGAAACCGUCAGUCGCCUACUCGCACCACUCGGAUUUGCAGUUGCACAGAGACCGGAGGCAACCCUCAGACAUCAGGCCAUAAGGCCUAAAACUACUGCCAGAGCAUGAAACAUUGGUAGUCGUUUAGGGGAUCACGUGCAGUUGCGGACAAGGCAACUACGUCAAAGAAAGUGGGGGACCACUUCGAACGCGAAUGACCGAGCAUGCAGCAGCAAUGAGGAGGAAUGACGUUAACUCUCAGAUCACUGCUUAUUCGACGGGACCCGGCCAUAUUUUUGAAGUUUCAAGAGACUGGACAUUUCUCAAGGGGCGGUCACGGCGUGAACCAUGAGCAGCUUGAGUCACAGUUCGCCGGACUGCAUUCAGUUAACUAGCGAAAUGACCUUCCGCCUCCAUAUUCUGUGCUGAGAGUCUGCCUGGGCAAAAUUACUAACCAGCAGUCACGGUGAGAGCGAGUCGAAUUGCCGAGUAAUCGUCAUGCCAAAGAUAAAAAAACGGUGAUGACAUCACGGAAAUCAACGACUAUGUUGCGAAACGACGAGCAAUCAUCGCAACAACUGCAACCCCCGCGAUGAACGCGAGUACCCUGCUUUUGUCUUUGAUGAUGGGUUCGAACAGGCAUCCGAAACGUCAGGCUAAUAAAGCUCUUAUCCAAGCUAGCAUGUCUCCUUCUUCACGAACACAAGUACUGCCAGAUGUAGUUGGCGUGCGGUUGUUUGGCAACCGCGUCCUAGAAAUACUGUUCACCCUGUGCCUCAUAUUAUCCUUUUCUGCGACUGUCUCUGAUGACGUAUUGGAGUGAGUAUCCGAAACUUCAGGCCAAGAAACUCGUUUCAGCGAUCGCAUCUGCUUCCUUUACCCUGAAUAUUCAUUUUCAGGAUGGUGUAAAUUCAUCUGAACGGCUCAUCAGCGCACUGCUUACGAUACUAAAUCUGGGGCACAUUAGCGUGUCACGACAUGACAUUUGUCGUAGCUUGAAAGGUUGCAAGUCACGGGAUAACCCAGUUUUCAUGGUGAGCGCAGGGGGAGUGUCCAGUGGAUUGAGAAUCAGGAUGCAACGUCUCCUUCCCAGUGCGGCCUUUAAGGCAAUCUCACCUACAGUGACUGACCGAUAUCAUGAAAUUUUGGCUGAAAUUCUGAAAUAGUUUUUCGAUUAGGAAGAAUUACUUAGGCGCAAUUGUAAUAUUAAUUAUCUUGUGGCAUAAUACUAUAAUAUUUCUGACUCGGCUGGACGUCAGCUUUUUGACACAUUACUUUUCAAUCCCCUGUAGAAAGCGUACUCUGUAAGAAAUGACAAUGCAUUUUUCCCAUUGAUUUUCGAUGGUCUUGCAAAUUCAAAUAGAUCUUAUAUAAACCAUAAACAAAAUAUGUUUUCUUUCAGUCAGUUAAUAGAGAAUCACGUCUUCUUUAUAUUUUAUGCUCGAAAAAGGCGUAUAAUUAGCUUUUAAAAAAGUUUCUAAUUAUUAGAUAUUUAAGACCGUGCAAUGUGCAUUCAUACAGCAUUGUACCUAUCCGUUUACCACUGUGCCUCAUGAAAUGUACAACAUAGCCCGCAUCCGUCGUAAAUUUUCAUGGUCUCUAUAUAGUACCUUUUUAAAGGCAUAGAAUAAUAUGGGAUUUUCUUUACGCGGAACUCAUUCACCUUAUAGACUGAGAUCACUAGACGCUAAUGCAACGGCUGAUUAGGCUCCAACUUAUUCGGGUAAUAUAAAACUUUUUUAAACCUAAUUAUCCACCUUUUUCGGGUAUAAAAAAUAAAUUCGAAGUGAUUCGCUAUCACACGACUGAAAGAAAGCAUAUCUUUGUUUGUGUAUUCUACAAAAUAUAUUUGAAUUUGCGAGACCAUCGAAAAUCAGUGUGAAAAAUGCAUGCUACAUAAGUAGUCAUUUUUUACCACGUACGGUUUUUACAGGAGAUUCAAAAACAGUGCAUUCAAAAGCCAACAUCCUAUAGAGUUUGAAUUAUUAUAGGAUUAUGUUUCAGGGCAAUCAGUAUUUGGACUGUGUUUAAGUAAUCCUUCCUGAUCGAAGACGCAUUUCAGAUUUUCGGCCAACAUUUCAUGAGAUCGGUCACGCACUGUAGCCGUAGCCUGAAAGGUUGUAAGCUGACGGGAUAACCCAGUUUUCAUGGAGAGCGGAGGGGAGUGUCCAGAGUCAGGAUGCAUUGUCUCCUCCUCAAUGUGGCCUUUAAGGCAUUCUCACCUAUGUGAAAUCCGAGACGUCCAUUCAGUACACUGGUAAACGCAAUGAGGACCAGCUAGUGCGGGGCGUGCGUAAACGGAUUAUUCGGAGCUGUUUCCCAUCGCACCUUAGCUCACCUUCGGUCAUUUUGAAAUUGUUCUAUUAUCAGUGCGUGAAGGGUGAGGGAAGAAAGAGUACAGUGGACGUUGCACAAGUCCCUCCCUCUAUGAACUAAUUCGUGCGCAAAUCACCGUUACUGCGUCCAUUUUAUGGGACAAACGACAACGAUGCGGACUGUGACGACUGAACUGUCAAGUCCUGCUGACGGUACGUUAAAAAUGCGAAUAAGAAGACAAAGGAACUUCGACAAUGAAUAAAAGGCGUAUGGGAAAACGACGUAGAGAUGUAGAUCACGCGGAUUUACGUCGAAAACUCGCCAUCUGAGCUAUUCAACCGACGUAUAUGCAGUAGGUGGACUAGUUCACGAAAUGUCAGCCGAAAUUCUGAAAUGCAUUUUCGUUUCGAAAAGCUUAGUUGCGAAGAGUUGUAAAACUAAUCAUCGUGCAGCAUAAUUUGAUAGUACUUCAGUUACCUCGGCAUGCCGGCCUUUGAACGAACUUCUUAUCGGAAGCAUGAUAACAUAAACAGCAUGCAUUCUGCUCAUUGAUUAUCGACGUUCUUAAAAAUUCAAUUCUAUUUAUUGGAAAGCAUACAUACAAAAUAUUCAUUCUCUAACUCAUUCGGUAGGCAAUGACAUCUUCUUCCAAGUUUACACUCGAACGAAGGGUAUAAUUCGGUUUUAAAAUGUUUCUAAUUGUGAGACUUUUUAUUACCGUAAAAUGACCGUUCAUAAAACGUCAUGUUUCCGCGUUUACCAAUGUGGCUUAUAAAAUUAACAAUAUGGAUCAAAUCCAAUGUUAAAUUUUAUGAACCCUACAUGGUCUCUUCUUAAUACCAUAGAAUGAUGUGUGGUUUUCCGUACGCGGAAACUACAUCGCUUGUUGUUUUGAAACUCUGAGUGCAAGUGUAACGGCAGAUUGGGUUCAAAAUUAUUCAAGAAUAGGAAAAGUUCCUGAAAACCGUAUCGUACUCUUAAAAUGAGCAUAGAAUUGAAAGAAGACAUUAUUUUCUAAUGAAUAAGCAAGAAAAUAAGUAUUUUAUGCAUGUUUUCCAUGAAAUAUAAGGGAAUUUUUGAGGACAGCGGAAAUCAAUGAGAAAAAUGCAUCCUACAUAACUAGUCCUUUUUUACUGAGUAAGGUUUUUUCAUGCAGCUGAAAGGAAGCUCGUUCGAAAGCCGGCAUGUUGAGGUAACUGAGUUAUUAUAGAAUAAUGUUGCAGGCUGGCUAGUUUUACAGCCCUACUUUAUUAAUCUUUUCGAGACGAAAUUUAAUUUCGGGAUUUCGAUUGACAUUUCAUGAGUUAGUCCGCCUACUGAAAACAGAACAAAUCAAUGAAAAUAUCGCUUCUUCCAGCUUACAGGUCGCCGAUCGAUUUUUAGCUGAUAAUGCAUUUCAAAGCUUUCCCGUGAAUGCAACAAAAAGUAUUUAUAAUCCUUCGCUUGAGUAAACGCAAUAAACAAAGGAACUCCUGCCUUUUUGUACUUUUAAUAGCGGUCAAAAGUCUUUUUACUGUGUUUAAAAAUAAUAUCUUAGACAAAGUGCUCUCAUCUACUAAAAAUGCUUUUGGUUUAGAAAAUAAGAAAAUAAAUUAGUGGAGAAAACGUUUAAGAUAUCCGCACAUAGCAUCUUCUCACUUAAGUUUCUGAGGUGUUUGUUAACGCGCUGCGUGCUAUUACGGGCUGCAUACCUUGAAGGAAUAAGGCGUAGCCAAGUUUCUGCACUUGGUGACAUUGUUUGCUUACCUGAACCAUGAUGGUACUCAUUGUAUAAGCGUGAGGAGAUAACACUUUUCGUAACUGUCCUACUUUGUGCUUAGACGAAGCUGCCUAAAAUGAGCAAAAGCCAGUCCGCGCAGAAAUUGGCCUCUGAUAGUAUCUCAGUUUAUAGCAUCCAUUCGGUUUAAAAAUUAAUGCCCCCGAAAGACAUUAAAUCGUCUUAGUCGCCUCUGUAACUCACACGCAAGAUGCUGCACUGGCGAACUUAGCCGUGAAGGUCUUCUAAGAAACAGGAGCGAUGGCAACGCUUUUUGCAAAUAUAAAAAUCCGAAUAGGACUUAAUGGUCAACGCGGAAGAUUUUCAGGCGAGCUCUCCCCUUUAAAACUAUGUUUACUAUGGGCAUUGAUAACAAAACCUUUUUUCAGUAAUUUUUACCCUUAUAGAUUUAUGUAUGACAAAAUUCUGGGACAUCCCUCAGAUUCUACCCGUUUCCGUUCAUUUUCUUCUAACUGCAGAUGAUUAUUUAGUCAGAGUUUGCAAUGGGAAUGCAUAGGUUCUUAAGACUUCGUACUUUCUGGCUAACACGAUCAAGAGCUCGGUUAAUAUCUGUCUUCAGAAAUUUAUCCCAUUCGAUAAGAGAUCUCUCUAAUUAAUUAAUUCAUCGUCGUACUUUAACGGCUAGCAUACUGGGCAUGCCUUCAUCUCGACAAUCAGGGCCAAAUCGUGACCAGCAGAAGAGCACGAUAAAACCUACACGGACAAGUUUAUUGCCAGCGGACAGAAGCUUUGCUGUCCCGAGCUAUAAAAACGAGUGACCUUGAUGUGGUAGGGCGUGCUUGCGUGGGAUCGCGAGCUACAACAACAAAGGACGAUGCCAUAUGCCGGGAUUUUGUUACCAUAUCAGAUGUUUUUACGGAUAGCCCUCGACAAUAUCACAUUCAAUUUGUCAGAUUAAUAAUCAGGCAAAAGUAGAAACUCGAGUUAACGUAGUUUCGCCAGAAAAACACCAAAUAGUUGCUCGAACUUCUUGGACAGUGACCUAGAUAGUGUCAAAUCUUUCGUGAAAUAAUUAUGGUUAAUUGUGAAAUCUGUGGGCAGUAUUUUAAAAAUACCAGGGUAUCGAAAACACAUAUCUUCCUUAAUAUGAAGAAUGUUUUAGAUAAACAGUGUUCUCGCACGUUGGAAUACUUUAGUGGCUUGUGAUGUACUUCCUAUUGCCAACUAUACUAUUUUUUCAUGGAUAAAAAGAAGUUGGCUAUUUAAAAGCAUUAAUAAUCCUCCUUAUAUGUUAGUAUCGUUGUCACUUUCGAAUUUAGCCUUACAGGUUCCUAAACUCUGCUGAUUUUAUAAGCGGGAAAACAACAAAAGGGUUUUGCCUGUGCAUAUCCAAGUGCUUAUGUUUCCUCUGAUUCGACGAUAAAAUCCUGUUAUCCAGUGGUUCUCACUCAGUAGACUUGUAAUGUUGACUAAACCCUUUGACGAUCCGCAAUUCCAACUUCAUGCGAAUCACUGUUGCGUGGGAGUAUGCAAAUUAUAUGAGAUUAAUUGGAUUAUUGUAACGGGAGUUUUCUCAGCACCAAAUGCGAGUUCCCUACCCAAUCAUUUUUCCUUCAACUGAUAAGCCGAGGUCAUACCGUCAAGGGAUAAGUCUGGAUGUACCAGCUGAUCAUAUAUCUUUCCCCAUCUCUAGACUGUCACAAAAGUGAAAAAAAGCGGACUGCAUUUAUGCAGACGUCAAAUCGGUAAGUUGCCAUAUGGCCAUAGGCAGGACGGGGUGUCAAUUUCGAGUACAUAAUUACCCAAUCAAAUGGUUGUACUGAGAAUCACAACAAGUAAGCCUCUUUGGGGGCAGAAUAGCAUGUCAACAUUUCUGUAAUGCGAGAUCUCGGACAGGCUCGGCCGCACUGUCUAAUCCAUCUGCCUUUGUGUUCCACUAGCAAGGCCUAGUUAGACAUAAUGAGGCUCGACGCGGUGGCAGAGGUUGAUCGGGCAAUUGCCUGCUGCUUUGCUGAUUCAAACGAAUAUAACUGCACCGGAAUAUUCACGCAGGUUAAACUUUCCGCCUUUUUUAGAUCAAAUUCUUCCACUUCAUUCAUUUUCGUGCGUCAUAAUGAACUAUUGUUGUCCCCAGUAUAAGACAUUCUCUUGUUUAGGAAGAGUUUGUAAACUUACUUGGCUUGUCUUUAGUCCUUUCUGAAAAAUUGACAAAGCCAAUUAAGAGCAAACAUUAGUUUACUCACGGUUCGGAUUUUGCAGCUUAAAUGUCCUGCGGGAGGUAGUGGAUAAUGCGGGGUGGAUGCGUUUUAAUUCUUUUAUUUUAAAUAUCCCUCAGUAUUUUGUGAAGUUGAGGGUAAUUUUUUAUUUUCUAUCGCAAACAGGCGAUGUACUUUGGAUGUUUUAAUGCCGCUUUCAUGAUAUUUGGAAAAAUUUAUUUUUUCUAAACGCACACUUUUAAUUUUUUUGAGUGCUUAUAAAAUAGAGCUGCCAUUUUGCAUCACUUUUUUCUUUUAAUUUCCCGAAAAUGAUUUCAAAAUUAGCAUUAAAAGUAGUUUGACUUCUGGCUAACACAUCCUUAAAGGGCAAUCUGCUAAUAUCAAUACAAUUGUCUAUAUUUGGAAUACUGUUAAGUUGGGUCUCCUGUCUCAAGUGGUGGUAAAAUGGAGUCAAUUAAUUUUAUCGAAUUGUUUAUGAGCUUGUAAAUUGGGCUGCAAAAACGAACAGAAACACAGCAUCUUAAUUCAAGUCUAGUUAUCCUAUAGAAUUCAUAUAAAGGCCCGUAAUUGGACUCAUACGCUCCUUCUGAUACGAUCAGUUAAAAGCAAUUAUAUUUCUUCAUAUGGAAUUAGCAUAUCGUCUUCCAAAAAGUUCCUGGGAAAGAUUUGUAUCUAUUACCGUCAGCACAUUACGGUCAUUAUUUAAGAGUAAUCUAUUCCUCACAGGAAUGGGACUCGCCUUCUCAUACAAGGCCCUUUAAGUAAGAAUUAGAGCAGUCUUUAAAAAUAAGUGUGCAAGGCCAAUUUUGGUAACCUAUCGAUAGCAUCAACUGCCAGUCACAAGAGAUCGCAUUCGCAAAUAUCCUGUAAGCCAAUAUAAGACCUACAGGCCAUCAGAACGUGUAAAUCAGUUUGCUCUAUUGACAGCCAAUCAGAGGCGGUCACGGCUCAUGGCUUUAAGUACUCGCAAACAGAUAUUUUAGCAGACUAUUUUAACAUCGUCCGGAAAUCUCUCUAGGAGCAGAAAUUCUCUUCACCGUCCUAUAAAAGGUGAGCGAUUUUUAACCUAUUGUUUUAGACACAUUGUCAGGCAGCAAAAUGUAAUUUAUCAUAGAGCAAAAUGUUUAAAAACUUAUAAUGUAUGGGCAUCCUUGUCGAUGGAAUAAAUUGUCGUUUGCAUAUAUGGAAGUGGACGUUUGAUGACCUUCUGUCUUCUAAUAGAUUUUAAACUGGAUACUAACAGCGUAUGGCCGCUCUUUUCUUCAGCUUUCCUGCACUUCGAGAAGACAGUUCGUGCAGGAUUUUUGAAUUUAUUUUGUUAUAUUCCCCUAACGACAGUGUUAAAGUUAAAUUAUUUCCAGGAAUUAUAGUCAAUGACAACCAAGUAAACACACUGAUUUAAAUAAUUUACAAGUAAAGUUAUCCCAUUUUUUUCAAGCUACGGAGUAUGUGAGCAUCUUCUUCGCUUUACGUUUCUUAAUCAGACAAAUCCUUGGCUUGUGUUAAAUAAAUUGGAAAAUAAGGCCCCAUGGUAGAUAGUACCUUCUGUUUUGCGGUAAAUCAGACGGUCCCAAAGUUAUUACGCAUUUUCGAGUCGUGACUUGCUAACUAACGUGGUGACUUGAUCCUUCUCAAGACCGCGAGUUAGGCUGCAAUAGCUCGCUCAAACUGCAAUCACUUACGUGACCUCCGAGGCUCCUUUAAUCUUGGAGAGAAAAUCAAGUCGCAGAGGAGCUUUCCAGGUUUUUCAACCCCGCAUCCAUCCUCACCUUCGGUCGGUGUAAUUUUGUCUUGCCUUCAAAGCAGGAUAGAUAAGUCAUUCGAGUGAGACAGAGCUGCGAAAUUUAGCCUUAUUAAAAACUAAUUCAUGUUCAAGUUCCCAAUGUUGGGCUUACCUUCUGUAAAGGUUGUGAACGUCCUUCCUGCAAAGGUGUUACUAUAACAAUACUUGUUUUGUAAUAAAGUGAGCAUAUGCACAUAAUACUUUUGUUAUUAGGCAAAAGAUCUUUACAUGGACAAUAAUUAUGUGCAUGUAAACGGAGCAAGGUUUCAGUGACAGUAAGGGCACAUAGAAGGAAGGAAAACAGGGGGCGGGCCUGCUUUCUUCAAAUAAACUGUUUGUUUUCGAGUAAAAAUGCGAGCCAACAGAUAACGCAAUUAUUAAGGCAACAUCUGGCCCCGCGAUUUUUCAUUUUUGUUUGAUUCAUACUUUGCACUUCAGCCUAGCUUUCACCAUGUGAGAAAGAUUCCAGCAGUUUGGACACGCAGGAGCCGACAUACGAAGAUUGAUUUGCUUAAGGCGUAAAUAUCUACCUGAUACCCGCUAAGACUAGUUUUAUUGCAAAAACAAAUACAUUUUUCUUCAGUUUAAUGCUACAUAGCAAAGCUAGUUUUCCUUUGAUCUAUUAAAAACCCCAAGUGAAGAAUAACUCAUACUUUAACCUAUUUUGAUAAAAUAUAAUGGUUUGGCUGAUCUUCUUACUACAGGCAGCAUUGUCCCAAAGUGUGCAAAAAUGGACAAGACCACCACAGACAAACCUCUCUUCACUGAAUUAUUUCGGCUGGCUAGAACGGCCGAUUGUUUACCCCCUCAAAAACUGCCGCAUGAAGUCGAAGGCCUGGUAAACGAGUACUGCUGGAAGGAGGUUGCGCGAUAUGUGCUCUACGAAGAGAUAUUUGAUGAUUUCCUCAAUGAAUUCACGCCACCACAGAUACCAGUCAUCAACUACAAGUGUUUUACCCACUUGCAGAAGAGUAUAAGAAGAAGUGAGUUAUUAUUUAGUUUGCUUUAACUGCUGUGGUAAGUGCCAGAAUUAUAUUAAUUGAACAGGCUAAGGUGGACGCAGAAAGACCGCCUCACUAGAAUAAGCGUUCCUUCUGAUUCGAUGUUUUCCUCCCUGUUAUCAAGGAGAACAAUAGUUAUAGUUUAGGGUAUAUCAUUUAAUUUGAACCAGAAACUUAAAGGAAUUAUUGCUAACUUAAAAUAAACUCAAAGGUAUAAAAAGCGGCCAUUCUGUUCUCGCCUACAAAGGUCAAGAAUCUUCUAGUCAUUUGUGAAAACAGCCCAGUAGCCGUAGAUAGCACGUCCCCCUUUUUUGUGGGAGCGAAAAAGAUAGUAUUCAGCGUAACUAGUAACAUAUGCCUAAAUUGAUGAAAAUUUUCCAAUCAAUCAGAAACGAGCCUGAAUGCACGAACUAAAACUAAAAAACAACCAUGGAUGGAAUUCGGUUACGUAAAAGCGAAAAGGAAAUGUGAGAUAUAGCAUUUUUCUGGCCAGAGAUAAUAACUUUUCGGAAGGGUGAAGAUGUUCUCAGCAUCGAAAAAUAGGCCAAAUGGAUUAACUCCACAUAUAAAACUUGAUUUUCUUAUAAAACUUGUAAAUCCACAUAAGUGGGUAAAUAAGAUAGCAUAAAUAGAAUAUGAUUCACGAUUUCCUUUUUAUGCCUUUUACGCUCAGACAUCACACAAGAAAUCGUGUAUCAUGCAGUAUGGCAGUCAGUUAACGGCCUAAUGUUUGUUCAUGUUUCAAAACGGUUUUAAGAGAAUCUAAAGCAACUUCCCCGCAUUGUAUAGCUUGCGCUGCGUUUGACUGAAUGAAAUGAGAUUUCGCCCUAUUUUGCGAUGAGUACACUACAGAAAUCAACAUUUUCAUAAGACCACCUACUGAGGGGGCCAUUCGGCAACUGAAUAAUAAGAACUGAAUUAUCGGAUACCAUCUUAAUUAUACCGAUUUCGGCGUACAAAAGACACUUUUUCCCGUAAAAUUAUUGUGUGGAUUCACCAACGUUGACAUCUGCUGAGCUACAGGGUGCCUUGGAAAUGUACUUGAAUAUUUUAUGGCUUUCGGUGUUCUCAAUUAAUUGAUCAAAAUGAGAGGUUCUGCAAUUGUGUUCAAAAAAACCUUUUAAAUAGUUUGUGAAUGCAUGUAUUUAUCUAUUGCAUUUUGGGCGUUUUUAUGAAGAUGGCGGUUAAGGUAAUAGUUGUGAAUCGACUACGAAUGCUAGUUGUAGCGGUAAAAGAAAUCAAACACUCACAGUCAAGACCUGUUAUGAAUACGCUCAUAAUCCGUUGGGAAAAGUGUCCUUUGUUGUUAACACUAUAGAAGGUACUUUAACCAUUUAUAAAGCAAAAUCAGGAAAACUACUGGCGCUCUCGGUGGUCUUGUAAGCUUACCGGAAAUCUACAAACUACGUUUCUGUCGCUGACGAGAGAAAAUGUUUCUCAUUACUUAUAAACAGACCAAGUUAAUUACCCGUGUUUCAGUUAGGGCCGCAUUCCACGAUUAUAAAUAAAGCAUGGAGUGGUCAUAUACAUAAUAAAGUAAUGCCGUUCAUAAUUAAUUUGUGGAAGCUUUUCGCAUACAGCGGGCUGCAUCACGUGCUCAAACGUCAUAAUUUCCGUUAAAGGUUGGGUUCUUGUACUUCCUUAUGGAUUGCCCUAAUAUCCCCGGAAGAUAGGCAUGCCUCGGAAAUAAAAGCAUUUGGAGUACAGUACGGCUUUUAAGAACACAAAUUCACUUACGUUUAUGAGUCUGUAUUUUUAAAUACGAUUAAAUUUCCGUUUUUCUGGAAACAACUUACAUAUUUACAUUCUCCUUAAAUUGCCUUACGGGGCUCUGAAAGUAAUUUUCAAGACAACCAAUGUUGUUUUGGUAAUUUUUUCUUUUGAUUCAAGGACACAAGGAUAUAAAAGUGUGAUUUAUGAAGACUGUUAUCGAGUAGAUUGUUUUAUAAUAAAGUUAAGUUAAGCCCCGACCAUGUCAGUGUGCGCUCGACUCCACAAAAUAUUCAAAUAAAUCCGAACUUAAAACAUAUUUUUUAACAAUAUCUGUCGCAAUGACCAUUAACCAUAAGUAAAAUCAAUUUAAUGUAAACAAAAUAAAAAAGCCAAAAAUAGUAUUUCUGAAAACCAAAAUGACAAAAAUAAAAAUAUAUACAAAAUUUUUAAAUUUGGUUUGAGGCAUUGCAUUAUACCUGUCAAGUUAAGCUGCUUAUGAAAUAAACCAACAUAGGUACGAACAUACAAGAGCUUUCUCGGUAAUUCUCGAAUAGAACCCAGGACUUAGUGCAUCGGCCGAUAAACUUAUGGAAUUUAUAAGAAAUAUAUUUUGUCUGCCUUGCAGGAGCUGCGGCAUAUUUUAAAAGUAGCCCUUUUCGAGUGUAUAAGUGUGGUUGUCAAUGAGAUUAGCGUUUUCUUAAGUUCACCCUUUGAGAGACUGGUCAGAAACAAAGAAGUUAGAAAGUGCUUCGCUAAUGCAGUGGUAUGAAUGCAAAUUCUAUUUUAUUAGCGAUAAUGAUCGCUCGAAAAGCGUCAUCAUAGUCUUUGAUGAUAAUGGAUAGUUUGUGUUUUUGGUGUCCUAAUUGAAUUUGAUGCACAAGGUGGUUGCUUUAAUUUGUGUUUAUUAAAGCCCUUUAAUUGAGAAAUACUUAAAGUCUCUUAUAUGUACGUCAAUCCUAAGAAAGCCGGUUUGAUGUAGCUUUAUAUAUGACUCCUAGAAGUUAAAAAUAAGCACCAAAGUACAUUUGAGCACUUGACAAAAGCUUUCUGAUAAACGUGAUACAAACUGCCGUAUUCCUGAGAAUUUUUCGAGUUGCCCCCUGUGCCACUGAAAGUGUUUCAAAAAUUCAACGAGAAAACGUUUCGUCUUUUCACGUUUAUUCUUUUUUGAUUUCGAUUAUGGGUCUACAGCAGACACAUACUCCUGUCCAUUUUUAUCCCGGAGCCGGUUUCUCCCUGUUUGCUAAAUGCAAUAAAUAAAUACAGAUGCAAUGAAGCGCGGGCAUGAGAAUUUUAAAAUAUAUGUUAUACUACUACCGGCGUGUCCGUGCCUGCUUUAAAUAGCGGAGUUCCUCAAUCCAGUCUGCACAAUGGACUUCUUGUCGCCUGUUCAACAAUUCGGACAAGGAGUUUAGCAGAGUAAAUUUCUAAGGUUUAUUUGAUAGGAUUUAUAGGUGCUAGUGAUGGAAUUGGUAAAAACCAUUCGCCUAUCGACAUUGUUUUUCCCCUUUGAUUUCAAAAUUAAGCUCAAUAAAUCAAAACAAUCUCCCCUUUCUGAAAAUACCAUCACUAUUUAUAAUUUGCCUUACCUGAUUAACUCAAAAUAAACAGUGAAGUUUAGUGGGACCGAAUUGCUGCAGUAAAUCUUUUUUUAUUUAAAUCCAUACACAUUACUCAAAAGGCGCAAUGAUAAGCAUACAUAAAACAGGACAUCUUUUAGCACAGAAUGGUACCUUAAUUAAAAGAUGGGUCGAUUUUCGAAUAAAAUAAGUCCAUUUUAAUAAUGGAGUAAUUUGGAAACAUAAUGAGUACGAAGAUUUGCCUUGCAAGGCCUUAGUCUAACAAAUAAAAUGUACAGUACUUCAGAUAUGUUACAAUUACCAUUUGGACUUCGACCAUCGUAAUUCGUAAGUCCAAUCCCCUUCUGUAUUGCUAUAAAUGACCAAGAACGACACUAAAUGUUUUAACCGAUGUAAAACAAGCUGUUUAAAUGACCUGAUUUUCGUUUUGGUAAACAAGUGAAGGAGUACUCCCGGCUCUAAGUGAUUCAGAUUUACACCGCAAAAUCAGAGAAAAAACGCCUCAUUUACUAUUACAAACCGCAAACAAAGCGAAUAUAAUACAAUUCUAGAGCAACUCAAUUUUAACAGGACAUGUUUCAUCUGUAACAGCAUACUUGUCAUUAGGGCAUUUUUUACCGUCUUUUUGUAUCUAAUUCUCUAAAAUGUCUUUUUGGACCUCCAAUAUAUAUAUUUAUGAAGGGUUUUCACUGGGGAAAUACGCCGGUCUGGCGUGAGGGUCAUCAAACGUUUUAAAAUCCAAAACCAUAAAAAUACGUUUUUCGAAUGUUUUGGUUGAAGUGGAUACUAUGUACAGUAGGUGUGCGAACUCAUGAAAUGUCAACCAAAAUUCCAAAAUGCGUUUUCGUUUCAAAAAGCUUAAUAAAGUAGUGUUGUAAAACUAAUCAUCAUGCAGCAUAGUUCUGUAGUAAUUCAGCUGCUCAAGUAUGCCGACUUUCGAAAGAACUUCUUUCUAACUGCAUGCAAAAACUAUACUCUGUAAAAUUGACUACUUAUCUGGCAUGCAUUGUUCUCAAUGGUUUCCGACGCCCUUAAAACUUUAAUUUUAUUUCAUGCAUAAAUAUAUUCAUUCUUUAGCUCAUUCGGUAGAAAAUCACGUUUUUUCCUAUCUUAUGCUCGAUAAAGGGUAUAUUCCGGUUUUAAAAACGUUUUUAAAUGUGAGAUUUUUUAUACCGUGAAAUGCCUCUUCAUACAUCGUCAUGUCUCUGCAUUUUCGAAUGCGGCUUGUGAAGUUAACCAUAUGGCUCAAAGCGCUGCUAAAUUUUGCGAAACACAUUCGGUCGCCUUUUAAUAUCGUAGAGGAAUGUAUGGUUUUCCGUUCGCGGAAAAUUUAUGGCUUGUAGGUUUAAAACCCUGAAUGCAUGUGUACCGGCAGGCCGGGUUCAAAAUUUUUCGAGAAUCGAAAAAGUUUUUCAAGAUCAAAUUAUACUCUUCUUUCGAGUACAAAACUGAAAGAAAACGUAAUUGGCUACCAAAUGAGCUAAAGAAUGCAUAUUUUUAUGAAUGUUUUUCAUGAAAUGUAGUUGAACGUCUAAGAGAUUCAAAAACCAGUGGGAAAAAUGCAUGCCACUUAAUAGUCAUUUUUUGCUGAGAAUAGUUUUUGUAUGCAGCCGAAAAAGAGUUCGUUCGAAAGCCAACAUCCUGCAGUUACUGAAUUAUUAUAAAUUAGGCUGCUGGAUCAUUGACUUUACAACCCUACCUAGUUAAUCCCUUCAAAACAAAAACGCAUUUCGGAACCUCGGUCGAUAUUUCAUCAGUUAGCCCACCUACUUCAUAUGAAAGCAUAUGGCGAUAGAUGUCCAUCCGAAGGUGUUUACCAGAAUAGGCCUGAUUAGGUGGCUUUUCCGCCUACGUAGAUGGCUAGAUCAGACACGUGAUUUUGCAUAUUUUCCUUAUAAUCCUGUUCUUUUAUUGCCAUACAUUGAGGGGACACCUAGAUGUUCAAUCUCAGGGUGUUGGCAUUAGAGAUUUCAGUGAUAUUUAUCUGUACGCUAGUCAAAUGCGGAUUAUAACCGAUAAACCUUUGGGGAUACAUUUACAUUUAUGUUUUCCAUUGUUAAAGAUCGUUUAAAGAAUCACCAUUGUGGUACUAGAAAUGACGCAGUAGCAAAGCAUUUUCCGGCCGCGCUGGUGAUGAAUGUGAUCAUUGCGAGCACCAACGACCACUGAAAGACCUUUUUCUUUAUCAUAGGUUUUAGCAUAUUGACGUGCGAGCAAAAAACGGUAUCCGGAGUCUUGAAUUUUAUCGCAGAACAAGUUUACCUGAACGCCAUGAAACCGUCCAAGGAAGCGAAAGGAGAAUUUGCGGAAAUAUUGAUGGCUAACCGAUGGCAUCCAGAGGCUUCUCGCUCACGCUAUUCACGCAAACAAAGCAUGGGGAACAUGUGUAAGUUACAGCUGAUAAAUCUUUUGAAUGCAUACUAGAAGUAACUCGACCCUCAAAAACAGAUUUUAUACUUUUUGCCAACUGCGGAAGAAACCAUGUUAUUUGGUUAUUGCUCGCCACCGCAAGUGUUUUAUAUAUCAGUUUACAAGCUCGCAGGCCAGUGCUGUUCGACAGUUUCAAGAUAAGUGGGUUUUUCAUAUGGUAUGAAGGCCACUUCACUGAGCGCCUAUUGUCUUCUAACAUUUUAAUCAGGCGUUAAAAUAGUAGUUACAUUUUAACUGGCCGAAAGCAAAUGUAACUUUUUUUAAAUGCUAAAAUGCGUUGUAAGCAACCAGACGUUUGUUUGACAAUCAAGUCUAUUCUGACUGACUGGCGUUUAGCGUAGUUAGACAACUAGCCAGUAGAUACCAGAAAGUCACUGCCUACAGUUUUAAUUCCUUAAUAUGCUAAAUCAGACUGCGGUAUUGAAGGAUUGAUAGUCUUUGUUUAAUGAAUGUAAUUCGGACUUUAUGCGAUCUUUCGAUGUUGGGAAUGGACUAGAGGCCCGCACCGCUUAUCGCACUCCUCACUUCAUAUUGGCAGUUAUUUUAUUCAUAUCUUAACGGUUCGUUUCAAAAACAAAUAGUAGAAUUUACUUAUUUAGCCUUUGCAGAACUACUGACAUGACAUGAAUGACCAAGUGUAUUCUUGCAUGUGUAGUUAACGCCUCUAUAUCAUGUAUAAAACGGCAUGCGCUGAUUUCCAUUUUACGGCCGUGACGGUCAAAAUCAAUAUUUUUGUUUUGAAUGUCCUAUAAUAAAAGAUGGCGAAGAGACGGUAUGGCAUUUUUUCACAAGUAUGAAAUACACCUUCCCGUCAGAUUUCUUAUCACAGACGCAAUUUAAUUUAAUUUUAGUAACAAAAUAAAAAAUAGCCGGGUAAUUUGGAUAUAUGCUUACUAGAAUUUGUAUAUUAUAUAUUUUAUACAACACUUUAGGAACGUAAAUUCAUUUCAACCUAAGAUUAUCUUGUCUUGCUCGGACAUAUAGCUACCAUCGUUUUUGACUGAAUUCAUGUCAAACAAAAUGUUCCUUUACAUUUAAAAUACUUCCUUGCCUGAACAAGGUAGACGUCUAGGCUGCAUUCAUUAUGUGACGGAGCUCUAUUAAACUACAUACGUUGAAUGAAAACCCUGACCUGGAACAGCUAAACCACGCAUAGUUGAUUCACUUAGGGGGUUUUUCGUAAAUGUUUCGGCAGAUUUUCGAUGCAUAGGAAUACAGAGUUGUCUGGCUCGAGGGAACUUUAUUGACGCUGAAGAGUGACCACAAAUGCGUCAGCGAAUAAAGAGUUUUCUUUAUUAGGCUCCUCAAGCUGACAGUAGACAGUCUGGAAAACAUCGCGAAAGGUGGCGCAGUUACUUAAAUCUCUCGUGGGGAGAAACAUGCACGUCGAUUGCUUGCGUCUGGCCAAAAUAUGUUUUUACCUAGACUUCUCCAGGGGUUUACUUGCAAACGUCCUCUAUUUAGACAGUUCUCGGCGGUUCAGAUUUAUUUGCAUUUCACGGUAUAAAAAAUCUCACACUUCAAAAUGUUUUUAAAACCGAAAUAUACCCUUUUUCGAGCAUAAGAUAGGAAAAACGUGAUUUUCUACCGAAGGAGCUAAAGAAUGAAUAUAUUUGCCGUAACGGCUCCAAAAAUGAAGCAAAGUGUGAAGCGUCUAACCGUGAUGGCUGGCUGCCCAGAGAGAAGUGUGUGGGUUGUGUUGAAGAAUCCGUAGUUGGUGAUAUACCUGUAAAGAUGGAAAAAUUGGACAACCUCAUUUCUAGAGAAGGAGAUAUGCAGUCGAUUAUCACAAAAAUUGAACUGAUGGACGGAAGAAGGGAGAAUCCUAAUUAAGGAUUUUGUAAGGUAAAGAAUUGAGCGAGAUUUCUAGGCAGGAAACGUCAGUCUGAAGACUGACGAUGUACAUGCAUGAAGUCAAUUCUACUUAAUCUAACUUUGAGCAAAAAGCCUUUUGUGACCCUCUUGCAAAACGUUCUAAAUCUGCCGGUUUUGAGGAGAUUACAGUGAUUACCAGCAGGGCAAAAUCAGUUGCAAUUUCCGAAAUCACUACGAAUUCUUCAAGUGAGUGUUGCCAGUGUGCAUACUUUGAAAUUUCUGCGCCAUCUAUGUUGGCAAACGGAUGUCAGAAUUCGGUGCAUAUUAUGCGAUACGGACUACUGCAUCAUAAAUUGCGUUUCUGUAUCUUCUUGUAGAUGGUAAAAACUUGGUCCCAAAUAAUGCAUUCAUGGUUAUUGCCCUCUGGACGCCGGCUUCGCACAUCAGUCUACAGCGACAGGCCGGCAACCGAUCAAGUGACUUAAGGAUCCUCUGCCAAAAUGGGAAACAUACAACAUUGCCCAUGGGUUUCGGUAAUCUCUUGUCGAGCAAAUUAUGUCGAGAAGAGUGGCACUAGACUACGACCACCAUAAGAAAUUUGAAGCGAUGGGCCAUUUGUUUCUAGUAGUUGAACUGGAAACGUGCGGAGCACCGCGGAGGACGAAGUUGGUAACAGAUGAGAGGAACCGCGGAUAAGCAAACUUUGCAGGAUUAGGGCAUUCACUGCUGGCUUUUGGGCCCGAGUUGUGGCUCAUUAGAUCCCACUGAAGCACCGUUUCUCGAUCUGUUCCUCAGCAACACCUAUUCCCGGCUAGUGUACUAAUCCAGCCUUGUGCGUGUCAUCUCUACUGUGAAUAUGUAGCUUCGUUAAAACAGACCCACUGGACGACACCAAUUACAUCUCAGUUUUACGAUGGAGCGGAAUCAUUGCAUACUUAUCGCUUUCCCAUUCGCAGAUGUCGGCUGAAAAGAUGGAGAAGGAAGAAGACAGGUGUAGACCCGUUGCCACCUAUCGGACAUCCUUGAGUCUAGCGGGUGUUCGCAUUUGCGCGCUGUUGAAAAACCGAAGACUGGAUUAGAUUCCCUUAAACUGCAGUCAGAUCAGGCAGCUUCCUUUCCAGUUUGAAUAUAAAGUCUAAUAACCACAAGACAUAGCGUGCAAAUUGAGGUUGUAGUAGCCGGCCUUAGUUACCAAUGUCGCUUAGAUACUUGUCUCGUGCAAUAUUUUAUUGCGAUAGCAAGAUGGUAGUGAGACAUCCCGUUUUGCCUUGGAGUUGCUGUUUACGUAUCACGUAGGUGGUCGCAGAUCACCCAGCAACUAACAGUCAGGGAAUUUUCAAGAGGGAAAGCCAAAGGCACCGGAAGAGCCAUUUUUGAUACCCAAGCCUCAAGCAUCCCACCCGAUGGCUGAAUUGGGGGAGGGGGUUUGACAUCAAGAGGCGCAUCCAUCAUCACACUAUGGUAUCAGGUUCUGUCGACAUGGGGGGUCGGAAAAACUCAGUCUCGCGUGCACAGCUUGUGGCCUGGGUACUACUGACAAAUGACUGAAAAUAAACCAGAAAUAUGCAUCUGUCUUUUUCGGUUAAUAUCUUGGUAAGAUGUGGUUAUGUAGCCCAGCCUGAUGGACUAAAUGCUGUUCGGGUUUGGGUUAGGGGUUAGGGCAAAUAUUUCUCAACCACUCAAAGUGCAACCGCGCAUUCCCAAUGACUUUUCUUUUGCAUGCAAUUACUUUACCUCGUCGCCUCUGUGUUCCCCGGUCCCACCUGCAAAAACUCCUAUUACCACCGGUCCCGUAUUACAGAUGACUGGGAUUUGUUUACUUCAGGUGAUGCUACAUAACCACAUCUAACCAAUAUCCUCUUGGAUAACGAUAACCUUAUGCAGAUGUGAAAUGCCUUGACUCGUUAUAGAGCAGCUGCUGGGAAAGAUGGUGUAGUAAUUUGCAUGACUUGACCCUUUUUCAGCCUAUGUAAUUUCUCAGCAUAUAGACGUGGACGUAGUUUAGGAAAUAUUGGCGGAAAUCUCGAACCCGACCGCCGUUGCACCUACGCUUAUGGUUUCUCAAUCACAAGCUGUAAAUAUCGACGGAAGGAAAGCGAAAACUCCUCUAUAGAACUUGCAGUGGAUGCGGACUAUGUCGUAUACUUCAUAAGAAGCAUGAAUAACCAGAAAAAUAUGAAGCAAUUAAAAUGGGCAUUUGAUUAUCCUAGAAAUCUCAUAAUCGGCACUUCUUUAUUUGAGUAGAAAUUUGGAGUAGACCAAAUUCACUGUCAAAUAAGCAUAGGAAAGAAUAUUCUGAUGCAUUUUUCCCGAAAAAUGUUUGGACUUUUGUGGCCGGUAGAAGUAAUUGUCAACGAUGCCUACUAUUUAAGUCGCCAUUUGUUAAAAAGGGCCAGUACUGAAUGCGGCCGGAAGGAAUCACAUUCUAUAGCCGACAUCCUAUGGUGACUGAAAUGUCUUGGGAGUCGGCUGCCAAUCACUCACCAGUUCGACGUCUCUAAGGUAUCUUUUCUAACCGAAAACAUAUUCCACAACUUUGGCUAACGUUUGUUUAGAUAAGUCACCUACUAUAACUUUCGCCUCUUAUGAAUCCUCUUUACUCCUGAUACCUUUUAUUCCUCUUCGGAAUUUUUGAUCAAUCAGGACUUAAUCGUUUUUUCGCUCUGCGACUUUUGAAACGAUUCUUUUGUGUAAUGCAAGCAAUUCAGGCUUUUAAUGUUCUCUGCCGCUGUUCCUGUUGACCACUUCCUACUAGCCAUUUGGUUUUUCUGGACCGGCAACUCAAAGGUUCUCUGAGUGGCCUGCAAUGAGAAUCAAAUGAACUGCACCGGCGACUAUCUUCCGAUUAUAUUUGCACAAUGGUAUUAGUUCGUCAGUUUCAUGUACUCCAAUGCAUCACAUGCAAGCGCAAGCGGGAAAAUGAUCAGGUGCCCCUGGAACCAUAAAGCAAACAAGAAACAGAACAAGAAGUGAUAAAAAGUAUGCACAUGAAAACCUUGGUUGCAUCAUGUUCUGAUUUCGGCACAAUGUCCUCUCCGGUUAAUAGGUCUAAACUGAGACGUCCUGAGUGGCUUUGGCGGCCGCUGGCAGAGAUUCUGACUGGUUCUUCGUAAGCGAAUAUUAACCGGAUUCUACACGAAAGGGAAAAUCUCCGGCCACUUUCCAGAUACGAAAACUCCAGCAUUUGAAGAAUUUGAAAGACUGGGAAACGGGAAAUAAGCUAAAUGAUGCCUUAAAUCUUGCUCUAAUACUGUUUUUCUUUGGGGUCCAUUAAAACUUAUAUAAGGCAAUUGUAUUGUAUCACUGGGUACACUGCGUGUUGAAUUUUAGUCUCAUAACAUUUGUCGCUGUCAUUUCUGUCAAUAUAUCUUAAUUGACUGUUACAACGUAGUUAAACAUCACUUAAAUUAACGUCUUUUUCGGUUGAUAAGCAAAAUAACUUUGAGUUUUUGAGUAUUUCGUGUUAAACAGCGUUAAACACAAUUUUAUUUUCCUUACAGACACCCUUGGGGAACCAACUAGUGUAAGCACUCUUUUGGCUUAUUUUGGUAUGCGUUAGGAAGUUUUGCCUAUCUUUGUUGUUUUCGUUGUGCACAUGGGAGGUGCAUGAUACAACAGCGCUUUCUAAUAUCACGUUUUCCAACUAACAAAGAUGCGAGCAGUUUACAGCGUCCUUUGUAGGUCCGGUUUUAGAGUAUUUGUGCUGAUUGGAAGAAAAGAUAAAUUUAGGCAGCACUUCAUUUCGGCUCCGCCGGCAAUGAAAUGUGUGGCGACUGGAGAACGCAAGCACAGGUGAAUUUUGUAAAGCGCGCUUGCCGACAAACAUUCCUGUAUUUUAGUUGUUGGACAUAUGCACUGUUUAAACGACCAACAAAUUGUUCCUCCGUUUGAAAUGACAUAAUCUAGACAAACUAUACUUCUCCCACGUUCAGCUGAGCAGUCUAAAAAUGUAGGCCGGGAUAAAUACCGAGAGGCAGUUAAUGGGAACACUCUUCAGCCAGUGGUAAUUAACCUGUUUUACACCAGCUGGGUGUUUUACGCAACUUAUUAUGGACUUAAAUGACAUGAUAUCAUUUCAAAAAUGGGUAAAGCGGUCGAGAAUCACGUGUGAAAAGCGGUUUAUAAAUGUUGAAUAAGAUCUUACAGAGGAAUUGAAGGCUAGAUCGCAGUUGGUAGCCAGGCCCCGUAUUACAGGUGGCUGGGGGGUUUGUUUACUUGGGCUAUUUUGUGGGGCUCCAUAAUCACAUCUGACCCAUUUGCUUUCCGUUUUACGUUUGAGGUUAGGAUUAGGGUACCGGUUAAUUAUUACUGAUUUUCGGGUUAGGGUUAUGCUUUUAGGCUUAGGUUUACGGGUUACGAUUGGGGUUUGUAUGUACGAUUAGGUUUCAUUAUUAGGGUUAGGUUUUUCAGUUACGGCUGUGCCUAUGAGCUAUGGUUACGUUUAUGAUUUCGGUUAGGGUUGCCGUUAAGGUUAACGUUUAAGGUUGAGGUUAGGGUUAGAGUUAGGAUUAGGGUUAAGGUCGCCGUCCGCUUCCCCAUUCCUGGCUACCAACUGCGAUCUAGCCGAAUUGAAAACUCAAAACGAUGAAAGGAGGCAUUAAUGGUUACAAUGUACAGGGAAAUAACCAUAUUUGUGGCCGCAUCUAAAAACGGAUAUGCAGUAAGCACAUUUGCAAUACUUUCAAACUUUCGCUUGCUAGUGUUGAGUAUUUCGUGACCAUCGUUCUCCGAAAACGGAUUCAUCCUUCUUAUGGCUUUCAGAUAUGUUGCUCUAAACAUGUGCCACGGUUCGGCUCGUUCAUGUGCUAACUGGUGCUCGUCUUCCGGUAGCUGGACGUUUGUUCGUUAACAAAACAGUUCCAUUCCAAUGGUAGGGGGCGCUCACCGAUCGUUCUUACGGAUCUCAUUCGUUCCGUUGUGUCUUAAAGGCUCUCUCUUGAUCCCAACCAGCAUUAACACAGCGGCGCAUGAUGUAGACAGUAUGUUAUUACCGACAAAGACAAGGGAGACUGGAAUGGCCAUUUCUGGCUUAUUAGCUGUCGUCGGCCAGUCAUACCCAACCCCGACGGCUAAUUAGCCAGAAAUUGCCAUUCCAGUCUCCCUUGUCUUUGUCGUUAAUGCCAUUCUGCCUAGUUCCAUUCCAGACAGGUGGAGCUAUAAGUAGGGACAAUAUUUUAGCCUCCGUAAAUGAUUACCGCAGUAAAUUUAGUACUCAUCAAAUAAUAAUACCAAAUUUGCAAAUAUUGUAAGUGGACGUGUGCACAGAAGGUGUUGAUAUGGUGGUGCUCUACUCUCCUAUUCGUUUGAUUGCUUUACUCUGUCACAGUUCGCUCUGUUAGGGGAAUUAUCCUCGGACACCUGGUUAUCCUCUUUCAAGUGACUGACUUUCAUGCACAUAACGCGGGCAUUACGAAGGAAAGAGGGGAACUAAGUAGUAAAAACUGCAUACUGUUUGCAACGGGUUCCCAUAGGCCACCAUAUGUUCUGCGUGGCCGAUAGUCGAGGGAAGCAAGUUAGCUUGCACUUACCUUGCAUUCUGCCAUGAAUUGGAGUUUUGCUUUUAAGAAGUAGAUAAAUUUCUCCCAUCUUUACCAUAAGCCCGCAAAAAUGGUCUGUGCCUGCCCAUUUUCCACAUCUGAUAGGCUGCGUAAUUCUCAGUUGGCCUUUGUUGAAGGCUCAUUCCAGUAUUCGCCCUGAAUUUAGGCCUGGUUUGUGGCAUCAUUUCCAUUUUUAUGUCAUUUAGGCAUUCCCACUUCUAUUUCGUUUACUGUAUCGAUCAGCGUUCAUUUCAAAAGCACAGCAAAUUAUAAUAUAGGCCUUUUUACUCAACGUGGGCACUGAGGUUUGACUACUCUUCUCUUCAGCUUCACAUGAAGCGCACAAAUAUGCAUCUGAAUGCCUGUCUCCCAGAAGGCACCGAAUCUUGUUGCGUACUCACGGGGUAUGUCCAAGAAUUGCGGCACCACGUUUACGUGUUGACGAGACUGAAGACUGCCAUCGAUGGUCUUGGGAUGGUGGAAGUUAAUAAUCCACUGCGUUUCAUCGUGCUCUUCCUGACAAGUGACCGUUCGCAGGUAGAAGCCACUAACGAACUCGGACGUUGCUUCGCUGUGCUCAUGGAGGACCCGGUGAGUAGUGAUCGUGUGCGUCUGCUAUGCCAUGAUUCAGAAUACAGUGAAUGACCGAUCUCGUGAAAUGUUGACUGAAAUUCUGAAAUGCGUUUUCGAUUUGGAAGGGUUACUUGGUCGCGGUUAUAGGACUGAUUUUCUUGCUACAUAAUCUUAUAACAUUUCGAACUCGGCAGGAUGUCAGCUUUUGAAUACAAUGCUUUUCAAUCUCCUGUGGAAACCGUACUCUGUAAAAAAUAUGACUACAUAAGCAGCAUGCAUUUUCCCAUUGAUUUUCGAUGGUCUUGCAAAUUCAAAUAUAUCUUAUAGAAACCAUGGACGAAAAUAUGUUUUCUUUUAGUCAAUCAAUGGAGAAUCACGUCUUCUUCAUAUUUUAUGCUCAAAGAAGGAGUAUUAUUAGGUUUUAAAAAAGUUUUGUCAUUCUCGAAUAAUUCGGAGCCUGAUCAGGCGUUGCAUUAGCGCUUAGUGGUUUCAGUCUACAAGGUGCAUGCGUUCCGCGUAAAUAAAAUCACAUAUUUUUCUAUGCCAUUAAAAAGAUAUCAUAUAGAGUCUAUAAAAUUUUACAAUGGAUGCGCACUAUGUUAUACGCUUCAUGAGGAGCUGUGGUAAACGGCCAGGUACGAUGAUAUGUGAAUGGACAUUGCACGGUCUUAAAAAAUCUCAUCGAAAAUCAAUGGGAAAAAUGUAUGCUACUUAAGUAGUCAUUUUGUACUUAGUACGGUUUCUACAGGAGAGUGAAAAGCAGUGUAUUCAAAAGCUAACAUCCUGCCGAGUCCGAAAUUUUAUAAGAUUAUGCCGUAAGCAAAUCAGUAUUACAACCGCGACCAAGUAAUCCUUUCAAAUCGAAACGCAUUUCAGAAUUUCAGUCAACAUUUCAUGAGAUCGGUCACUCACUGUGCAUUGGUCCUCGCAGCCUGGUUUGCGGUGGCAGUUCUCUGGCACCUGGUUCCCCCGGGUGGUGGACACCUAUGUGCCCCCGCUGAGUAUACAGGCCGUAUGCAUGUUUGCCCUGUGACUUGUAUCAUUCACCUCUUUCUGAGCCCGUUUUUUGGUUAAAAUCCUGGUCAUGCGUUUGUUGUGGAUCAGCGGGUGUGGUUGUACGGCUAGGUGUGAGUCUGGCCGUGCUAGUCACCUGCCACCUCGCCCACCUUCGGUUUUCUUGACUACGUUUUGACAUCGUGCCCAGACGGGGGAGGAGGAAAGAGCUCAAGUCACCGUGCUUUCUCUGAACUUGCUCUGGAGCCCAUGAUGGAUAUCGUCGGCUACGACGGUCGAACUGUUAAGUGUUGAUCGUAUUGAUUUUCUUCUGAAAUUUUUUAAUACAGAUGCUUAGUCAGAGUCGAAUUCAAAUGUUUCAUUUUUCGUCUCAUCUCAAAAGAUCUAACAUAUUGGUCCUAUGUUCCUGUGAUAUGUUAGAAGGGGACUCGAACGGUCACUUUAUUCGAUUCAAAAACCUUGAGUUAGUAUGACAGUUCUGAUGACCGGCUCAUGUUUUUCUGUUAUGCAAACCGAGUUUAUUGAUCAAGCUGUUGCGGCUAAGCGAUGGGAGUGUGAACUCAGAACGCUGCACUUACUAGACCGAAUCCCACCUUCCAAGGAAAAGACGGAAAACCCCAGAAUCAAAGGUUUAAUGCAUACAAAACACGCGGUUGUCCUAUCAAGAGACAGUGGCCACCGGCGAAGCCAGGGCUGGUGUUGACUGCGUCCAGUCAUGCCUGGAAGUCCCCGAGAGAAUAGUGACGACUUUUUUUGUAGGUUUGUGGGGCAGUCUGAAGGGGCGUCAGUUGUUGCGUUGCAUUUGUCCUCGGUAUUUAUAAGGCCUCCAGUCGAUGCGGGUAGAUUUAAUGUGUACACCAAUAGGUAAGAGUAGGAUAACACGGAUAAUUAGCCUCUAGGGUGGUCGAGGCCGCCAGCGGCCAUAUAUGGCAGUCUUGCAACGUUCAAUAGGACCAAAGUUGAGAGGUGGCUAGCGCGGCGCCGUGGUGCAGGGUCCAGCAUGACUAAGUAGAAAUCAGACAAACUGUAUCUACAUUGUCAAUAGAAGAGAAGAGACAAGCCCUAGGUAGCAGUCGUGUCUACACCCCUACACACGGACAGCUGCGACCUUAUGGAUGCGCUCGCGUCUGAAUUGAAGUCGGUCGAGUCGCUGCUGGUCGGCGAGUAUGGAACCCCUCGCUGCAAGGGGCGAAUGACCUUGAGGCCGCGAGACCUUGAAAAAUGACGCCAGACUGGCCAUGAUGGUUGCCCCCAACAAGGUAAUGCUGUAACGCGCUGAGGCCCAAUCUAGAGCACUCGCAGGUACUCACACUGCGACCAGUAAUAAGACAGGAAGGAGGGCCGACAAAGACUGGAUAUGCCAUUUUUGGCUCCAUUUUGGGUCAGUAUAAAUUAUUCCAAACCUGCCAAAACAUCUAUGAAAUACGUUGAGCGUGGUAGUCAUCUGGUGGAUUCCAGGUAAAUUACUUAGGAAAUCCUGCCUGGGCAGUCAGCUUAGUGUAUCAGACUUGGUGGAUUCCAGACGUUGCAGUAGGUUGGGCGGGUAACCUGACCCACAUGUGAUUAAACUCGCGUUGUCCGACGGGGCCUCGUUGCUCAAGUGGUUAGAGCGUUGGCUGCACUAAAGCCUUUUCCUUACUGCGUGGGUUCGAAUCCCACCGAGGCGUCGAGUUUUUCACAGUUGGGUCAAUAUGAAUUAUUCAAAAAUCUGUCAAAACAUCUAUGAAUUAUUGGUCGUUGUCAGUCAGCCAUACCCAACCCCAGGUUCGCAGGACUUAAAAUUUUGAACGGCUGAUGUUUGGCUGCUGAACGUUAACUAGUCUAAGGCUCUGCCGUUGGGUCACGUACCUAUUGUCCUGUCGUUUUUAACCGGAAUUAUUCACUAUCUUAGUAUGUCCGUUCACCGAGCACAUGCACGCCCAAGGUCAUCCAGGCCCGGAGUUGGCUAUGGAUGUCUGAUGACAUCUCAUAAGCCAAAAGAAGCUGUGUGAAGACGCUCUUCAAACGCGUCCAAACUCACUGCAGCAAACCGGAGGACAGAACACGUGAGGUCCGUUAUCUCCGCGACCAGUUUGUGCAGAAUGGCUAUCCGAAGGUAUUCAUAAGUCGCUGCCUACGCAGUCGCCACCAGAGAACUCGAACAUCAACGCCAUCGACGAUAUGGCAUUCUCUGACAUGCAUCAAGGGUGUUUCAGAAGCGACCCAGCGCACUGCUGCGGAAAUAGGUGUUGGAAUUACACACCGCCCCAAAGCCAGCAUGCGCAAUAGGGUCAUGAAAAGAAAAGACCGGUUAAAGCCUGGAAAGCAAUCUGGAGUAGUGUAUCGCAUACCGCGUCAAAAUUGUCCUUAUAACUACAGACUGGGCAGACUGUGCGCAUGCUCGGAUCGUGUAUACACGAACGUAAGCUGGCUGUGCGACGAGGCGACACAUUAUCACAAGUGGCCGCUCACACAUAGGAAAUGGGUCACGAGUUUAACUUCUCAGCCACUAAAAUAUUCGUCCACGCCUGAAAAAAAACAGGCCGAGAAUUGAUUGAAGCCUGGGCCUCGGAUGAGAACUCGGUCAGUCGAUUUAUCUAUCUGGAUCCGGCGUACAGAACCCUGCGUAGCCACCUCCAGUCUUGCGCCGUCGGCCAAUGAUUAAACUACAUGCCUUAUAACUGUCGCUUGUUCUGUUGCUACUACUAUCUCUGACGAUGGACUCCCGUACGAGUCUGAAUGCUCAGGACAAUAAAAAAAGUGUUCCACUGCCCGACUAUUCUUCUUCACUUCCCUCUCAAUCCCUCGUAGUCUCCCUUGUCUUUGUUAGUAAUCCAUUAUGCAUCAAAUCGCUCUAUUCACCUUCACCACCCACAACCGCUUGAAUUAGAAGUUUUGCUGUGCAAUGACAUGAUAUAUUUUCAGUUUGUACCACUCUGCCAUUGUGCAGGGUAUGAAGAAUUUGUGGUAGUCCAGAGUUAUGAUUCGAAAGGGUGUGCAACUUCGGUGGAAGCUGGUUUUUUUCAUGUAAAACACAUCGAGAACUCGGCGAUCGAGCAUGAUUUUCGGUUUAAAACUCAAAUAGUGCACCAUAGAUACCUAAAUCUCAGAUUGUGUUGGGUUCACCUUCGUGUACCUGGUUACAACAGGUUAACGUUCGACUGCGAAUUUAAUGUUCGAAUCGAUGACUUGCAUUCAUCCUGUGGCGCAAUCCUCUUAGACUUUACGCCUGCUGCGUUAGACUACGAUGCAAAUACCUUUACAAUUUCGGCGGAAGUAAGUAUGCGAAGCUGGAGUAAAGUCAAUGGAACAGAAUGUGGUGGAAGCAAACUGCACGAACAUUGCUGGGACCAACUGAAUGGCCUGAUCCGCACAGCUGCCGCGUGUAGCUUGAGUAGCAAAAGAUGGAUAAAACAUGUGCCUUUGUCUUUGGUCGAUGUCUAGUUUGAAAUUAUGACUGAGCAAACGUAAGUGUAAGGCACUCACUGCUGCUUACUAAACUAUCUACAGUUCACUUUAAGCUUACCCCCCCCCCAAUCCUGAUGUUUAGGCGUUCCGCAUGACAGCAUAUGCGGCCCCCGAUGCCAAUGUUAUCAUUCAGGCGAUGGAAACCUACCUACAAACGACUGUGGUGCUACCGAGGUCUGCAAUUAAGUCAGCAAUCGUUGGAGAAACUGGGUUGGCUCUUCCACAACCGGAUCCAGUUCAGUUCGAGCGAGAAGAUCUGGGCAAGUCCGAACUGCUCAAAAAUGUUUGCAUUUGUCCCUUUUGAAUUAAUAUUCUAUGUUAUCCGACGGCAGCCAUAGUUGUGUUGAAUAGUGUGCCUAGACAAACAUUUACUUUAAAAGACGCAAGUGUCCAUUUUUUCACAAAACUAUUCAACUUUAUGCACUGGGGUUGAACGAAUGAUUAUACUUUGAGUUAACCUGAUUUCAAUGAUCCGAGUUUGCUAUCGUGAGAACUUACGGGAAUAAAUAACUGCGCCCAGCAAUCGACUCUCGAGCUUUACCGUAUUUCCAGACACUAUAAGUAAUAUCUAAGUUAGAGGGUAUAGUUCCUAUGACAUAUUUCACCAGCCAAGCAUGUUUUACUCCAACUUUCUCACUUGGAAAUCCACCUUGGCUCAAUAGCAACCCGGGAAAACUCAUAGAGAAAGAGAAUAUCGACAGAGACUAGGGAUACUUGGAGAACAAUUUCUGGCGUAUCAGUCGUUAUCAAGCAGUCUUACCCGAAAUCAGGUUUGUGGGACCUUUGUGUCGAACUCGCGUUCUUUGGUCUCCGAGCGUUCCAACGCUCUACCACUGAGCCACAGUCCCAUUGUCCUGUUAGUUGUGAUCGGGGAAAUAAAACGACGUUUGGGAGUUUUCGAUGAUGAAACUUUGUUCAGGCGGCCCACGUUUUCGAAAAAAUUGUCGAAAUCCCAUGUUUGUCCUCGGCUCUGGACAUCCGUUCCCCUAAGUCACCACUGUAGCCAAACUAUCUGUGUUGGUUGCGUUCUCAGGUUAUUUCGGUUUGGAUGAUACGUAGGGAUUAUAGAUUGUGACUUAGUUCUAGACGCUUGGCGCAUUCUGUGUUUCGACUUAAAAGCUUUAAUUAAGGCUUAAAUAAAUGUCAUGAAAUAAAUCCGUACGUGGCGAUUUAAUUUUGGAGCCCUGUAAAGCUGGCUGAAGUUAUUUUCCCAGAGGAUGAUAGACAGACUUGCCGAGUCAAACGAAGACGUGGACGACACACAAAGGAACGACGCAAUCAUUUCCGCCAUCUGAACGAUAAAAACAGAUAAUUUUCUCCGAUGUGUUUGUCUUCGUUCUUUUGGAUUAGUUUUCCAACACUGGAUUAAAUUAUCUACGAGCUGCUCCAAAAUUGACUUACGGUGCAUGACCGAUCUCAUGAAAUGUUGGCCGAAACUCUGGAAUGCGUUUUCGAUUAGGGAGGAUUACUUAGAUUGGCAAAGUUGAGAGAUCCGGGUUGAUUAUUUAAAGAAGAUGGGCUCACCAGAACAGGUUUAUUUAGAUGCUGACGUUUCGAAGAGCUUGGUCGGCUCUCCAUUGUCAAAGCGUAAAAUGCACUUAGACGACCAGAAAACCCAAGUGGCGUGUCACGUUGGUCGGCCUCGUGCUGAUCGAUUUUUCUCUCACCUCGCUGCCACGGCCUCUCGGGGGGAUGGUUGACGGGCCUUUUUUCUGCGUGCUUUGUGAGUCACCACUCCGUCGGGGGAGGUCCUUGAACCACUGUCAGGUGGUAGGUCAGGCGUAUGGCCUUCUUAAGUCCGGUGUGGUUGUUAUAACCUGCCAGAGUAGGCAUAGCUCACCGACCCCAGGCAACAAUUCGACGUCGUCUGAUGCAACCUAAGGACCCGUUGCUACCAGUCGAAACCUCAGCAGUUAGCUACAAAAUAAAUUGCAAUGAGGGCGAUUGCAACUAUGUGGGAGAAACGGGGCGACAAUUGCAAACUCGCCUAGAAUAGCACAAAUCGGUUACACGGAGGUUAGACACAAACUCUCAAUUAGCAACACAUGUUGGAGAAAGUGGGCAUACUUUCGAUCUCCAGCGAGCUACCAUCUUAGGCCGGCGCAACACAAGAGCAGAACGGCUAGCUCUCGAGGCGUGUUUAUCCGAUGCCCACUCCAUCAACAGGCAUCUGGAACUUCCUGCAGCUUACAGAGUCCUACAUCAUCACAAUCAUAGAGCUCAGGGCCAAACAACCACACCGGACUUAAGAAGGCCGUACGGAGAUAGCCUGACGCUGAGUUUACUCGGUGAGGAAAAACAAGAACCGCCAGACCGACCACCCGACACUGGUCCAGUCACCUCCCCCCGGCGAUGUGGUGACUCACAAAGCACACAGGCAAACCGCCCGUCCACCACCGCCCGCGAGGCCGAGGCAGCGAGGUGAGAGAAAAAUCGAUCAGCACGAGGCCGACCAACGUGACACGCCACUUGGGAUUUUUGGUCGUCUAAGUGCAUUUUACGCUUUGACAAUGGAGAGCCGACCAAGCUCUUCGAAACGUCAGCAUCUAAAUAAACCUGUUCCGGUGAGCCUUUCUUCUUCUUCUUCUUCUUCUUCUUCUUCUUCUUCUUCUUCUUCUUCUUCUUCUUCUUCUUCUUCUUCUUCUUCUUCUUCUUCUUCUUCUUCUUCUUCUUCUUCUUCUUCUUCUUCUUCUUCUUCUUCUUCUUCUUCUUCUUCUUCUUCUUCUUCUUCCUCUUCUUCCUCUUCUUCCUCUUCUUCCUCUUCUUCCUCUUCUUCUUCUUCCUCUUCUACUUCCUCUUCUUCCUCUUCUUCUUCAUCUCCUUCUUCUUCCUCUUCUUCUUCUUCUUCUUCUUCUUCUUCUUCUUCUUCUUCCAAGGAUUACUUAGGUGGUGUUAUAAUGUUGAUCAGUCUGCGUCAUAAUCCUAUAGCAUCUCGGACUUACCACGAUGUCAUCUUUUAGCUGUACUUCUUUUUGACAUCCUUCAGAAACCCAACUCGGUAAAAAAUGACUAAUUAAGUAGCAUGCAUUUUUCACAUUGAUUUUCGGUGGUCUUAUAAAUUCAGAUACAUUUUAUAGAAAACAUGCACAAAAGUAUGCUUUCUUUUACUCCUUUGGCAGAAAAUCACGUUCUCUUCAUAUUUUAUACCUGGAGGAAGCGUAUAUUUGGGUUCUAAAAAGUUUCUAAUUAUGGGAUUUUUAAGACCGUGCGAUGCCCAUGCAUACAGGACCGCACAUGUCCAUUUACCAAAGAUCCUCAUAAAAUGUACAACACAGUUCGGGUCCAUCGCAAAAUUUUAUGAACUCUACGUAGUAUCCUCUUGAAAGCAUAGGGGAAUAUAUGAUUUUCCUUACGCGGAAAGCAUGCACCUUGUAGACUGAACUUGCUCAACGCUGAUGCAAUGGCAGAUCAGACUGAAAAUUAUUCGGGAAUUGGGAGGCUUUUUUUAAAACCUAAAUAUACAUGUUCUUCGGGUAUGUGAUUUUCUACCAAAGGAGUAAAAGAAAGCAUAUUUUGUGCAUGUUUUCUAUAGAAUGUACUUUAAUUUAUAAAACCACCGAAAAUCAAUAGGAAAAAUGCGUACUAUUUAAGUAGUCAUUUUUGGCGUGUGUUCUUUCUACAGGAUGUUAAAAAGAAGUACAUUUGACGCUAUGGGAUUAUGCUGCAUGUUAAUCAGUAUUACAACUCCACUAAAGUAAUCCUUCCAAAUCGAAAACGCAUUCCAGAAUUUCGGCCAACAUUUCAUGAUAUCGGUCACGCACUGCAUACUCAGAUCAUCAUCAGAUCUAAAGGUUCAUUUACUUAGCAGCAUCACGAAGAUUGCUACAUCUCACAAUCGCGUUUGGCAGGACGUCGCAGUCGCUGUUAAAUAGAAAUAUCUUUGGUAGGAGGCGCUCACCGAUCGUUCUUACGGAACUUACUCAUUCCGUUGUGCCUUACGGGAUCUCUCUCGAGUCCAACCAGCAGCCGCACAGCGGCGCAUGAUAUAAUCAGUACGUUAUCACCGACAAAGACAAGGCAGACUGGAAUGGUCCUUUCUGGCCUAUUAGCUGUCAUCAGUCAGUCGUACCCAACUCGAGGCCCAGGAUAGAUUUUAUUGCAAGAAGGUUAGAACUCUGUCGUCGGAUUUUAACUCCCUUGCUUCUGCACACACACAACCUCUGUUGGCAAUAUCAUAAAGGUAACCUGUUAGCUCUAUUCGGUAGCUACGUGGAAUCAUAGAAUGACGCCUGGACUAUGUACAAGCAAGUAUAACAACUCUCACAUUAGAAUUAUAACAGCUGGCGGAUGAUAAAGGAGCAAUUGAUCAAAAAACCAAGAUUUAAUGACGCAGCAGGUUUCGAAGCUGCCUACGAUCAGACCUGCCCAUGUAUGUCAUUUUUAUUUAGCUGAGAUUGCCGUUGGAAACAACCAAAUUUGUGCGCAAUUACUAACGGCAAUUUUCUUAUUUUUCCCUUGUAGUUUUUGAUGACUUUCAAGCUGACCUAGCCGGUCGUGAAGGACGCCAUUCGGUCGUGUCCGGGUUUGCCCAGCAAAUUGCUACCAUACCCAGAAUAAGCACAAAGAAUUUGAAAAAGUUCUGUCCCCCAUUCAAACAACUUUUGCUCGGUUGCAGGAUGUGGAUCCAUCGGUAUUGUAGUGAUUUCAAGGACGCCUUCGCGAAGGAUAACAUCUCCACUGUCCUCAGUAGCAUUCCAUUUGUGUUUUUUGUCGUCUUCGGACCGACCAUAACCAUCGGAAAUCUUUACCGUGAGUUUGGCAUCUUUCGAAUUAUGUUUAUUCUUUGGAAUGGCCGAAACGUGAUAAUAAUUUUACUUUCUGCGCGACUUCUAAUGCAUAAACAUAUAAAUAGUUCGUGCACAUAAUCUCGAUGCGUUAUCAACUAAGAUAAGGGAGAUCGGAAUGAAGAUUUCUGGUUUAUUUUGUCGUCAGCAAUCAAUCGUGCCCCAAAAGAAAGUCAUGGGGAGACCUGGGAUUUGAACCCUGGAGUGCUGACCAUAGAGAAUUUGAGUCAAACGGCCUGUCGGUUGAACCACUGAAAAACUCAUCCAGGUUAAAAUCCGGGAUCCUCCGUGGCCCGCGCCCAGGACAUGAAAUACCUACUGGCUGCACUGGAAACUGGGUUUAAUUAAGAGACCCAGAAGAAAAACAGUUUCACGAAAAAUUUCAUAUACUGAGGAUGGGAGGGGUCUCAGAAAUAUUUGUUUAAUUUCCGACGUUUUGGAAGUAUACAAGUAUUUACGGUCGGUAGAUGCGGUAACAACAAGCUCCACAGUUUAUGGCUGCACUGACAGAUGGCUAAUAAAAGGUUAUCCACACACGCCUGCAGGCCGGUGAAAGUCAUAGACGCGAUGGUUCUUCCUGAUCUGGCAUGCGUUUCGGUUACGACCGUCGGGAGGUGGGUUGGCAAUUAUACAGGCGACUGUCAAAUUGUGUCCUGACAGUACGACCGUCGAGUGCUCCACAACAGGAUGAGAGCAGGGUCAGCGACUUGCGCGUGAAUUAGUUUAUGCAGAUAGUAGACUUGCGCAUUACCUACCUCUAUCUCCCCUCCUCUCCCACUUACGCCUGGUGUCUAGACAUAGUCAAGAAGGUCGGAGUGGGAGGGGACGCAGGUGGCAGGCAAAGCCGCACAUAGGCGUGCUGCCACACCGGACCCGGACCCCACGGAGUGGGAAUGGUAUAGAGACCACACUGACAGGGCGUCAUUUCAGCCUGCUUUUCAGUCCAAUAGUUCGACCGUCGAUUUCGACGAUGUCCACCGUAUGUCCCACCGCAGCAGUGGUGGGAGCAGGGACGGUGACUUGCGCAGGGGUUUAUAGUACGAGUAGACUUGCGCUGCAUCUACCACACUCUCUCUGCCUUCCCCGCCUGAGCCCAGUAUCAAGACAGAGUCAAGAAGACUGGAGACGAGGGAGGCCGCAGGUGGAUGUCUCGGACGGAUACUCGCCUUGGCGUUCCACCACACCCCUUGGUCCACACAACAAAAAACCAGGAUUUUCAUCAACAUAACAGAGCUUGAGGCUGGAAACGGCUGAAGCAGCCGCACCUAGGCGUGCCGCCAACGCCUGGCUCGGAUCCCACACAGUGGGAGUGCCAUAAAGGCCACAUUAAAAAGGAGCCAUUGCGGCCUGACUCUCAGACCACAACCAAUCGAGGAGGUCUAAGUUAUCCCGUCAGUUGGCAACCUUCCAGGCUCACCGUGAUAGCUUCAAGCGCGUCAGAUUGUUUGUAGUGAGACGAAAAUGCGCUGAGUCGUCGACCUCACCCUCCCUUCCCAUUUCACACCCCGGCCGCUGUCCGAGCCGGUCAGCAGACUGGAGUGGGGAAUGGGCGCGGUGGCUGGCAUGGUUGUCUGACCAUGACUGCGCACGCCACGAGCACGACCUGGCCCCCCAGAUGCACAUACACCAGGAUUUCGAACAACGGGGGUUGAACGGGGUGUCUCUCACUUGCGUGGGAGGGCCGUGGAAGGGGCUGCUUCGGCCCGUCUCCCAGCUACUCCACACACACACACCACGGGACGGACUGCGUGGACCGAGUGGGGACGUCAAUUGGCAGCCUUCCUAUCCACGGCGCUUGACGUGUCGGGAUAGUCUCAGACUCGAGUCGCCCGUACAGCCGAAGCUGCAUGGGGACCGAGUCGAGGUGGCAGUUGGGUGCUUACGAUGGAUAAGUGCUGAUGUGUGGUGGGGUGGUGUUAGUGGUGGUCCACCAUUUCACACAAGCACAUACUGUGCUGCCUGUGAGAUCCGAGUUACCCCUUCAGUUGGCAACCUUCCGAGCCGCGGCUUUUUGCACACCGUGAUAGCUUCAUGUUCGUCAGAUUAUUUAUUAGUGGGGAAGAUGCGCUGAGUCGUCGACCUCGCUCGUCCUUUCCAUUCCCUACGCGUCAGCCACUGUCCGAGGUGGUCAAACGCCUGGUACGGUAAAUGGGCGCAGUGGCUGACAGAGCCAGAGAGCUCGUCCGCGCGCCGCGUUCUCAACAAGGCCCUCCAAACGCACACACCAAACGAAAGGGGGUCGGGUUGCACAACAUACUCACUGUCCACAUUUGUGCUGAGGCGAAGUGAUGAGCCACCGCCCUACUUGCUACCACCAUCCGCAUCUGUGGAAUGUUUUAUCUGACCGCCCAGAUGAAUGGCAAGGUGGAUAAAACGGAAGGAAGGCCAUGCAACGAUUAGUGGGUGUUCUGUAGGUAUGCCAGGCCUCCAAUGAUCGCCUUGGCGGUUGAUUCCAUCCGCCAGAGAAGUCAACCCUUUCAUAAGCGGACCCCAGACUGUGCGCUACUUGACAUUGGGAUAAGUCAUAGAUAUUUUGGCAGAUUUUGAAUGAUUCAUAUUGACGUAACCGUGAAAAAAGCGGCGCCUCGGUGGGAUUCGAACGCACGCAGUAAGGGGUAGGCUCCUAGAUGAAUUACUUAGGAAGUCCUGCUUGGGCAGUCAAGUUACUGUAUCAGAUUUGGUGGAUUUCAGACAUUGCAGUAGGUUGGGCGGGUAACUUGACCCACAUUUGAUUAAGCUCGAGUCGUCCGGCGGGGCCUCGUAGCUCAAGUGGUUAGAGCGUUGGCUGUACUAAAGCCUUACUGCGUGGGUUCGAAUCCCACCGAGGAGCCGAGUUUUUCACAGUUGGGUCAAUAUGAAUGAAUUGGGAUAAGCGUCCCCAAAUCUCAUGAUCGGUUUUCGGACUAAGUUUGUCAAUCAGUGAGCGAUGUAACUCCACCAGAGGGCACAGAACACGGGCGACGACCCGGAUACGCUGUUCUGAACUAAGUUACUACGGUAUGCAAAAAUGUGAAAACACGGUGCAUAACGUCAGUUAUAAGCAUGUCAUUCUAUUGACUGACAGAAUUCCUCUGAACUGUCGCCGAUGAAAGUAGAAGACCUUUCAGCCUAAAGUGUGCAGACGGGCAACACUUUCUUGGGGCAUCCUAGAGGAGUUUGUAGUUUUUGAGGAGACGAGAAUGAACUUUCUUCAUAAAGAGAAGAAUAGACAGCUCUGUUGUCAUGUUGUGGUUUACUUUUCUCCAAAGUGCAAUUCUUGGCUGCGUACUCAACUUCCUACUUUAGUAAUUCCUUGAUCUAUCUAUAAGUUCAACUUUCUUCCAUGAAAUUUGACUAUCUCUCUUGCGCUGCAGAAAAGGAGGUUAGCCCUCUUUUCAACCUCGAAUUGUGUAUCAUCGCCUGCGGUUUCUUCACUGCGACCUACGCCCUUCUCUGUGGACAGCCUGCCGCCACUGUUGGACCCUCGGGACCCUGUUUCAUAUUUGAAGGCAUAACCUCUCAGGUGAGAGUUAAUUGCUGUCUUGUCAAUCGGUUCUAAAGCGAUACCUCCCAGAAUUUAAGUGAAUUACGGUUAGGUAUUUAUAGUACUAUAUCCGUAGGCAUUAAGCGUACGAUUAUAGAAAACUUGGAGGUGGUUUUGUGGUUGGCUAACUCAUGAAAUGUCAGCUAAAAUUUAGAAAUGCGUUCCCGUUUCGAAAGAAUUAAUUAAUUAGGGUUGUAAAACUAAUCACCAUCCAGCAUAAUUUUAUAACAAUCCAGUUACCUCAGGGUGUAGGCUCACGAAAAAAAGUACAGUCUCCAAAAAAUGACUACAUAUGUAGCAUGCAAUUUUCUCAUUGACCUUCGAUGGCCUUAAAAAUUCAAUACUAUUUCUUGAAAAACAUAAAUAAAAGUAUUCAUUUUUUCACUUUUUUGAUAGAAAAUUAUGUCUUCUUCCAACUUUAAACUCGACGUAAUAGUUGAAUUAGGUUUUUACAACCUUUUUCAAUUCCCGAAUAGUUUUGAACGCGACCUGCCGUUACACUUGCAUUCAGGGUUUGCAAACUACAAGCCGUAUAUUUUCCGCGUAUGGAAAACCGUACAUUGCUCUACAGUAUUAGGAGAAGGCCAUGUGUAGUUCAUAAAAUUAAGCAGUGGAUUUAAGCCAUAUUGUUACCUUAACAAGUCACAUUGGUAAACGCAGAGACAUGACUUUUUAUGAAUGGCCAUUUCAUGGUAUUAAAAAAUCGCACAAUUAGAAACUUUUUAAAACUAAAUUCUAUCCUUCCUUUAAGUAUAAAAUUGGAAAAAGACGCCAAUUUCUACCGAAAGAGUGAAAGAAUGAAUAUUUUCAUGCCUGUUUUCCAAGAAAUAGAAUUGAAUUUUGAAGGGCAUCGAAGAUCAAUGAGAACAUUGCAUGCUACUUAUGUAGUCAGUUUUUGUAGAGUGCAGUUAUUUCAUGUAGUCGGAAAGAAGUUCAUUCGAAAGCCUACACCCUGAGGUAACUGGAUUAUUACAGAAUUAUGUUACAUGGUGAUUAGUUUUGCAACCCUAUUUAAUUAAUCUUUACGAAACGGGAACGCAUUUCAAAAUUUUGGCUGACAUUUUACGAGUUAGCCCACCAACUGUAGACAGAGGCGGUUCUGAAGGAUAAACAAAGGACUUUUACUUCAUCUGAUUUACUCAUGCUACAAAACUACCUUCUCUGUGGCUGUGGUCUGUAUCCCAGUCAAAGGCUUGUUUCCUCGGGAGAAAAAACAGAAACGGCGAGGAUUGUUCAUACGACUGCGAGUAAACCUCUGGGGAAAUCUGACCAAAAUUAUGUUUACCCGGAGACAGGUAAUCGCCGCACAUGGUAAUCCCCACGCGAAUUCUGAAUAGGUGCAUCGCUACUCUCAGUUCUUUCCAGACUGCCCAUCCUUUGUUAGGUUGUCCAGUUAAGGUAGCUCCCUUUCCACCGACGUGUUGUUAUCCGCUCACAUGCGCAAUUAGUGUUCAAUCCCGCAGGAUAACUGCGUUUUAUAUCCGAAAGCUGCUGAAACACAUGCAGAACGCUCGUUAGCAAAUCAAAUUUGUGAGGUUUUGUCGAUCUGGGCCAAGAUUUCCAUCCAGUGCGUAUGGUCAAAUAGCACAUCGUCAUCUGAAAAAUGCAGUUCAACGGUCUGCCUUUGUGUACCAGAAAAUAUUGCCUACUCGAUAAAUAAAUUAACUGGGUUAUGUGAUGCGCCCAUAUUUACUAAAUUCACGCUUUCUUAAAAACUGUUCUUGAAUAGCAUAAAAACAGAUUUGUAGGGGACACCCGAUUAAUUUGUUCCUCAAGAGUCAGUUCGGGUUCAGUAGUUGAGUGUUAAGCUCGGAAUAGUUAUAAAUAUACCUACAGACUGGGCUUGGGUUUGUUCAAAACCAAUGAACGCGUCCCUAACUACAGUAGGUGGGCUAACUCAUGAAGUGUCAACCAGAAUUCCGAAAUGUGUCUUCGUUUCGAAAAGACUGAUUAAGCAGGGUUGUCCAAUUAAUCAUAAUGUAGCACAAUUCUAUAACAAUUCAAUUCUAUCAGAAUAGCGGCUUUCGAAUGAAUGUCUUUCCAAUUGCAUGGGAAAACCACAUACUUUAAAAAAAUGACUACUUAAGUAGAAGGCAUUUUUCUCAUGGAUUUUCGAUGUUCUUAAAUAUUCAAUUAUAUUUCUUGGAAAAAAUGCAUCACAAUGUUCACUCUCUUGCUCAUUCGGUAGAAAGCGGCGUUCUCUUCUAAUUUUAUGCUCAAAGUAAGGGUAUAAUUCGGUUUUAAAAAAGUUUCUAAUUUUGAGAUUUAUUUAAUACCUUGAAAUGGCUUUUCAUAAAAUGCCAUGCCUCUGCAUUUACCAAUAUGGCUUAUAAAGUUAAAAAAGUGGCUCAAAUCCACUGCUAAAUGUUAUGAACCCCAUACAGUCUACUCUUAAUAACGUACAGAAAUGUAUAGUUUCCUGUACACGAAAAAUAUACGGUUUGUAGUGUAAAAAACCCUGAAUGCGAGUGUAGCGGCAGAUCGGGUUCAAAGUUAUUCGUCAUUUGGAGAAGUUUUUGAAAAGCAAAUUAUACCCUUCCUUUGAGCAUAAAAUUGGAAGAAAACGCCGUUUUCUGCUGAAUGAGCUGAAGAAUGAAUAUUUUUAUGCAUUUUUUCCAUGAAAUAUAAUUGAGUAUUUAAGAGCAUCGAAAAUCAAUGAGAAAAAUGCAUGCUACUUAAGUAGUCAUUUUUAAAGAAUGACUUUUUUGCAUGCAGCCGGAAAGAUAUUCAUUCGAAAGCCGGCAUUUUGAUAUAAUUUAAUUAUUUUAGAAUUAUAUUACAUGAAUAUAAUGAAGUCACAAAAUUUCGUGACCUCUUAUUCAACUGCACACGAUUACUGAGUAUUUACAGGACAAGGUAAGCUCUUCAAUCAGAGAUCGACCUACAUGAAUGAAAAGUGAUAGGUAAAAUGAACGAUAUAAAAUUAGUCUUUAACGAAAAUAUUAGAAACUCGGUAGGUACAAGGAUACACUCAAAACGCGGUUUGGAAAUCUGGGAGAAGAAACGAAACUGUAAACUACAUAGGAACUAAUGUACAACAAAACAGAUAAGCGGAAAAAUGCUGAAGAUUGGACUUAUUGGAUCGACGGCCGCCGGUGAUGGACACGCGUGAUUAGUCCUCACGAUCGAUCUACAAAAGAGUGAUCACGAUCAAAACAAAGGGGUUUCUGUCCGUCAGUUCUGCUGGGGUGCUACAACUGAGCAUUUAUUAGACAAGUUAAGCUGUUCAAUCAGAGAUCGAUCUAGUUGAAUGAUAAGUGAUAGGUAAAAUGAAACAUGGACUGUUGGUCUGAUGUGCGGGUGCGCAUGGCGAGGGGAGGGAAGUCAUGUAAGCAAGCGAGUUCAGAUUACAGUGAAGACUUGUUGGACGUGAUUAAAACUGCAACGCGCGGGACAGCCGUCAUGUUGGGGAGACGGGGGGGGGGUGGGGAGGAAAUGAGAAGACGGGUUAUGAGAAUGAGGUUACGCCCAUUAUGGAUCCUUACAAUGGCAGUGCGGGGUUGAUCACGUGACUGUUGGACAAAAAUGAUCUGGCGUCGCGGCAAUGUCACUGCCAGCAAAACGAAAACAAUGUAUUUACUACAAACGUCGGGCUAUUGUAUUUACAAAAAACUCCACACCAAGUUAUUUCCUCUUUCUGAUCCGGAAAUAUAGGAUUUAUAAAAAAGAUGCGAUAUAAAAAGGUAAGAAGAAUAUAUCGAACUUUUAGCUGCUUCGGAAAAUGCUGUGUGAAUUUGGGAUAUUUUAUUAGAGAACAAACACCAAGUUAGGACCGAACGUUGGUACAAAGUUUUUGGGCUGUGAUUUAUCGCUUUUAGCGAAUCAACCGCCUAAGGUUUGAAUUUUGUUAACGGGCAGUCAGUACUAUAUAAAUAGUAACUUAUUUGACAUAUUUCUAGCAGGGCCGCGGACCAACAUCUCAGACACUUUUAUAGCUAGUUUUGCGUCGCUGCAUGACGUUACCGCAGGGGGGCCGGAUCGACAAUCAAUUUCCCAGCGUUUUUCAUGUGAUUUCCGGUGUAUGAUCCCAUGUUCAAUGCUUUGAUUUUACUUCAUUAAGGAAUCAGUACUUGAACUUGAAGCAAUUCUUUUGGGACACAUAUUUUAGACUCGGUCCGAAAGUUUAUAUGAAGAUUUAAAUGCACGUCUCUACCAACAAGUACAUGGAGAACGCUGACAGACCCACUAAUGAGUCAAACCGCCCUCAGCUGCAAUAUGUAGCGGCACAAAAUCAGCUAUGCAGGUUUCUGGGCUUCCAAUCAGUACCUACGCGGGAUGUCUUGGCAAACAAACCGGCAUCCACAUACUACUGACUGUCUAUUAACAGGGUGUUAAUACAACAUAAUCAGUCCACUGAAGUGGAUGUAUACAAGUCGAAGGAUACCCACAAACCUUCGGACUGAGUCUGAGAAUUUAUAUUCCCUGAAUAAUUUACCCAAACUUCGAAUUAAUUCCUGAUGAAAUCAAAAAACCUAUAUAGGCAGAGGUAUCAGAAAUAAGAUAACUACAGUGACCGACCGAUCUAAUGAAAUGUUGGCUGAAAUUCUGAAAUGCGUUUUCGAUUAGGAAGGAUUACUUAGGCGCGGUUGUAAUACGGAUUAUCUUGGGACAUAAUCCUAUAAUAUUUCGGACUCGGCAGGAUGUCAGCACUUGAAUACACUGCUUUUGAAUAUCCCGUAGAAACCGUACUGGGUAAAAAAUGACUGCUUAUGUAGCAUGCAUUUUUCCCGUUGAUUUUCUAUGGUCUUGCAAAUUCAAAUAUAUCUUAUAGAAACCAUAAACAAAAGUAUGCACUCUUUCAGUCAAUUAAUAGAGAAUCACUAAUUGCCGAAUAAUUUGGAGCCUGAUCAGUCGUUGCAUUAGUACUUAGUGAUUUCAGUCUACAAGGUGCAUGCGUUCCGCGAAAAGGAAAUCACAUAUUUUUCUACGCCAUUAUAACGAUAUCAUACAAAGUCCAUGAAAUUUUGCAAUGGAUGCGGACUAUGUUGCACAUUUUAUGAGGAGCUGUGGUAAACGGCAAGGUACGAUACUAUGUUAAUGAACAUUGCGCAUUCUUAAAAAAUCUCAUAAUUAGAAACUUUCAUAAAAUAAAAUAUAAAGUAGGCGUGCUUCUCUAUUUAGUAACAGAAAAAAAGCAUAUUUUUGUUUAUGGUUUCUAUAAGAUAUAUUUGAAUUUACAAGACCAUCGAAAAGCAGCCGGAAAAUGCAUGCUACAUAAGUAAUCAUUUCUUACCUAGUACGGUUUCUACGGGAUAUUCAAGCAGUGUAUUCAAGUGCUGACCUCUUGCCGAGUCCGAAAUAUUAUAGGAUUAUGCCGUAAGAUAAUCAGCAUUAUAACCGUGCCUAAGUAAUCCUUCCUAAUCGAAACGCGUUUCAGAAUUUCAGUCAACAUUUCAUGAGAUCGGUCACUCACUGUACUUUAGAAACGUAGAAACGCUUAACAUGCCAAAUUUAUUUGCGGAUUCUGCGCAUUGUCAUCUAACAGAUGUGCAACAUGAUAGGCCAGCUAAUUUUUUAACUCCGCCAAGUUAAGCAUUAUUGUAGAUUAAAGAAUGAGCCGAUACGCGUCUCCUGCACCCCGCCAUCUAGUUAGGAUUGGCUGUGUUUGGCUCCACUUGUUCUUGAUUAUUUUGUAUUUUUACCCCAAUUAGUAUGCUUACUGGUGAAGUUCUUAUCUGAAUGCACUGCCUUAAGCAGUUCGCAGCCACAUUUUGUUGUGUGAACGCCUGUAAUGCAGCGGUAUGCCGUGUAAAUGCAUAUCCCUCGUCCAGUGUGAGCGUAAAUACCUGAGGUAGUUUAUUCAGUCUUCUCGCACUCAUCCAGGGUUCGUGUGCAUAGAUGGAGGCAGAGUUCCCACUUUGGCUACAGCAGACUGCAUCGAAACUGGUGCAAGAGAAUUUCAUAGGCGAUUCGCUUCUAGCAAAACAGCUUACCCUGUCAUUAGGAUGCAGAGGCUGGGUGCGCGAAGUAGUCACAAGUUUUUUGCACUAUAUGGCUCUAACACGUCUGUAACUUGAAUGAAUUGUUUUCACAUGGGAAUGAGCCCGAUAGGCAACUGACUAUGGUGCCUGGGAGGUCGUAGCGUUAGAUUUACCUCUUUCGGAAUAUAUUCAUCUUAUAUAUCCACUGCCAAGGCGACAAUCGUUUCAAUAGUACGACUGGUAAUGGCACAGUAUAAGCCGCUGUCAUAUACAUAUAUAUUUUCCGAAUGAAAGAGAACGCGCUAGGUCUGGGAAUUUAAAUAAAAUACGGGGAGCGAUCUCCGGGACCAGCAGUCUUUUCCUUCCAUGUUCGAAACAAUCACGUGGGUCCAUCGUCAAAGAAUAAAGGAACUAUACAACUCACUCCAUAUUUAACUCACCUCCACCGAGGACGACCUUCAGCUGUGCUAUUUCUUUGUCGCGCAACGCCUGAUAGGCGGGUGGGAGAUCGAUGUUUCUAUUGAUUGAGUGCUCAGUCGAGUGCCAGACUACCUACGGCAGAGGCAAAUCUCGGUCAUUUGGCUUACGCAAGACUUUCACACAUUCGAAGUUGAAGUUUUGUUCGACGAGGAUGAGUAAGCACUUACAAAGGUAAGUUUAUCUUUCUGUUUCACAACCAGCUCAUGUUCGUGCAAACUCGCGUAAAUCCAUUUACUUGUUUCUCAAUUAAACUUUGUUUGACAGAACUUACAUUCUAUCCAAUAAAUUACACCAGAUUUCUGAUUGAUGGGUGUUGAGUCUUCAAGAUACAUGAAUUUCCCACAGAUUGUGGUUUCGGGUGUGUUUAUGUGGUUCCAAUCUCAAAUCCGCUCGUCCAUCUAACGAGGCUUCUGGCACACCAGCAAUGCAGUUUUGGCUGUCCUGGGUUGUCGAAUACCUUCGUCGGCAAAACUGCCAAGGUAUUUGUUAAGUGUGAAGAGUUUCCGUUAAACGUGAACUUCGGCCUUCUUGCCAACUGGCUCUGUGCGAUGUAUUUUUGCACGGUUUUCACGCAAUUGCUUUUGUGCGAGAGGCGUGGUUGCUAUAAAAAAGGAGGUUCGACAGACACAAGGGAGACUGAGAUGGACACUUCUGGCUUAUUAGCCGUCGGCAGUCAGCAUUACCCAAAUUCAGGUUGAUUUCGCCCCGGAACAUGUGUUCUUCGGCCAUUCGUUCUAUCAGUCAUUAUUGCCAUUAGUAUGUUAGAAGUCCGUUGCCCUAUCGGGUUGCGGUACACGCUCGUCCUGUUGAGGCCCACUGUGCACCCCUUUCAGAUAUUCAUAUAAUGACCCGGAAUAUGCACUGAAAGGAGUUUCGACAAGGACAACGGUAACUUCCAGGGAGCGGCGGCGAUGUUAAUUUUGGUUCAUGGUCGUCAUCAGCCGUCCUUAUCUAAACCUAGGUUUCUGCCGUACCUGAGUCUCGAACGCGGUUUCUUUAGCGAUCGAACGCUCUAACCUAUCUUUUUUAAUAACACACAAAAAUAUAGAAAAUGCGGUUGUCCAUCGGUCGCCGUUUCAAAAUUAGAUAUUUACCUGGAUGGGUGGAGUUAGGACUACUAUGAAUUAAGUCCAUCUGAUCGUCUUUGAUGUAUUAUCGGCGAAGUCGCAAAUUCCUGGAACCAGUUUUAUAUUUUUGACUAGUCACAAGAUCUUUUAGGGAAUAUGUUAUUACCAACAAAGACAAGGGAAACUGGAAUGGCCAUUUCUGGCUUAUUAGCCGUCGUCACCCAGUCAUACCCAACCCCGAAGUGUGGAACACCUGAGACCCGAACUCGCGACCUGUUUUUUGGAAGUCCACGCCUCUAAUCACUGGGCCACGAGCCCCUUGCCCUGUCGGUUUUCGAUCGGGAAAAUGCAAUGGUGGAGGGGCGAUCACCGAUCAUUUUUACGGAACUCACUCGUUCCGUUGUGCCUUACGGGCUCUCUCUCUCUCAAGUCCAAACAGCAGCCGCACAGUGCCGCGUGAUAAAGGCAGUAUGUUGAGCUCGAGAGACAGCCCGUAAGGCACAACGGAACGAGUGACUUCCGUAAGAACGAUCGGUGAGCGCCCCCUACCAACGUGAUCUUCUGUUUGGCAUUAUUGAAAGUCUGCUGCAGCUGUGAUAAUAGUCGUACACCAACCACCACAAUUUUGCUACAGGGUUCCGUUUAGGCGAAGUAGCAGAACAGCAACAGGAAUCAUUUACUCUGCACAAUUACUUGGUGCCAGUCUGAGCGCUUCACGCGCGAGCGGCUCUAGGAUUGCUUGAGCGUCACUCCAUAAGCGUGAUCAAGAGAACUGCCACUUAUAGUGCGGCUAUGUACUAUAAAUACCGCACUCCUUGUGCUUUCACUACCCUUAUCUGCGGCUGUCUCUGUUGAUGCGUUCGAGUGGAAAUCCGAGACGUUAGGCCAUUAAACUUUUUGCUCCAGUGACCGCAUAUUAUUCUUCCGGACUCGCCUCUGCGCUUCUAUCGACAGUGAGCUUAUCGGCCUACGCUAGGCCUGCGCAAGCCCCAUUCACGCUGUCGUAACUGCGUGAAACAGAUCACAGGCGGAGACUUCCAAGGCUCGUCAGCCGCUGUGCCUACUAUCACUUUCAAUAGGGCAGUGGUGAAAAGGAAAGGGAAAGAUGCGUGAGACUGAUGUUGCGCAGGAAUCCCUCCCUACUGCAAAUCAAUGAAUUCUUCAGUAGAGACAAGCACAUACGCAUUACAACCAUCAAGACGUGCUUUCGAUAGUGGCCUGAGAGGCUACUAACUGAUGCGAUUACUAAGGGUUCCUUUAAACGUGGGGCAGACUGAGGCUCAUUUCCUAUGUGGCCUUCAUGGCACCACCCACUUUUAUGAGACCUAAGACACCCCUAAAAUGGAGUCCAAUGUGUGUAAAGUUAUGCACCAUGUCAUGUGAGGCGAACGUAGGCGGGCUGCUUAACUUUGUACGUCAAUUCACCCGCUCCCAACUACAGUCAUCUGGACUUCGUCUUGUCAUCGGAAGACGAUGAGUAGAUUCGAAAGUAUUAAUAAAGUAGUCACACAUAGGAGAAGCUGUAUCCCUAUAGCCAUAUUCACUCGGCGGCCGUUGUUGGGCCUAUCUUGUUGGACAUUGGUGAACCUCACCGUUUGCAACAGCUAAACUGUCGUGUAUUUCUCAGCUGAAAGUCUGCCAGCGUCGGACUUGUCAGUUUAUUGGAUGAAUCUAGAGGUGUGAACGCCUGUGGCUGAUUAUCUUUGGAGAUGUAUGUUCGCAUACUGUACUUAUACGAAAGAAAUACUCUAGUGAUUUAUAUAGUGACAUAUGCGUUAGAGGCAGAUGCAGCAUACGCACAGGAGGCACUUACGAAUAAAAUGUUUUUACAGGUCACUGUCUCUGAAGAGGAUCUGUAGAAUCAGUCUAAAAGUCUGCACGAUAAGCAUGUUUUCCUCUUCAAAUAACACGAAGUAUUCCCGACCAAGUUUCUCGGGAUAUAUGUUUUUUAGCAUAGAUGGAGACGGCUGAUAAGUCAGAAGUGACCAUCGCGGUCACUCGUGUCUUUGUGGAUACCCUUUCUGCAUAAUUGCAAGUCGGCAAGCGACUGCCUGCAAGAAUCAAAAGGCAAAGUGACGAGCUAACGUUGCUUUCGAUAGCUUCUCUUCAGGCCAGUACAGUUAUGUGGGUACGGAGUACAGUGGUUGAAAAAAUCGAUAAAAGUCAGUUUUAAAAUACUGGCUAGGCAAUAGCGGAAGGGCGCAGGAAGUUAUAUGUAGUUAAUCAGCCUUUGGCCACGGUAAGCGCGGAGCCUGAACGUGGUUCUUCUGUGCGCAUAAGAUUGGCUUUCGUAACCUGAUGGCGACCACAUCUGCUGUUUCUAACAGACGCUGGCCCAGUAGCUUAGGGUAGCUCGAUGGGACCUUAUAGAUCACACGAAAUGCUUCAGAGGGGUUCACACGAUGGCCUGAAUCCACUGCACAAGGAUGGCGUUGUCUAUUCUCCUAGUUUUACCCUUUGCUAGUCAUACGUGGAGGUGCUCUCGUAUUCUUUUGGAAAGUCACCGACUCUACGACCAAAUAUAACCUGCUCUAGGGGAGCAUGAGGAUGAGUAGAUGCACAUUGAGGUGGUCUGAGGUGACAGCCUAUUCAUGCCUUCUUCGCGUAAAAUGGGGUUAGUAGAGAAUGAUAUGCGAACCCUUGCUGCUGGGAAGGUUCUUGAAACAGCAUGAUCAAGGCGUCUUCUUAGGAGUUCACUCGCAGCCUCUCCUUAAAAAGGGACUUUGAGGAACAAAGUUUUCUUUUCGGCGGUCAGUGUUGUGGGUUUUGCGGGUCGUUCGGCAAUGUUUUUUGCAGUGAACCUGCCAGAAUACCCGUUUUUGCAAAGCAAGUCCUGGAUUUUUCUAAGCUCCUCCUCGAUACCAUCAGCUGAACCAAUUUUUUUCAUUCUUUGUGCCAAACACCUGACUAGAUUUCGUUUUAGUUGGAGGAGUACGAAACUAGCAACGCUCGUGUAUUGUCCAGACCAAGUUUGUUAUCGAAAGGCGCUCCUUCAGAUGCUUCCGUCGGGUCUCCUGUUUAGACGGUCAUCUAAGCAAGGAAGCGAGGCGGCCGAUUCCAUCUGCAACGUGAAUUUAAUCGACGAAAGUGCUCGAGUUAUUCAAUAUUAGGUAUAAAAGCACAACUGGAUGAUCACAUUCCUCAACCUCACCAGUGAGCCAUAUUCACUCGGCGGCCGCUGCUGGGCCUAUUUUGUUGGGCAUUGGUGAACCUCAGCGUUCGCAACAGCCAAACUAUGCAUGUCAGAUAUCCAAAUCAAUUUUUUUACAGUGUCAUCUAUAUGGGUUAAGUAGUCAUCCGGCUGGCCGGACGGAGAGCGUGCCCGGCGUCAGCCAACCCGUACAGCUUUGCACUGUGGGUAAAAAGUCGUGUCUUUGGAUUCAUUUUGACAACUCUGUCUCAUGAGCAAAGCUAAAUUGGAGGACGAAUUGUAGUCUAACAUCACAAGCAACUUACAGAACUGUAUUUCUUCUGUUACAUUUAGCUUUCACGCAGUCUGCAGAUCCCCUUCUCUAACUUUCGGUUCUGGAUCGGAGUCUACACGUCAAUGUAUGGUCUUAUCUUCAUCGGGUUAAAUUUCUCCAACCUGGCAAAAUAUGCUAGAAGAUCGUUGGAAGAACUCUUCAGUAGUUUUGUUGCAUUCUACUUCAUUCUGAAGGCACUGUUUGCCCUGUUUAAGGUAAGCAAGUGUACAUGCGAAGUAAAUAGCAUCAAUAGUCAGUCCAGGAUUUUGUCUAACGUAGUUUAUAAAUGAACAGAUUAAAUUCACCUCGUAUUUACAUACAAUGCAAAAUUCGCACUAGUCUGUUCGCGGUCCUCCGAAUUUCGGCUGAGGGUUUCUCACACAAACCCUGUGGUAGUACGAAUUUAAAUCUCAUCUCGGAUUUCAGCUGAAGUAGAUGAGUGCCCAAAGGGACGUUGGUAACAACUGAAAUGUUUGAAUCAGAAACUGCAAUGUCCUACAACUCCUUUGAUGUCUACUUUAUUAGUAAGACGUCGACAGUUAUUUGGGGAACGUCAAGUUCCUCCUAAUUUGCCUUUGAGGGCCAGGUGUGAAGGAAUAAUCUAAAAAUUCAUUUUUCAGUUUCCUCCUCAACUUCCUCCAAAGUUGCCUGGGAGACUACGUUUAAAGUGAACCGAAAAGUUGUUCCUCCUUAUUGUUCCGGUAAACUCUAGUGGCCGGGCUUUUUAUUCCCCAGCAUGUUGUUUGGGACAUUGUGUGCGUGGUUUCUUUAUUAAAAAAGUUAUCAAGUUUGUUCUACCUUUACGCAGUAGGCAUGAAACGCCUUUACGCGAUCAUAAGGAGAAAGGAUCGCUCAGCAGAGUUUUGUUAUAUUGAAUCAUGCGAUAAAUCAUUUCAGGAGACGGAUUAUAAUUUGACAGGCUUCUAGCCGCCUUGUCGAAUUAUUAAUAAAAAACACUACAUGAAUUGUAUUUGUCUAGGUAACAAUCAGGAGAAGGCACCAAAGUAUCCGUUGCUUAGAAAUAAUAUCUACUAUACCUAUUUGAGUAGGUUAUAAUCAUGCAUAUUUGUUUCAUUCUAAAGCCUCUCCUUGGACCCCAGUCCUGAGGAAAUUGGCAGACUAGCAAUUCCUUACGCUGAAUUUGCUGGGAUUUAGGUUGGCCGAUAAUGGGGAUGUUUUGUGCGGAAUUCACUUUCAGGUCAUUCCUUACACAGAAGAGGCUUUCGUAAAUGGGACCUCCACGAAUAUACCGUCAACGGCUGCAGCAAACAUGUGUCUUGCCUUCUGGAUGGUCAUCUUUUGUAGUUACAUCGCUAGCUUCAAACGCAGCCACUACAUUCGACGAACGGCAAGUCAAUUUAUCUUACUUCUGUUCUUUUUUCAGUACAAAUGUUAUUUAAGCAUCUAACCCCCGAAUGCGCACACCCAGUGGUUAAAUUUUCAACGUUCUGAUUUUUCCAGCGAAGGAUUUCUACAUCUAGAUUGAGGUACUGACAUCAGAAGGUAGAGGACAAGCGCCGACGGCGCGGACAUUCUGGUAUUUUGUUCCAAUUCUGGUCGCAUCCUCCAGUCACACAUUGAGAUUCUCGCAUAGACCAAAAGACUGACUGUCACCUUUAACUUCGUUCAACAAUCGUCAUGUCCUCCUAACAUGUUCAAAUGUUUCUGAAACACGAGAUGCGUCAUUGGCCUAUCCGCUCGCCUACUCGACUGGUAAACUAAAUCGGCAGCCAUUAAUCGAGCAAUAAACUCUGGCGAAGUUGACUGCAGUUUACUACAUCGUUCAACCUGUUGGGUGGGAUAUAGGACCCCCUCAAUCACUGUAGUGAAUCGCAUCUCACGAAAUGUAUCGUAUUCACAGCAUUCGUCGCAGUCAUGGUCCCCAUCCAUACAAGGUGCAGGCAAGAUGAAAAACUCCCUAAACGAAAUGCUUGUCUUUCUUUAAGACUACGAUCCUCUGCGGCUUCCGUUAAGCGUGCUCAAUGAUACUUUGUUUGUACGACUCCUGCUCACCUUAAUCUGUUUACAAACUGAAUCAUUCUUUAUUACCGUGGGUGGUAACUCACAGCAUCCAAAUGUAGUCCAUUUUCUGACGGGACACUUUACACAACACUGAUGGGCAUAGAUGGCUGAACACCUUCCUGGGGAAAUUUAGCGACCGAAGAUGAAUAAUUUAAACUAUAUAUAGAAAACGAGGACACCACUUGAUGAUCAGUGCGCAUGGUUGUUAGUCACCAUGUCUCAAGGAGCCAUUGUUUUUGGAUAUAUCCAUAGAUAUUUGAAUGAUCGAGAUGAGUUUUCAGCGACUUACUAGAAUAUCACAAACUUUAAGGUUUUGUAUUGGCUUGAUUCUGGUGCCUGCCAAAAAUUCACAAUGCCAAUAUCCCGCCAAAGUUAUUGAUGCCGUGAUAGGCAACCACAACUUUACUCUGGUUAAAUGGUUUUCCGGACAUCCCCUAAUCUUCGUCGAGGGCCCGACUUCACUCUAAAAUCUGCAAUCUAAGUCCUUUCGGAUCAACAACAGCAAACCAUGCUUACGAAUGUGGUCUUAACGUUAGUUGCUAUAAUAUACACGCCAGCAUCGCCGCAAUCUGCUUGGGCCGCUCUGACGUAUCUGUGGAAUGACACGUAGGAUGGGCUGAAUACAUUCUCGGUAUCGGAGAUCUGGAGGACAUAUGUAGUCUACACGGUGUGUCCAACACUUCGCGGCCGCAAACUGUUUUAGUUGCCGCACACCUCGCUGAUCUCAUCUGCUACGGCUCUUACCCCAGAAGCCACAGGUAUCGCGAAUGAGGGUUUGUCCAGUUCGUAUCAUCGCAAGCUGGAAGGCAGAAGAAGAAGACGUCGAGAAUGUUUUGGUAUUUACGUGCCUGUUAUAGAAGGCUAUUGCCAUCGCAGGUACCUACUCCAUAACGGCCUAGCGCCGCCCCCAUAUGACCUACUCUGCCUGCAUGGAGAUUAAAGUCAUGGAGGACGAUCGUUUUUAAUAGCCUUCGGCCCAAACACGAUAAGGGCCUGCGGAUCUUUCUAGAACUCCCCAUUUGCAUCGUCAUGGCCGACAUCUGGGAGCGUAGGCAACGAUGCUUGUGGAUAAUUUCGUUCGGUAGAUUGGGAACCUCAUGUUUUUGAGACAAUAGCUAAUUGCCAAAUACAUGCAAAGAUACGAGCCCCUGGAAGCAGUCGUUAACACGGACACACGAUCGCUGUGAAAAGAACUUUAUUUGCCUGACGUUUCGGAUUCCUGCUCGAAACAAUCAUCAGAUACAAAAGCACAUACGGGUAGUUCAUGCACAAGGGACUCCAGUAUUUAUAGGGUACAGUCGCCAUUCUACCGUAUACAUAUGAAUAUUCACGGCUCACCCCCCCCCCUUCAUCAGGGAUCGUGGCACUUGGUGUGAUGACUGUUUGCUGGUCGGCAAUCGCGUUGUUAAUCCCUGCAAUUUCAUCACGUGUGUUGGAUGUUGGUGUGAUGAUUGCUCGACCAUCUGACACACCAAACUUGGAGUUGGGAACAGUGUUCACAUGUGCGCUCCCCGCGUGGCUAAUUCCUCUGCCUAGGUGAAGUCGCAGCAUCGAGUAUGGUAGGGAAAGGUUGUUGCACUUUUUGAUGGACUGGGGGCCAGUGAACCAUGAUUCAAGCAAUUCGCGGCUCACGCAGUUGUCGCCUUGGCCAGAAUUUCGGCCUCGUCGAAUAUGAAUGUGUGGCCAUACUCGGUGCUGAGACUUCACCUAGACAAAGUAAUUAGCCACUCGGGAAGCGCACAGGGGAACACUGUUCCCAACUCCAAGGUUGGUGCGUCAGAUGGUCGAACAAUCAUCACACCAACAUCCAACACACGUGAUGAAAUUGCAGCAGUUAACGACGCGAAUGUCGGCCAUCAAACAGUCAUCACACCACGUGCAACGAUCCCUGAUGAAUGGGGAGGUGGAGCUGUAAAUAUAUAUAGGUGUGCGAUAGCAUGGCGACUGUAUCCUAUAAAUACGGCAGCCCCUUGUGCGUGAACAACCAGUAUAUGCUAUUGUCUCUGAUGAUGGGUUCAAGCAGGCAUCCGAAGCGUCAGGCGAAUAAAGCUUUUGUCCCAGCGGUCGUGUCUCCUUCUUCACAAUAGCUUAUGUUCUGUGGGAGGCAGGAUAUUCGUUUCACAAUUUCUAUCUUGAAGACGAAAGAAAAAUAAGCGUUCCACCACGUCCCCUCUAGAGUUCGCUCCAGGGGAUAUAUAUCACACCCACUGAGUCUGAUUGUCUUCCUUUCAAAAGCGCGCCUCGCUGAGACCUACUGUGUCAAAUUUGCAUAGACCGAACUCUCUUGUAACUAAAGCUAUUUUGUCUGGUGAGUUCGCCAUUCAAUAGGAAUGGGGAAUUGCUUCUGCUUGUUUCCGCUGCGUGCAUUAGUCUAACGGUCACAAUCAGAUGAACCAGCACUUCUUCGGGACAUAUAAUCCAACUUCGUUAGCAGUAUGUCCCGGAAGACGACCGGUAAGAGGGAUGGCUGUCAAACUCCACUGUGACUCACAGUUUGUAUAGUGGGAAAAUGGUCCGAAUUGACUUGGGUCGUUUCUACGCCUGCAAGUCAUUAUCUUUAUUUGGAUUCUCUUAGAGGAGAAGAAGACUGGGACAAAUGGGGGUGAGAAACUAACUACCGGAUGUGAAAACAAGCAUUCACCGAAUACAUUGAUCUGCCGUAAUCCGUUCGUCAAGAUUAGUUAGGACGUUGAGACUUCUACAAAAGCACAGCGUUGUAUAGUCACAGAGGGAAGGUCGGCGUCGAGUACAGUCGAAAAAUCCGUCAGUGAGUUCAGCAGGAUCUCAUAUCUAUUGGCGUAACCGUACAGUAUAUGCGCUAACUCAUGUAAUGUCGACCAAAAUUUCGAAAUGCGUUCUCGUUUCGAAAAGAUAAAUUAAGUAGUGCUGUAAAACCAAUCAUGAUGCAGCAUAAAUCUAUAAUGAUCCUGUUACCUCAGGGUGUUGGCUUUCGAAAAAACUUAUUUUCGGCUGCAUGCAAGAUCGAUACUCUGCAAAAAAUGACUACUUAUGUAGUAUGCAAUUUUCUCAUUGAUUUUCGCUGCCCUUGAAAAUUCAAUUAUAUUUCAUGGAAAUCAUGCAUAACAAUAUUCAUUCUUUUACUUAUUCGGUAGAAAAUCACGUCUUCUUCCAAUUUCAUACUCAAUAGAAGGGUAUAAAUCGGUUUUAAAAAAAACUUUUCUGAUUCCCGAAUAAUUUUGAAUCCGACCUGCUGUUACACUUGCAUUCAGGGUUUCAAAACUAUAAGCUGUAUAUUUUCCAUGUACGGAAAACCAUGCAUUUCUCCACAGUGUUAAGAGGAGACCAUAUGAGGUUCAUAAAAUUAAGCAGUGGAUUUGAGCAAUAUUGUUAACUUUACAAGCCACAUUCGUAAAUGCAGAUACAUGACGUUUCAUGAACGUCCAUUUAACGGUAUUAAAAAAUCUCACAAUUAGAAACUUUUUAAAGACCGAAUUAUAGUCUUCUUUUGAGUAUGAAAUUGGAAGAAGACGUGAUUUUCUACCGAAUAAUUAAAAGAAUGAAUAUUUUCAUGCAUGUUUUCUAUGAAAUAUAAUUGAAUUUUUAAGAGCAUCGAAAAUCAAUAAGAAAAUGGCAUGUUACUUAAAUAGUCAUUUUUUGCAGAGUAUAGAUCUUGCAUGCAGCCGAAAAUAAGUUCUUUCGAAAGCCAACAACCCGAGGUAACUGGACCAUUAUAGAUUUAUGCUGCAUCAUGAUUAGUUUUACAACGCUACUUAAUUUAUCUUUUCGAAACGAGAACGCAUUUAGAAAUUUUGGUUGACAUUUCAUGAGUUAGCACAUCUACUGUACAACCUUGAUGUGAGUGACACGUUCCCACACCAGAAUAACAUUCAUUUGACUGCAAAAGCAGACUUUCCCCAAUCCUUUCAUGGGUCUCAUCUCCCCCAUCAGACCAGUUAUAGCUCACAUGAUAUGUCGGUAGGGAAAAUGCCACCACCAUAUGACCCGAAUAUCGCCGAUCGCGGCCAGUAAUAUGUGAACUAGUAGCUGAAGUGAUAGUGUUUGAAAUACGUACCCGUCAACUAACUAAUCUGACUUUAAAUUGCGAGUCUAUCAGCAUCUGGAAUUGGCUGGCUGGUUUGUGAGGGCGAAUAGACCAUAAAUAGACGUUUCAGGAUCUAUCCCCUUUGUCAGUAAGACUUCCUGUCCGAUCACUUGGCUAUAAUCACACAAAAUCUAGCCGGUCAAUUUCUUAAUUCACCGGAAGUCUAAAUGGUUCUUUUUCUUCAAAUUGACUAAUGAAGCAAUCUAGCAGCGCCUUUUCUCUUGCAGGCCCGGUACUGGGUUGGGGCUUUCAAUGUACCCCUGGGCAUGAUUUUUGUGACUGUUAUGGAACGCAUCUUCUUCCGCAACUACCAGCUACCGACGUUGAACAUACCAAAAUUCAACGACAUAUCAGUCUCCUCAUGGAUAAGAAUUGCGAACUUGUCCGCAGUAAAUGACUUCGGUGCCAUCUCAGCGCCUGCAUUCCACGGUCUUUCGGCCGUCAUCGGACUCUUCUUUACGCUGCUAAUUUUUUGCGAAACAAUGCUUAACAGGUUCGUCAAAGUCUAUUCUCGUCUACUACUUAAAUACUUGGUCUUCAUGCCGCCAUUUUUUGUUUUCAAUGCAAGAAAGCAGUAAUUACAACAAAUAUUUAUUUGCAUUUGUGAUGGCAAGGGAGGCUCUAGCGUUAUGCAGUCUGACUACCUUUUCCAUCUCCAAAGUUUAGAAACGCGACAUUUUCCAGCCUAAUCCUAUUCUCCGUGCGGCGGAGAGUUUGUCCGCCAGGUGACGAAGGAAAUUACCGAAAAUAUGGGGAAUUGAAUGAUCAACCACUUUCCUUUUACAGUCUGACCAGCGGCUGAGGCGAACCAAACUCUGCCUAUCAAGCCACGAAAUUACAGGUCUAUACUUGCUGAUGGAUACUGGAGUAACGACGUUGUUUUCGAGAGGAGACAGCCGCCUACUUCUUUGAUUUUGCCAAGUCACACGACGAUCCUGACCUAAAUUAAACGGCUUUACAGAUUGAAGAUAACAAAAGCCUCAGUUUUAGUUGAAGAUAAUCAGUCAGUAAAUCCCAGAAAAACCACACGACGAGCCCGCACCGAUUCAGGCGCUUGCCCCAGCCAUGAGAUAGAUGUUAUAUUGGUCCAAGAAUGAGUACAUUAAGGUUACAGCUUUGCAUUUAGUCUGCCUGGAAAACCAUUCAUAGAACCGGAAAUGAAUUCGCAAUCACUUACUAUUGGACGCUUGCAGUGGAAAAAAGUACAGUAAAAACCAAUAAACUGUCUGCUGGCUCCAUAACGGACCGGGUGACGGCCCCUAAGCAUCUGAAGCCUAUAAAGAAUACCUACUAUACGCAUUAAAGUAGGUAUUAACCCGGCAUUAUUAUUCCGGUUUAUUGUUUCACCUGUAGACCGUUUGCACAGAUAGGAGCUCAGAGAGUUGAGAAGUGAACGGUGUAGACGGUCUGACGUUUCAUCUGCAAUACCCUUCGCCCAAAGAGUCGAGAAGCGAUCGCUGUGGACGCCUGAUGCAUUAUCUACAAUGACCUUAACUCAGAGAGUUGACAAACGACCGCUGUAGACUGUCUGGUGCUUUAUCUACAAUAAUUUUACCUCAGAGAGUUGAGAUGCGAUCACUUUAGACACGAUCAUUGCCAAAGUUUGACUGAAUUUCUUGAUAUUUCCUCGUAAUUGACGGGUGGCAAAUAUCCUGUAUUUGAUCUUGCACUUACUUCAGAAUCCCCUAUGAGUUUUGGGAGAAGACCUUGCACCGGGUUAGGGUUCAGUCGAUUAUGUAAGUAAUUGGGCGGGGAUUUUGCCUGCAAAGUUGUGGACGGAUAUACGCCUGUGAUUAUCACAGAAUUGCAGUUUCCACUUGUGCUUACAUAACUAGCGGUAGUGGCGUGAUCAAAGACGGAGGGAAUUGUUUUGGUGUAAAAAUAUCCUGAAAUACUGAGAAUGAGUUUUCUAUGUGUUGAGGGUCUUCAUACUCAGAGAUUGUAGUGGACAGCCAUAAUGGCUACGUCGCGCCUCUCGCUAGCGCCUGCACCUACGUCCUAGCGACAGCCUGCUAUGGCACGCACGUCAGCCCGGCUUCGAUUUGUCUCUUUUCAAUUCACGGUCUGCACCACGCGAGGCUUGCCACUACCUUCGCGUGGGCUCGAAGCCAAUCAAGGCAACUCCUAUUGCUGAUUGGUAAGACAGGCGCGAACAGUCCAGAACAAUAGACGCAGCGACCUUCGGCGACACAGGGCUCGUCGAUCUCGCGGACGCCGCCUCCGCGGCGCCGGACGCAUCCUCGUCCGGUUGCCAACUUUCUCCUUCACUAUUCUGUACAGAAUAAAGUGUCCUAACCAAAUGGCGUCCUGCCUCUAAAGACUUGGGAUAUGGCCUGAAGUUGUGGCGUACUGAGCGUACACCAUUACCGCUUAGCCGCUACAAGAUUAGAGAUGGAAGUGAGGCAACGCCUGGUACUUUUCACUGGACAUCUGUUGGAUGACUUUAAUAGUCCCAACAGGAGGGGGGGGGGGGGUGGUCGGAGUCUGUUUUUUGACCAUUUGAGGGAGUACGCAGGUGGCUUUGUCGGAUAUGGUGGACGGACAUUUUGUGAACCUUCUGAAAUGCAUGGGCGAGCGUCCAGAAUUUGAGAUUUUACCGCCCGGACACUUGUUCUGUCGAAACAGUGAAGUGACGCAAUUUGCAUGACUUGGAGACCACAGGCAGUACUGCUGGACGUGGUCUGCGUACUCUUGAGUUUAAUCAACCCUGCAGGGCGGCCAGGCAUUUUGCAUCUUUCUCAAACUCUGCUAGGUAAAAUGUGGCCAUAUAACCCCACAUGAUGGACACAGUACUGCUGGGGUUGGUGUUAAUGAUUGGGGUUAGGGGUUAUGGUUAGGGCAACUAUUUGUCCACCACUUAAAGAACAGCUGCGCAUUCCCAAUAGCUUUUUCUUUUGCGUACAACUGCUUGACCUCGUCACCUGUGCGCUCCGCGACCCCACCUGCAAACCCCUAUUACUACCGGCCCCGUAUUGCAGGUGGCUGAAGUUAGUCUACCUCAGGCGUGGCUACGCAACCACAUCUGACCCUCUGCUGUACUAGGCUCCUGCCUCCACUUUGUGCUGUUUGAUUUGCGUCGUUACUUGUUGUUGUUGACACAGGUCUGCUGCAACCUGUUUUAUUCAGAGGGCAGAUGGCGGACUUUCCAGGCAUCGUCAUCAAACCAGUCCCAGUACUGACGACUUGGGCGAACAAAAGCUUUUAGAACGAUGGAGUAGACAACACCAAUCUAUUUUUUCUAUGACGUCUCAGUAGUUGCGAAAAUUCCCAUUGUAAAAUUCAAAAGGCAAUUUGGCGAGCAUACGUUUGCUUUCGAUAAAUUCUCUUCAGGCCUGUACAUUUAUAUGGCUAUUGAAGUAAUGAAUGCAAAAGAUACGGGUAGAUAGGGGAGGGCAGGGGAGGGGGAGGGUGAGACACCAUAAUUCCAGUCGGCGCCAGGGGGAAGGUGGGUCCCGGCGAAUGCAGUUACAUGCGGGUGUCUGGCUUGGUGGCUUUGGCCCAUGGUAACUGUGGGGCCUGCACGAAAUUCUUCUGCGCCCAUAGGACCGGCCGGCGUAGCCUAAUUGCAGCCGCCUCUGCCGUUGCCAACAAGCGUUGCCCAAGCAGUUUUGGAUAGCUUGAUGGGACCUUGUAGAUCACUCUGAAGGCCUCUGUGGCGUCUACACGGUGGCCUGUGUCCACCAUGUGCGCGAGGGUCGAGCUGUUGAUGUUCUUAAUUUGUCCCUUUCCUAACCAUGCUGGGAGAUGUUCUUUCAUUCUUUUGGAUAAACGCCGGCUCGUGCGACCAAUAUAUUCUGCCCCACAGGAGCAGGUGAAGGAGUAGAUACACAUAGAGGUGGUCUGAGCUGGUAGUUUGUCCUUGCCCUCUCCGUAUAGAAUGGGACUGGUGGUAGUUGUAUUAUCUUUGACAGUUUGCCUUCGUUUCACGUUGAGAUUCAUACGAUUGCUAAACAGCCGAGUAUGGGUCCAGUAUGGGCCACGACAAUGAGUUGAGCCUCUUACGGAAUCGCCGUCGUUGAAUUCGUAGGGGGUUUUGGUUUUGCGGAUAGCAGGGGAGUCAGUCGAGGCGCUUACCUGCACGUGAUCACUGAACAAAGCGCAAUUUCGCGUGGUCAUGGGCGAGAGUUGGAUGCCAUCUAAGGGCAGUGCGGACCAACCCCUGCACGACCUAGGCUCACGGAAUGACCUGUUUUUUUACACGGUGUACCUCUACCUGAACACCCACUUACACACAAAACGUGAAUUGAUACUAAACACGCGCCCUGGCCUCGACAGUGACUAGUACUGCCUAAGUCAGCCUCUCAGGCUUCUCUUUGGAAUAAGCACCUCCAACUGGUUACUGAUGAAACUUACCAAAAAUGACUGAUGCUUCAAUGGUGGCUUUGGUUUGCUAUUCGGCUUCUGUGGCAUUUACUGUCUCAUAACACUAACUGAUUACAGAUUAGCUGAGUUCUCCGUGGAUAUCGUAAUGACAGGAAACUUGCUGCACAAAAAUGUUGACACCUGACAGAGGUUCCGUUACAAACUGACCUACGCGAACGAGUUUACUCAUUUAAGUUAUUACUGAUGAAGGGACAACAAGAAUGCUAGAAGACUGUUUCAUCUACUCUGUAAUGAUGUGGGUUCCUGUAACGAGUUCAAGUAUUAAAAAAUGGUCAUUUAUUAACGAUUAUCGACACAAAGUGCAGUCCAUACAUGUGUUUUACGAGUGUAUUUCGGUCGUUUGCUUAGCAUGGGUGGUUCUUUUGGUUCUGCGUAAGCAGAAUGUGGGAAAUUUUUUUAAUUAACUUAACGAUUCUUGUAUUAAAGCAUCACCGCCUUGAAGCCCAAAGCCAAGAAACCCAGUCCCGUUAUCAUGGAUCACAUUCUGACCAAUGUUGCCUUUCCGCUCAUUUCCGUCUUCCUUGGGUGGCCAUUCAUGUCUGGAGUGCCGGUUCGUACCAUUGCAAACACGAUGGCCCUCGUCAAACUGGAACCACACCCGCCGCCAGGAAAACCAGCGCAGUAAGUUUUGUUCCAACAGAUUUUCCACCUUUACACUGUGAAUGAAUUUUUCGGAGAAAAAUAUCAGUCAGCGAUUUUUGUCGAAAUAGUGCGCUGAGAUUUGCGGUUGCCAAACUGGAAAUCGAGAUGUAGGCUUGAAGUUCAAUAUAAGCUUCAGUAUUUAAAGCCGACUUUCUGCGACAAUGGAUUCUUCACUAUUGGCUACCCUCCCUCUAACGAUUUCUUUUCCUACACACCAGUUCAUUUUCUAAGGUUGUCAGGCUAAUGGUGAUGAGAUUGGAGGCAGAGGCUGGCGUGACGUCUGCCUCUAUCAAACUCGCGUCAUGUGCAGACGGAGCGCUGUCAGACGGAGCGCUGUCAGACGGAGCAGACAAUAAGCCAGUAUGGCUCGUUUAGAGGUGCUGUGUUUGUGUCUCUGUACAGUGCGGUCGUGCAAAGGAUUCAUGGGCUACGAUGUAUUACAGUGAGUUUCUUUUGCACGUUCAGGGUCCAAAAUUCGCAUGUGGUUUCCGACAGCCCUGGAUCAGUGUGAGCAGGGAAGGUGUUCGUAUUCAGAAGACGAAGAUGCGACCAUUGGAACAAGAAAUUUAUUGGCCUGGCGUUUCGGAUUCUCACUCGAACCCAUUAUCAGGAACAGUCGCAGAUAACGUGUUCAGGAAAGCGACAAAUACGACGCAAAUACUGAACUUCUAUAGCAACCACCCGAUCAGUCACAGACGCAGUUGCGUGAGGGCGCUAUACCGGCGCGUUGAGACGCAGUGCUGUGAAAUGGAAGACAAUGUUGCUUAAAUGAAAUAUCUUCGACGGAUAAUGAGAGCCAAUAGCCACCCGCGCAACUUUGCCAACCAGUGCAUACGAAAACGACACCAGAGACCAAAUCCAACUGGCCCCAAAUUUUGGCAGGCUCUUCCGUACGUGAAGAACGUCUCGGAAGCCGUCAGUCGUCUCCUCACUCCAUUUGGAGUUGGGGUUGCAUACAGGCCGGAAGCAACCAUUAGGCGUCAAGUCAUGAGGCCGAAAGACCCACUGCCACGAUAGAAAACGUCUAGAGUCGUUUACCGGAUCUGGUGUAGUUGCGGACAAAGCAACUACGUCGGAGAAACUGGGAGAUUACUCUGUACGCUAAUUGCCGAACAAGCAGCAGCAGCAAUGAGGCGGGGAGACGGUAGCUCUCAGGUGGCGGCACAUUCGACGAUACCCGGCCAUCUUUUCAAAUUAGAAGAGGCCGAAAUCCUCGCAAGGGGUGACGACAGCGUGAGCCGCGAGCUGCUCGAGUAAUGCUUCUCAGACCCGCAAUCCAUCAACAAGCGCAAUGACCUCCCGGUGCCAUAUUCCGUGCUGAGAUUUUCUCUGGGCAGGGGAAUCAGUCACGUAAGGAGGGCGCGGGCGAACGAUUAUUCCAGUGACAGUAAGCCAUUUUGCCGAGCAAUCGUCACACCAGCAUCCAGCACGGAUGACGAAAUCACGGCCAUUAACGACUCGGACUCGGACUGACAAGCCACUACCGCAUCAAUUACGACCCCAGUGUUGAUUGAGAGAGCUGUUAAUUACAGUGCGCGUAUGAUCCCACAGCCGCCACGUGCUAUAACUACUGCACUCCUUGUGCCACCAUCACCUUUACUUGCGACUGUCUCUGAUGAUGGAUUUGAGUAAGAACCCGAAACGUCAGGCCAAUAAAUUUCUUGUUCCAGUGGUCGUAUCUUCGUCUUCUGAACUGCUACCUGGAACUCGCCUGUUCGCUUCUGUCAGCGGUGUUCGUAUUGUCAGUUGAUCGGAGUCCAAACACUAGUUCAACGUCCGCAAUCUGAUGGAUCCGCAAGUGACCAACCAGAGCAAACCCGUUUGCCGUUUCCAUGACCUGAAUGUCGGGUAUCCUCUCCUCCCAUUCAAACUUAGUUGUGAUUGGAGGUAACUAAGAUAAAGGUUAUUUGGUUUCUGGGCAUUCGUACUUGGCUCUCGUGCGCUAUCCUCCUACACGCCCCUUAAAAAAGAGUCUUACAUCCUCAGUUUCAUGUUGGGGAGGUUGCCGCAGCGACUUUAAAAACGAUGCUGCUAAUAAGUGAAUGUAUGGUUGUCUUUGCAGUUGCGACUGGCAAAUGCGUUGUAGAUUCUGAUAUUUCCUGAGUUUGUGCUCCAAACAUUCGCGAAUUUAUCUACGGCUGUGAGAUACGUUAUAUUGGCACAUUGUACCCGGGAGCCGUUUCACUUUUAGCUGGUGCCGAUUAACAGACCAUCACUGUUCUCCCCAUAUUAAUGAUCAGUCCUAAGUCUCAGUAGUCAGAUUCAAAGAGUUUCGUGCUUCAUUGAACGUCGGUAUCUGCCGUAGCUUUCAGCACUUCGUCAUCCUUGAAUAAAGGUUACCGGACAAUGACGAUGGACGCCCUUGUCGUCAUCCGAAUACGUCGGAUGUUAAGUAGUUAUUCUUCGGUUCGGCAUUUGAUGUUGAUUUCAGGCUCUCCACGCUGAAGUCAUCAAUCAAUAUGACGAAAAUCAUGAGGCUAAAUGAGACAGAAACAAAUACAUAAAUCUACGUCAUAAAUCUAAAUCUCACUACAAACGCUUUCGUACUGACCCAGUGUCAGUGAAUGUGCAAUCGGCCCAUCUCCCAACUAUCUGGCCAUUUGCAUAUGCCGUUCUGUAAAUCUGAAUUCUAACAUUAUUUUGAAGGUUCCAUGGCUGUUUAUUAUAUCGAUUAAUGUUGUGGAAAUCCCCAUAGCUAUAUUCAGAAGAAAAAGUGACGAGCGAACGUUGUUUUCGAUAACUUCUCGUCAGUUAUAUGGGACGGGAUACAGUAAGUGAAAAAAAUCGAUAAAACCUUCAAAUUUUAGGUUAACAGAAGGGUAACAUUUGGUUUUGAAAAAGUUUCUGAUUAUGACAAUUUUGAAGACCGUGAAACGUCCAUUCAUAAAAUAUCGUUCCUCUACAUUACCUAAAUUUGCACGUUAAGUUUAGAAUAUGGCUCCAAUCCAUUACUAAAUUUUACGAACCUCAUACAGUCUUCUUGGAAUAGACUAUAGAAAUGUAUGACUUUCCGUACACGGGAAAUAUAGAGCUAGUAGUUUGGAAACCCCGAAUGCAUGUGCAACGGCAGGUCGGGAUCAAAUUUAUUUGCGAAUUGAAAAGUUUUUUAAAACCCAAUUACACCCUUCUUUCAAGUAUGAAAUUUGAAGAAGACGUAAUUUUCCACUAAAUAAGUAAAAGGAUGAAUAUUUCUACUCGUUUUUUUCUGUAAAAUAUAUUUAUGAAGGCAUUGAAAAUCGAUGAAAAAACUCAUACUACAUAAGUACUGUAGGUGGGCUAACUCAUGAAAUGUCAACCGAAAUUCCGAAAUUCGUCUUAAUUUCGGGAAGAUUAAUUAAGCAGAUUUGGAUAACUAAUCAUCAAGCAGCAUAAUCGUAUAAUCGUAAUAAUUCAGUUACCUCAGGACGACGGCUUUUGAAAGAACUUCUUUUCGGUAGCAUGCAAAAGCUAUACGUCGUAAAAGAUGACUACGUAAGUAGCAUACAUUUUUUCCACUGACUUUCGAUGCCCUUAAAAAUUAAAUUAUAUUUCAUGGAAACCAUGCACAAAAAUAUUCAUUUUUUCGCUCAUUCGGCAGAAAAUUACGUUAGCUUCCAAUUCUUUUACUCGAUGAAAGGGAAAAAUUUGGCUUUCGAGAAGUUUCUAAUUGUGAAACUUUUUAAUACCCUGAAAUGCGCGCUCAUGAAACACCGUGUCUCUGCAUUUACGAAUGUGGCUCGUAAAGUUAACAACAUGGUUCAAAUUUACUGCUGAAUUUUAUGAAUCCCAUAUGGAGUCCAGUUAAAACCGUAGAAAAUACGUACGGUUUUCCGUACGUGGAAAAUAUAUGCUUUUUAGUUUGGAAACCCUGAACGUGAGUGUAACGGCAGGUUGGGUUCGAAAUUAUUCGGAAAUUGGAAAAGUUUUGAAACCCGAAUAUACCAUUCCUUCGAGUAUAAAAUUAGAAGAAGACGUAAUUUUCUGCCGAAUUAGCGAAAAAAUGAGUACUUCUAUGCAUGUUUUCCAUGAAAUAUAAUUGAAUUGUUAACGGCAUCGAAAAUAAGUGAGAAGAAUGCAAACUAAUUAAGUUGUCAUUUUUUACUGCGUAUAGCUUUUGCAUGCGUCCGAAAAAAGUUCGUCCAAAAGCCGGCAUCCUGUGGUAACUGGAUUGUUAUAGAAUUAUGCUGUAGUUCUACAACUCUGCUCAAUUAAUCUUUUCGAAACGAAAACGCAUUUCGGAAUUUCGGUUGACAUUUCAUGAGUUAGCCCACCUACUGUAGUCAUUUUUUAACGGAGUGUAGUUUUUGCAGGAGGCCGGAAAGAAUUUCGUUCAAAAACUGGCAUCCUGUAGUAAAUGAACUAGCUUGAGAUUAUGCUGCUAGUUGAUUAGUAUUACAACCCUACACAUGUACCCUUUUCGGGCGGAAAACGCAUUUCAUAAUUUCGGUCAACAUUUCACUAGUUAGCACAUCUGCUGUACCUUUGAUCGGCCUCUAGCGAUAUUUAAGUCGUUUAUUUGGCUACCUAUUUUGUUUGAGUAGGUGGGUGUUUGUCCAUCCCAGGGGAUAAAGUGCUCCCUCAUGAAGUCCGCCAGUAAUGUGGACAAACACCAUGGGGACAGAAUUUGCGCAAAGAAAAACUUAGCAAAAAAGGCACGCGGACGUUCUGGAAUGCACAAAUGGCGUUGUGUAUAUACCAGUUCAAGUGCCUUGGCUCUCACCUCCGAUUUGAUGAAUAAAAGCGAUAUGAAUUAUAAAAUUUCCCUGGCGCGACAGAUAACGUCCGACUUCAGACCGCAUCAUAGCCCUCGGUCUGGAGUGGGCGACAGUGACGUUCGUGUUGAUCAGGGUUUGGUUUAAAGAAAGACCUUUUCAUUUAUGCGAUUGCACCUUCGCGGAAUGCAGAAAUAAUAUGAAGUUUAAGAUUAAGGCAAGGGCUGUCUUAUUUUUAUGUAUAAGUGGAAGUUAGACAUCAGGACAACGUUUUGCCUCUCUCCUUCUCUUUGUGUUGUACAGUUACGGAAAUGGCUAGUUUUUAGGUUAAGCUUGUGUCUGACUCUCGGCGAAUGGUGGAAACGAGGUUUAGAGUUAACUUAAACUCAGUUUUGGUUUUGGCUUACAACUAGAGUUAUACGUAGUCUUGGGGUAGAGGGUAGCUUUACAGAUCGAUACCGCUAUUAAAUUAGUGUCAGGAAAAGGAUUUAGUUUAUGUCCACGACUGUGGUGAGGGUUCGUUUUGAGUUCAGGUGUAGUUUUGGAUGAAGUUUAGUAUUGAGAUUUAGACUAGGUUUGAUAUUGAUUUCACUUACAGGGCUAGACAUUAAGCAAAGAGUCUAGAUUAUAGGUAAGAUAACAUUCUUUUUUAACCUCAGAUUUAAGCUUUUUAUGAAUUAUUAUGAUUAGUGAUUGCUGAUGCUCGUGUCUUAUUUUAUCACAUUUAUUCUUUUGUCCUCCACCUUUAUACGCUCUUGUCUCAAUUUCCUUGUAAACAGUACUAACAGUGCGCACACGAUCGGCGUACAUUUAGGUCUUCGAAAUUAUCGACCAAUGGGUGAUCCCAAUAUAAAUAAUGGAAUAAUCACUCAACCUCCUACAACGUGCAAUAACGCAAUUUUAUUUCCACUUCCAACCUCUAUCAGACAUGGAAUCCCUGUGUAGACCGUGUUUAUGGGGUGGUUAAAGGUUCAUCAGACCAGCUAGACUGUGACAUUGAUGGUGGCCACCACUUUGUGGAGAUUAUAGAAAGUCCUGAAAAGAGCAGCUUGGGACGAGCACGAAUGUUGCACGCGUAAAAGGAGAAAUUCUCACCGCGCCGGACACCGCGGCCGCGCGACAUUUUUGUCGCCUUGAUUUUGCCACACGACCACAACAUAGUCUCUCCUGUGGAUAGUAAGGCUAGGUGAGUGCAUCCUAAUUAUAAACAGAUUCAUGUGCAAGUUACAAAUGCGCACAUGUCACCAGCGCCAUUCCAACUAUCGUGUAGAUAUGUACGUUAGUCCACGUAGACAUUAGGCAACGCGGACGCGGAUACAUCAUUCAUCCCGAAGGCCAGUGACAGGUCACAUCAUGGCAAGCGACCCUGACGACAAUUAGUGCUGGCACAAGGGCUAGAGGCGUUUAUUGGCAGACGGAUCAGCUGGAGUAAAAUGACAACUUACCUGGUCGUCAGAGGUUACGUUUAGUACGGAGGGGUUGAAAUAACUCACGUAUGCUUAACUUUUCACAUUAAUAGUAGUGAAAACGUGAUUCCCGGGUGGCAUAUCAGAAGAAGAAGAGGCGUUCAGCGGGAGAGGUUUAUCGGAAGUCUGGCAUUUCCAGUAGUUACUUCGUCUACCCAUCUUUAGAGACUAGGAUGUGAUGCGCACAGGUCUCCUCAUAUGACACACUUUGUUUGAUGUGUGGCUGCAUCUGACCCGCAUGUCACCGUGACCUGAAUCGUCCCCCCCGCCCUUGUCGGCAGCGGAGAUAGUAGGCGGCCCCGACUGUUCCGCGCCGUGACUGUCCCCCGUCAAGAAGGUUCGAAAAGGCAGAUAGGGGGGGGGAGGCUAUUUGAUGUGGCGGUUGACAGAGCAGUCGGUGAACAUCCAGGCCUCUUGCAUCUGCCUUGCCGUAUGACCAUCGCCCUGACCCACAAUCUCAACGACGUCAAAGUUGAAGAUGUGCACCAGAUGUGCGGCCUGGGUUGUUACCUCCGACUUUGGGUACAAUCUUCGCACGACCAUCGGUCGGUUUCCCCAAUGUAGUUGCAACUACGGCAGCUGAACUGAGGACGGUGGACGACGGCUGGCAUCUCCCGCUUACAAAUAAGCUCCUUUGGCUGCAUCACCUGUCGUCGGACUGUUGAGUUAGGCAUGUGAGCAACUUCUAUUCCGAGUGUCCGAGGCAUCUAGCUACGGCCGAAGGUUACAACCCAGGCCGCACAUAUGGGGCAACUACAUUGGGGAAAUCGACCGAUGGUCGUGCGAAGGUUGGACCCAAAGUCGGAGGUAGCAACUCAGGCCGCACAUAUUUGGCAUAUCUUCAACUUUGACGUCGUUGAGAUUGUGGGCCGGGGCGAUGAUCAUACGGCAAGGCAGAUGCAAGUGGCCUCGAUGUCCACCAACUGCUCUGUCAACCGCCACAUUAGUCUUCCUCCCCCCUAUCUGCCUUUUGCAAACCUUCUUGACAGGGGCAGUCGGGGCCGUCGGCUAUUUCCGCCGCCGACGAGGGCGGGGGGACGAUUCAGGUCACGGUGACAUGCGGGUCAGAUGCAACCACACAGGCGGCAUUGGCGGGCCGCACAUCAAAGAAAGUGUGUCAUAUAAGGAGAGCUGUGCGCACCACUUCCUAGUCUCUGAAAACGUCUGGAAACGUCAGACCUCUGAUAAACUUCUCCCACUGAGCGCCCUCUCGUCUUUUGCUUAAAUUUCCGUUCCAGCACUUUCAGCAUACUUUGCAUCUUUGGCGUCUUAAUGCUGUAGCAUGUUUGGGGAAGGAAAUCCUUUUUGGCAUAGUCAUGAUUCCUGGACGCACCUAAUCCUAACGCACAGGCAGUUGCCUUCCAGACUUCGAAAAAAAAUCGGGUGGGCCAUUGCUUGUUGAACUUCAAUUAUGUAGGCGGCAUGGUUGAGGGAUUCGAGGGUGACCAUCUUCCCCGACAUUUUCAGCAGGGCAGUUUAAGUUUCCGUAAGAUCUAAAACAAUGAAGUUUGAUGUGUGCUUCUAAACAUCUCAUUUAUAUGGAUGACUUUUCAGGCCUAAAAACAGCUGGAGACAAACAUGAGUAAUCAUAAUUUUUAACUUCUUUAAUAUACAUACCCUCUAUCUGUCAGUUCACUGUGGUCUGCCAGCUCCAAAUAACAGGCCAUUUAAGCUGUAGUUUUACGUUAUAAACUGCAUUAACUCCAUUAAGUCAAAGCCUGAAGACUCUUAAAUUGGAUUCCGUUGACCCACAAACAUUUAUCUCAAUGCUGUGGCGCGUUGGACAUAUCGGCAUUACUGGUUGCCUAUCUAGCAAGACAGUUACCACCCUACUGCUUGAUAAUGUAGGUCGGAAGAGUGACACCAGUCGCCGGAUAAAAAAAUGCUAACACACGGACAAUUUUUCUGUGCUUACCCAUGUCGUUAUCAUAGGCCGGGCCCUCAGGCGGCUUUGGACUUGCCUUAUUACCGGUUUACACUAUUGUUUUUGUGUGCACAGGGUCAAAUUCCUGACUUAACUCUAGGGUUUGUACUGUGACAUGCGCUAGCCGGUCACUCAAUUCGCCCUGCUUAUUUCAAAUGAGCUUAUGCGCUGCUCUGAAAAUCCUCCUUCGAACAUCCCUUCUUCACGGGAACUUCUAAUACCUGCUUCGUCUCUCCUCUACAAAAUGAUCUGCAAGUCAGUAGUCACACAAUUUGGUCGCGUUUGAAUGCCCACAAUGUUCCGUUUAAUCCCUGAUCCAGGGAAUGCACGUAAAGUGCGUGACCGAUCUCAUGAAAUUUUGGCCGAAAUUUUGGAAUGCGUGAUUGAUUUAGAAGGAUUACUUAGGUGGACUUGUAAUACUGAUUAGAAUGCAGCAUAAUCCUAUAGCAUUUCAGACUCACCAGGAUGUCGGCUUUUGAAUGCACUUCUCUUUGAUCGCCUGCAAAAACCACACCUGGUAAAAAAUGACUACUUAAGUAGCAUGCAUUUAUCCUAUUAAUUUUCGGUGGUCCUAUAAAUGCAAGUACAUUUUAUAGAAAAUAUGUACAAAAAUAUGCUUUCUUUUACACCUUUGGUGGAAACUCACAUUACCUUCAUAUUUUACACCCGAUGAAAGUGUAUAUUUAGGUUUAGAAAAAAGCUUCUCAAUUCCCGAAUAAUUUUGAGCCUGAUCUACCAUUUCAUUAGCGUUUAACUAUUUCAGACUGCAAGGUGCAUCCUUUCCGCAGAAGGUAAAUCACAUAUUCCUUUAUGUUUUCAAGAAGAUACUAUAUAGAGUUCAUAAAGUUUUGCGAUGGAUCCGGAUUGUGUUGUACAUUUUUUGAGGAGCCUUGGUAAACGGAAAUGUACAGUCCUGUAUGCAUGGACAUCGCACUAUCUUAGAAAUUCCAUAAUAAGAAACAUUUUGAAAACCUAAAUAUAAACUUUCUUUGGGCAUAAAAUAUGAAGAUAAUGUGAAUAAAAGAAAGCAUAUUUUUGCACGUUUCCUAUAAAAAGUAUCGGAAUUUAUAAGACCACCGAAAAUCAAUUUGAAAAAUGCGUGCUACAUAAGUAGUCAUUUUUUACUGAGUGUGGUUUCUGCAGGAGAUCGAAAAGAAGUGCAUUCAAAAGCCGACAUCCUGGUGAGUUUGCAAUGCUAUAGGACUAUGCUGAAGGCUAAUCAGUAUUACAAGUCCACCUAAGUAAUCCUUCCAAAUCGAACACGCAUUCCAGAAUUUCGGCCAGCAUUUCCUGAGAUCGGUCACGCACUGUACAUGCGUGCAGUUAAGUCUUCACAGCAUAUGCUUGUCCUCUAACGGGACUGUUAACACUGGUUAAAUACGGUACCACAUAAUCAAGCCCGCGCACAGUGCUUGCCGUUAGUCUCUGGUCGUCAUUAACCGUAGUUAAGCUCACCGACAUGGAGACGGACAACAUGACACUGGCGAUAACAGCGGAGGUGAAAUACAAUAGCCCUAUUUUUUACGCGCCGCCGUGUUGUACGUAGCUGUAUAUGGAUUCCAGAAAAGACUGCAGUUGUUAAAGUAGCAUUUGCAUAAUUUGAGACUUUCUGUUCAUCUUUGUGCAACCCGAACGUUUUGAGGGCAGAAGAAUUCAGAAACGACGUAACGGCUGAGCCUAUAGACCUUGAAUAAAAUGAUCUACUCCAAGAUCGUGAUUUGUUUCUGAGGGAAUUAAAAAGCGACAAUUCCUAAAUUGCAGUAUCUACCAGAAAACAAACAGAGAACGCUGGGGGACCCAAUAACGAGCCGAACCCCUCGCAGCUGCGCCACACAGCAGCAGAAUAUCGGCAAAACACGCGUGUAUGGGCCUUUGGUUAGUAUCUGUGCUGUUAGUAUAGUAUCACCUUAUCCUAAAGGAACAUUUAACCCAUUUUUCUUAAGAUCAUAAAUACUAUGAAGUAGAAAACACUGUAUAAUUUGUACCUCAUCUGGUCUCACAGUCGAGACCUGCGGUCUGACCAUCGAUGCAGCACUGACGGGAAAGUCUGUGAACGCAGUCCAAGCACAUUGUCCAAGCCCACAGCGUUAAGACACCUUGAGUGCAAACGGGUAUAAUCUUAGUGGUGAUCUUCUUUUCUAUCCAUUCCAGCUACUUUUGUCACCAACGAGUUUUCAGGCAGUUUCCAAUCUAGCUAAGAUGCCGCCUGGACCAUGAAACAAGCACAGCAAAGUACUCAUGGACAGUUUGCAUUAACAAGUGUUUACAAUAUCGUCCGUUUUGUAACAACUUAAACAAGAUUGGGGAAGAUGAGGUCAAGAGUUCAUGGCAAUUACACUGUAUCUUCGGACCGUAGCCUGCUUCAGCUGCUUCACAAGUUUGGAUCGGCCGUUGAAAAUCUUGUACUUCACGUAUCUCCAAAGGAGAAACCAAGUGGAAUAAGAUCUAGAGGCUCAGGUGGCCACCCUACAGGUCCAUCCUGGUCAUUCCAUCGGCCACUGCAGCACGGCCAUUUUAUGGAGGGGCUCCCUCAUUUUGAAAUCACAUUUGUUGAUGUACUCCAGGAUACCACUGGUUGUUCCAAAAGCUGACAAUUGGACUGUCCUAAACAGGGCAAAAAUGAGUUGUUCGCGAGGGCAGUCUCAACUGUUUCUAAAGAAUAAUAGCCAGAUUAAUUUGCUUCCCACCAUAGCAACCUAAGCAAUGACCUUCCGGUCAGUUUACCUUCGACUCGGAACAAAAUUUGGCUUUUGAUCAUUCGGUUUAGACGGAUUAUGGCUUUAACAGGGGUGGGUCUCCUAAAUUCCAUUUACUGGCAUAAAUGCUGAAAAGAAUUUCUCUCAGAGGUUCGAAGCAUCCAGCCGAAUCCUCUGCAAUCCAGCAUCACGGUCCUGCGCAAUCCUUAAAUCCUCUUGUUAGUGACAAGUCCUUUCAGGGCGACUUUUCUUCAUACCCCAAACCGUCCUUAUCGUCAUUAUACAAGAUCAGAACGGGGCCGUGUUGAAGCCAGUUACAGUAGGUGGGCUAACUUAUGAAAUUUCAACCGAAAUUCCGAAAUGCUAUUUCGUUUAGAAAAAAUUAGUUAAGUAGGGUUGUAAAUCUAAUCAGCCUGCAACAUAAUUCUAUAAUAUUUCGGUUACCUCAGGAUGCCGGCUUUCGAAUGAACUUCGGCUGCAUGCAAAACCCACAUUCUGUGAAAAAUGGCUACUUACGUAGUAUGUACUUUUCUCAUUGAUUUUCGAAGCCUCGAAAAGUCCAGUUAUAUUUCAUGGAAAACAUGCAUAAAAAUAUACAUUAGUUAGCUCAUUCGGUAGACAAUGACGUCUUCUCCUAAUUUUAUGCUCGAAGGAAGGAGAGAAUUCGGUUUUCAAAAACUUUUCCAAUUCCCGAAUACUUUUGAACCCGCUCUACCGUUGCACUUGGAUUCAGGGUUUCUAAAUUACAAGCCGUUUAUUUUCCGCGUACGGAAAUCCACACAUUUCUCUACGGUAAUAAAGGACGACCAUAUAGGGUUCAUAAAAUUUAGCAGUAGAUUUGAUCCAUAUUGUUAACUUUACAAGCCACAUUGGUAAAUGCGGUGACAUGACGAUUUAUGAACGGUCAUUUCACGGUAUUUAAAAGUCCCGCAACUAGAAACUGUUUUAAAACCGAAAUAUGUCCCUCCUUGAAGUAUAACUUUAAAAGAAUACGUAAUUAUUUACCGAAUGAGUAAAAUAAUGAAUAUGUUUAUGCAUGUUUUUCAUGAAGUAUAAUUGGAAUUUUAAGGGCUUUGAAAAUCAAUGAGGAAAAUUCACGCUACAUAAGUAGUCAUUUUUUACGGAGUGUAGUUUUUACAUGCAGCCGAAAGGAAUUUCAUUCGAAAGUCGGCAUCCUGAGGUAACAGAAAUAUAAUAGAAUUAUGUUGCAGGUUGACUACUUUUACAACCCUACUUAAUUAAUCUUUUCGAAACGAAAACGCAUUUCGGAAUUUCGGUUAACAUUUCGUGAGUUAGCCACCUAUUAUAUUUGCUGACCGGGUUUCAUUGAGUCCUCGUGAAGCCAUUACUAUUGCCGAAAGUGCACGUAGCACGUUGUAGAUGGGGACAGACGUCAUGUCAUCCAUUGCGCCAAUGUCGUCAUCAGUUUGCUGACAGGCUCGAAAAAAGUCAUUGGUGCAUAACAGUGGGAAGAUGAUGUGACGCUUGUAACAAGGUACCCAUACAUACAAUUUCCUCUUACUCCUUACUCCAACUAGCAUAACACUACAAUUCGGUUGUCAAAAGACGAGAUAACACACUACGAGGGUCAAACUAGAAUGGACUUAUCCUAAUUUAUGGAAACCCUCCGGGGUCCGUGAUACGAAAGAUGAUUUGGUUCCGAUAGAGGGUGAAGUCUAGCCAGGCUUUAAUUCCUCACCUAAAUCAUUAGAUAUUUUUUCAAUAUAUAAGGACGCGCUUUUUGGCGUGAUAUGUGCAACUGCCGACUGAUGGAGAAGCAUUUCCCAACCCUUCCCAACGUGGUAUUUAGAACGCUCUCAUUUAUGUCCUGUCUUGCCACUGAAACACGGUGGAUGUGGAAGGAGAGAGUGACACAGAUGCUUCAAUAAGAUGAAUUCAUAAGUGAAGAAGAAUAGUCGAGCAGCGGAACACUUCGUUUAUUGUCCUGAGCUUUCAGACUCGUACAGUAGUCCAUCGUCAGUGGUAGUGGCAGCAACAGAACAAGCGACAGUUAUAAAGCAUGUGGGCCAAUCAUCUACAGACGACGCAAGACUGGAGGUGACUACGCAGGGCUCCGUAUGCCGGCGCCAGAUCGAUAAAUCGAUUAGCCAAGUUCUCAUCCGAGGCCCAGGCUUCAAUCAUUUCUCGGCCUGUUUGGUUUCCGGCGUGGGCGACUAUUUUGGUGGCUGCGAAGUUAAACUCGUGACCCAUUUCGCAGGUGUGGACGACCACUUGUGAUAAUGCACCGCCUCGUCGCACAGCCAGCUUGCGCUCGUGUAUGCGCCAUCCGAGCAUGCGCCCAGUCUGUCCUGUGUAGUUACAAGGACAAUUUUGACACGAAAUGCGGUAUACUACUACCGAUUGCUCGCCUAGAUCGCAGUUGGUAGCCAGGAAUGGAGAAUCGGACGGCGACCUUAACCCUAAUCCUAAUCUUAACCCUAACCUCAACCUUAAACGUUAACCGUUAACCUUAACGGCAACCCUAACCUUAACCCUAACCGAAAUCGUAAACGUAACCGUAGCUCUUAGAGACAGCCGUAACUGGAAAACCUAGCCGUAAUACUGAAACCUAAUCGUACGCUCAAACCCUAACCGUAACCCGAAAACCUAAGCUUAAAGGCAUAACCCUAACCCGAAAAUCGGAAACUAUUAACCGGUACCCUAAUCCUUACCUCAAACGUAAAACGGAAGCCAAAUGGGUCAGAUCUGAUUAUGGAACCCCACAAAAUAGCCCAGUAAACAAACCCCCCCGCCACCUGUAAUCCGGGGCCUGGCUACCAACUGCGAUCUAGCCGAUGGCUCUUCAGGCUUUAACCGGUCUUUGAUUUUCAUGACACUACUGCGCAUGGUGGCUUUGGGGCGGUGUGCAAUUCCAACACCUAACUCCACAGCAAUGCUCUCGGUAGCUUCUGCAACGCCCUUGAUGUAUGGCACAGAAUGUUAUAUUGUUGGUGGCGUUAAUUUUUGAGUCCUCUGGAGUCGACCGCGAGGCAGCGGCUUAUGAAUGCCCUCGGAUAGCCAUUUUGCACAAAUUGGUCGCGGAGAUAACGGGCCUCACGUGCUCUUUUCUCCGGUUUGCUGCAAUGCGUUUGGAUCCGUUUGAAGAGCCUCUUCAUUCAGCUUCGUUUGUGAGCCAUCGGAUGGCUGAUGUGAAAAAUGAGAAGCCGUGUGGGUAGUGGGGGUGACUGGCUGAGCGCUGGUCAUGCGAUUGGACGGAUUAGGAGAGGAUUAGGAGGACACAUAAUCACAGGGGCUCACGGGUCGUCCGACUCGCGUGAGGUGAUGAAAGUUUGUGGGGGCAGCCGGGAGUCAUUUCAGUUGGACCGGAGGUGUCCCAGAUCGAGCCGGCGGGGGUGGCAGUGUGUCAACAGCUGUCGCGGCCGUCGUUCGUCAAAACGGAGCCGGAGAAAAGGGGGACUGGAGCGGCUGCAACAAGCGCAUUUUGUAAUAAUGGCGGACAUAUAAAGUAACAGCUCUAGAAAGACGGGUUCGUUACAAACAUUCGCUUGGUUCCAGUAGGGCUUGAUAUAUCGAGGGAUUACUUACUAGGCUCAUCAGCAUGACUAGUAAUGUCGCACGGAUUGAGGACUCGGCUUUUGGUGAUCAGGGCACUAUCUUAUUACACACAAGCGUCCUGUGAUGGGCGUGGUGGCUGCCAAAUGCAGCAAUGGAAUCCUACAAGUAAUGAACCGCAGGCGAGCCCGUCACUUCCACAUUCUGUUGCUUCUCGUGAUGAGCUUGAGAGUAAAUGCCAGAUGUCAGACGAAUGAAGUCCUUGUUACGACGAUCGCUCCUUCUCCUACUUGCUGGGAUUCACCCCUUCCAUUAUAAGAUCAGUUUAUUUGGCGCGUCGUACUCCGAUUGGCUUUAUGAUGGGUAUGUUUUGCUUUUCGAGCAGCGUCGGGUAAUGUGCAAUUUCGGUUUCUACGCAGGUACAGUAGAGCUACUAUAGCAUGAAUCGUUAAAUGAAACUUUGGGAUUUUUUGAGCAGAAAGAAACACUGAAGUAGGAUUGUGAGAUUAAAUUAUCGUACAAAAUAACAACAAGAUAUUUUAGUGAAAUCAGGAUGCGAACUGUCGAACGAACCUGUUUUCGUCCGCCUGCAAAACUACACUCCGUAAAGAAUGACUGCCUAGGUAACAGGAAUUUGCCCCGCUACUUUUAGAUGCCCUUAUAAAUUCGGAUAUAUUUUAUAGAAAAUAUGCAAAAAAUAUUAUUUUCUGCAUAUAUUUAUCCUCAAGUUACUUUUCUUUUAAUGUUACGCUGGAGAAUAGGUACCUUUCGGCUUAAAAACUUUUUCAAUUCACAAAUAAUUUUGAGCCCCACCCCCCGUUACACUUGCGUUCAUGGUUCCAAGAAUGCAACUUGCAUAUUUUCCCUGUAAGUAAAAACAUACUUUCCUAUAUCUUGUUAAGACGAUUCCAUAUAGGCCUCAUAAAAUGUAACAAUGAAUGUUGACCGCGUUGAAUACUUUGUAAACAGCAUCAAUAAAUAUACAGGUAAGUUGUUUCAUGGGUAGGCCUUUUAAGGUCUUAAAAAUCUCAUGACUAAGAAAUUUUCUAAAACCGAAAAAUACACUUAUUUCGAGUAUAUAAUGUCACGAAGACGUAACUUUCUAUCAAGCGAGUACAUGAAAAAUAUUUUUAUGCAUGUUUUCUGUGAAAUAUAUUUAAAUAUAUGAAGAAAUCGAAAAGUCAGUAUAGAAGUACAUACAAAUCGUGUUGCCUUGCCGAACACAGUUUUUUUCUAGUGCCCGAUAGGAAGCCUCUUUAAUAGCAGGCAUCCCGGUGCUGCAUGAUGAUUAAUGCUACCACCCUAAUAAAGUAAUCAUUUUUAGUCGAAAACACAUUGUAGGCAAACAUUUCAUGAGAUGACGUAGUAAAGCAUCUCAGGUCCCACAAACCUGGGGUUGGGUAUGGCUAACUGACAGCAGCUGAUAGGUCGAAAGAGCCAUUUCACUCUCUCCCGUAUCACUCAGUACCUCUUUUCUACAUAUAAUUGCAGUCACCAUGCUUUUGCCUACGAUGCUGCUAGACUGAGUUUCAAGGCGCAAUGGGACGAGCACAUACAGUAACCCGGUCGAUAAACGUCCUCCCCGCGAUAAAAUGCAGGUUUCAUUAGUGCCUUCAGCAAACGCGGAAUUGGUAACAUUACAACACACAGGCGAAGAAUUUUGGAGCUGCUUUACUUCCACUAGGGGGGAAACAGUGUUUUGGGAUGGAAUAACACAACAAGCCUGUGAACAGACAGCGAUGCGUGCGGGGGUAGUAGAGCUUACAUUUCGUAAGUUGUAUCUUUCAUGGAUGGACGAUUGUAUACGGAUGUCAUGACAUAAAGUGUCAUUAAACUCAGAUGACGCCAAGCCUCCUCACAUGCUCUGUCAGAAGGUGUCCGUCGACGCGAAGACCCUUAUCCAACAUAAACUGUUGCCUUUCUGUUUUGACAUGAGAAAAAGAGCCGCCUGCAAUACGGAUGGCUUUGAACCAACUACCUGUGAAAUUAAGGUUAGGUUCAAGGUUACAGUUAGGGUUAGGUGAAGGGUUCGGUUCAAGGUUAGAUUUAGAAACAUUGGUAAAGUAAGUCAGGAUCAACUGUGGGGUGUAGUUAGGGGUUAGUGUAAAAGGCAGAGUUAUGAUUAAGAGUAGGGUUAGAGUUAAGACUAAGCCAUUAUUUAGUUUUAUACCAGGGUUAUUGUUGGGGUUAAAACACGGAAAUAUUUUGCCCCUCCAGAAUUAUGCGCAGGUACACCUUUAUUACUUGCGUGGCGUUCCUAUUCGCAUCUCCUGUUUAAGGGGCUAUACAUACAGUAGGUGGGCCAACUCAUGAAAUGUCAAUUGAAAUUCCGAAAUGCGCUUUCGUUUCGAAAAGAUUAAUUAGGUAGGGUUUUAAACUAGUUAGCCUACAACACAACUCUAUAAUAAUUCAGUUACCUUAGGAUGCCAGCUUUCUAACAAAAUUCCCCCUAGCUGCAUACAGUAACUAAACUCUGCAAAACAUUACUACAUGCGUGGCAUGUAUGUUUCUCGUUGAUUUUUGAUGCGCCUAAAAAUUCAAUUAUAUUUCAUGGAAAGCAUGCAUAACAAUAUCCAUUCUUUCACUAAUUCGGUAGAAAAUUACGUCUUCCAAUUUGAUACUCAAACGAAGUGUAAUAAUUGGUUUACGAAAACUUUUAUAAUUCCCGAAUAAUUUUGAACCCGACCUGCCGUCACACUUGCAUUCAGGCUUUUAAAACUAUAAGCCAUCUAUUUUCCACGAACGGAAAACCACACAUUUCUCCACAGUAUUAAGAGGAGACUAUAGGGGUUCAUAAAGUUCAGUAUUGGACUUGACCGAUACUGUUGACUUUACAAGCAGCAUUGGUAAAUGCAGAAACAUGACGUUUUAUAAACGGCCAUUUCACGGCAUGAAAAAGUCGCGCAAUUAGAAAUUUUUUAAAACCGCAUUAUAUCCCUCCUUCGAGUAUAAAAUUGGAAGAUUUAAUUUUCUACUGAAUGAGUAAAAGAAUUAAUAUUGUUAUGCAUGUCUUCCCUGAAGUGUAAUUGGACUUUUCGGGACAUCGAACAUUAAAGAGGAAAUGCGUGCUACUUAAGUAGUCAUUUUUACAAAAUAUAAUUUUUGCACACAGCCAGACGGAAGUUCGUUCGGAAGCCGGUAUCCUGAGGUAACUGAAUUAUUAUAGAAUUGUACCGAUGCCUGAUUAUUUUUACAACCCUUCUUAAGUAACUUUUUCGAAGCGAAAAUGCAUUUCGGAAUUUCAUUUGAUAUUUCAUUAGUUAGCCCACCUACUGUAAGUCAGUCCCACCCUGGUUAGAUCACCCAUCAUGCCAAGUGUUCAUGUAGUCAAACUGGAUGAACUGAGGAAACUCAAAGCUAUCAUUUGGUCAUCAGACAAGCGACGUCCGAUCGUCGUAUUGAAGGUAAAAGACUGCCCCUAGGGAACCAUAGGCUAAUUAAAAUAUCGCCAAUCCCAUGCGCCAUGUAAAUUCGAACUCUCAAAACUACUUCACCAGAUGGUAAAGUGGCGUUGUAAGCUAUGCUAAGCGUGGGGUACAAUAUUGCUGACCAAUCGAAGUAUGGCUAAAAGUCCGUGAACAUCACUAUUCAUAUUUUCACGAGAAGGAUCCCAUGACCAUUGCAUCACUCAAAGACACUGGUAAAGUUGUUUGGUCCUUGCCUUACUUGCAAAGUGGGAAGUUUUCCGCCAAACUUCUAUGACGCCGUAACGCUGUGUCACAGCGUUCGUUGUCGCCAGUACCAAGCUGACGGUCGGACAGAAUGGGAUCGAGUGAGAUCAUAACCACAACAGUGAGGGUCAAACGCUCACUUGACAUGCAUAUAUAUAUACUGCUAUUGAUGUGUACUACUGUUUCUAAGAGCGAAUUUGCAACCUCAGACGGAUACAAUUCUUGUUCCUGCAGUUGAAUCUAUUUCUUCAUACAUGUCCAAGACUUUUUUAAGUUUACACAUUAUUGCACAUGAGGUGGCCGAUCGCAUUUCCAAAGGAAUCCGUUGUCCAGUAACUAACAAAUGGUCCUCGCCUAUAAAGUCGUCAGUUGAAAGUCUCGUUUAACGAACCUGGGGGAUUCAGUCAUUUGAAGUUUAUUGCUGUUGGGUUAAACUAGUGAGCCAUGCGGAUUUCUGGGUCUGACAAAUGGACAUAUUUUCAACCAAGCGGAAGCCGAAAAUUAAGUGCAGACAAGCACGCAAAACACCAUUUGGACUCAGAAAGGGAGACUUUCAUCAAGGAGGCAAUGGGACGGAUUUUAACAGUCUCAUAGAAGAGUAUCAUUUCUAAUGACUUCUUUCCUUUUCUGGCAGCCUACAACACUUGUAUGAGUGUUUUCUUCGCCUGUGGGGAUCAGAGAACAUGGAAUAAUUUUUUUUAAUCAAAAACUUUAAUUCGUUUGUUUUCAAUUGCCGUAAGUUCUGUUCUGUGAACUCUUCCCGUCCAUGCCCGAGUGUCACAAUCGAUGCAGUAAAUAUUUAUGAACGGUUAAAACGUCCUAAUUACGUUCUUAUUUAUUCCACACUUAGGAUCAUUUCGCUCGUCGAACAGAGAGUGAAUCUGCUGAUCGUCGGACUUCUUGUCAUGUGCACGGUCGCGCUCGGUGAUGUCCUACGCUUUAUUCCCAUCGCAGCCCUCUAUGGCAUGUUCCUGUUCGUCGGCAUGUCUGGCCUCCGUGGCCUUGACCUGACCAAUAGCAUCUACGCUUUGCUCAGCAGACGAAAGUACUGGGGACGCUGGGAGUUCCUCUCAAAUCUUCCCAAACAACAGUUGGCGGUCUUCACGCUGAUUCGGUUUUGCGAGCUCUCCCUGCUCAUUACAAUAAUGAUAAUUGCGGAAUUUAGCAGUGCAGGUUGGAUUAGCUUCGCUUUUCCCCUGAUAAUUAUAAUCUCUGCUCUCAUCCGCGAAUUCAUCCUGCCGCGGUGGCGUUGGCUGGCAGUGUACCUAGAAAUCGUAAGAUUUAUUUAUUGAUUUUUAGAUACUGCACGCCAUUAUUUACUUGAUUUUGUAUGGGUUUCAUAAAUUCAGGUCUAUUUAGGAAGUCACUUACAGUAUAAUGUUGGAGAAAAUUACUUCGUUUAUCGUCGGGAUAGACUUCAAAAAGCUGAGCUUGUUUAGACUUGACGUCAAAGUUCAAACUGAUUCCGGUGAUUAGACGCAAACCGAAAUCCAAGUUUCCUUUAUCGCAAAUGACAACAGCAAUUUAAAUUGAACCUUGUUGAUCUGCACUUCAGGCAAAAAUGCCUUUAUGCGACCGCAAUGAAAACGGUAAAAGCAAAAGUUAGAUUCAUAGAUAUUUUGGCAGAUUUUGAAUAAUUCAUAUUGACUCAACUGUGAAAAACUCGGCGCCUCGAUGGGAUUCGAACCCACGCAGUAAGGGGAAGGCUUUAGUACAGCCAACGCGCUAACCACUUGAGCUAGGAGGCUCCGCCGGACGACGCGAGUUUAAUCACAUUUGGGUCAAGUUACCCGCCCAACCUGCUGCAACGUCAGGAAUCCGCCAAAUCUGAUAGAGUAAGCUGACUGCCCAGGCAAGAUUUCCUUAGUAAUUCACCUAGAAUCCACCAGGUGACUACUAGGCUCACGUAAUUCAAAGUCAAAUUCCUAAUGUCCCGUGUGCAGAGAAACAAAAACAUGAUUUAUACAACAAAUCUUUGUUUAGCUCACGUCAUUCAACAUAGCGAUUAUCAUCUUGGAGCCUCACAGGACGUGAAGUCCGUCAAAUAUUUUUGAUCUACACGACUCGAUCACUUUCUGUUUUUUCGCACGGAUCGUCGGCUUAUUGGCUGCUAUAAAUUGUGCGGUUAUAUUCGUUAUGCUUUUAGGCACGUGCCGUAGCAGCUCUAGAGGUCGCAUCGUUUGCUGACGUUAAAUUUAACUCAGAGUGGGCACCGGGUAUGAGAAUUAACUACCUUGGUCUGUACUGUAAUUACACACAUCCAUUCUUACCUGUUAUCAGGCCAUUUUGGGGUUCGCCACAAUACGCUGUUCACUGUUAAGCUCCCUUUUGGUUCUUGAAAUUGAGAUUUAAGUUUUAAAGGAUAUUGGCGGAAUAAAACCAAACCCCCAGACCUAUAUGGCGUGGCAGUCGACUUUCCCGACUAUAUGCACUCCAAUUCCUGCGAGGACCUACGAGGAUGCAGAGCGGUGUUAAAAAGUCCGCGACAUAUGAUGGAAGCAACGAUAGGUAGCACGAGACAAAAUGCUUGUAGGAACAGGUUUUACGUGCAAGUUUGAUUGGGACUGAAGUGACCACCUCUGGUUUAAUUAUCAUUAGACGUCAGUCAUACCCCAAUCACAGAUCAGGAGUAUCCGAAAUAUGAGUGCUGAUUAUCAGCCCAAAUUGUCAGUGUUCAAACGGACCGUGGUCCAAAUAGCAGGUUGACCUGUCCUGAAUUGUGUGUACAGUUGACUAAUGAGGACUAAUUCGCCGGUCCGAAGCAUUUAAACCUCACUUGCCCUAAUUCUUCUUCUUCAUUAAAUGCUCUAUGAGGAAAUUUUAGGCGCCGCCAACACUUUGAAGUUCAGUAAAAUGUACUAUUUGGAGGAACUACGGAUUCCCGCAGUUUUUUUGGUGGCAAGUCUGUCUCAUGUGACCGUAAGUGAGAAUAAUUUCGUGCCACUUGACAGUGACAUAGGAAGGUUUCAUAGACGGGGGUAGGUUGAAUUUCACAUUUUUAGAAUUGUGUUGGCUCCGAACAAUUAGCUCUCUCAUUACACUGUCACCGAUCCGCCCUAUUAGUCUUGCGCUCCCGAAAUCAAAUUCAUAGUCUGUCUAGAGAGCGCCGACAGUGACUUUUAUCGGGUCACUCUGGUGCCGCCAGAUUUGCAUCCUGUCAACAGUAGCUCGGCUCAAGUCCAGUCUGACCCGGGCGCCUCCAAGGGCAAUUACGGACUGACCUCGUGACUUGUCUACUAGAAUGGAUUUUGUAAAAAAACGAUACUGAAGCAUUUUACCCAAUCACCACGGUGAGUCUGACAAAAAUUAUUGGCUUCCUUCUUCUACCGAAAAGCGUAGGUGCACACCUCGGCCGGCUCUACGGUAAAUAUUUAAUUUGAUGUCACUGGUUCCCGAAACUUUCCUUGUUUCUGAGCACGUCGUUUGCCUGACAGUUCGACCAUCGGUUUCGAUGAUGUCCACCGUGUGCCCCACAGUUGCAGCAGCAAUGGGAGCAGGGACGGUGACUUACGCAGGGGUUUAUAGUGCCGGUAGACUUGCGUAGCAUCUACCUACACUCUCUCCUCCUCCCUCGCCCGAGCCCGGUGUCAAGACAGAGUCAAGAAGACCUUAGACGAGGGAGGCCGCAGGUAGAUGGCUCGGACGGAUCCUCACCUUGGCGUUCCACCACACCCCCUGGUCCACACAACAAAUAACCAGGAUUUCAACCAAUCACAACAGGGAUUUGGAGGCUGGCACGGCCGAAGCCGCACCUGGGCGUGCCGCCAACGCCUGGCUCGGAUCCCACACUGUGAUGGGAGUGCCAUAAAGGUCACAUUAAAAAGGAGCCAUUGCAGCCUGACUCUCAGACCGCCUCCGGUCAAGGAGAAGGUCCAAGUUACCCCGUCAGUUGGCAACCUUCCAAGCCACAGCUUUUAGCUCACCGUGAUAGCUUCAAGCGCGUCAGAUUGUUUAUAGUGACGAGAAAGUGCGCUGGGUCGUCGACCUCACUCUCCCUUCCCACUCCCACAGCUCAACCGCUGUCCGAGUCGGUCGUUUGCCUACUGGUGGUGAUUUAGUCACCAAGAGAAUCCUAGGACGUUUGCUUGAGUAGAAAGCAUAAGGUGUGCAGACGACGGGACCUAAUAUCAACAUCUGAAUACCAAAUGUGAAUAAAUUCUCGUAAAGGUUAUUCAGGCCAGACGUUAUAACUUUCAUUUUCCUGUUACCUGUUGUCCUUUUGUGCAUCAAACUACCAUGCAAGAAUUUUUUUUUAGCUGGACAGGCGCUGUAUUCAGGUUGCUACGAGGAAGUCAACCGCUGCAUCACUAGCCGCUCAAAGCAGGCGAUGA
Spirometra erinaceieuropaei is the source of this 89708-nucleotide messenger RNA. NCBI's taxonomy places the organism in Eukaryota, Metazoa, Platyhelminthes, Cestoda, Diphyllobothriidea, Diphyllobothriidae. The record is from the annotation of a GenBank genome assembly.